Podarcis lilfordi (Lilford's wall lizard) is the source of this 99968-nucleotide messenger RNA. NCBI's taxonomy places the organism in Eukaryota, Metazoa, Chordata, Lepidosauria, Squamata, Lacertidae. The record is from the annotation of a GenBank genome assembly.
GGAGGUCACAUGCGCGCAGAGGGUGAACAUCAAGCAAGGGGGACGGCUGCUUGGGGAGCGCUGCCAGGGCCCAGGUGGCCGGUGGGAUUCCCAGCCUGCUAGAAGAGGGGCUUUUGUUAUGGACUAGAUCUGCAAGCCCAGGCAGUACUCGACGUGACAGGGUGUGCAGGCCCCACCGAGCCAUGCAGAGAUCUCAGGGGCAGAGCAACCUCCAUCCGGCUGGGGGGAUGGGACGGGGCUCAGGGAGAGCCCCCCCGAGCCCUGCCAUCCCUCCCAAAAGAGCCAAAGUUGCGACGACUGAGCAGGGAAGCCCUGCUGCUGCUGCGCCGGUCUUCCUGCAGGAGCUGACGGACACAACGGUCAGCAUCGGCCACAGCAUCCUGCUGAAGGUUGUGGUGGCAGGCAGCCCCCAGCCGCACCUGAGCUGGUACAAGGAGAAAGUGCCCAUUGCAUCCACCAAGGAGCAGGAUGGCCAAGAGGAGGAGUAUGGCAGCCUCCGGAUCUGCAGCUGCAAAGCAGCCGACGCCGGGGUCUACAAAUGCAUGGCCAAGAAUGAACAUGGCGAAGCAGUCAGCAGCGCCACCGUGACUGUCGCAGAUAUGGAAGGUACGGGCAAAGUGAAAGGUGGUGGUGGCGGUGGGCAAAGCUGCUCUGCCUGAUCUCUGCACCGGCAGCAAGAAGCUUUCUGAAAGGAUCAAUGAUUGCUGCUCUUCUCAGAGAUGGGUGGCUCCAGGUCUUCAGACCUGUUGAGGGUUGAACCACAGCUAGAGCUUCUCCCUCUUUCCAGCACAGCCCUAGAAGUGGUGAAAUUAUGCCUCAAACCAUUCACAGAGUGAGUCAACACAGCAGUUUCCAAGGAAUGCCUCUGGGAUUAGUGGUGCAAGGGGUCCACUCUGGUUGUUGGCUCUUGGGCAGGCUUGAGCCCCUGCACCUCUUUAGAAGUGUAUCAGAGGCAUGGAACAGCCCUCUGCCGCAGGUAGAGGCAUUGCAGGAAGAAUGGGGGCUUCCUGCAGGCCGUGUUGAAGACUUGUCACCCCGUAAGCAUCUGGGCCUUUUUCCUUGGAUAGAACUGGGCAAAGCAGUGCUGUAGCAGCAGCAGCUAUUAGAUAGAUAGAUAGAUAGAUAGAUAGAUAGAUAGAUAGAUAGAUGAUAGAUAGAUAGAUAGAUAGAUGAUAGAUAGAUAGAUAGAUAGACAGACAGACAGAUAUUAGGACUAAAUUGGAAGCAGGAGCCCCAGAAUCUGUGCACUCCCCAUACUUUUUGUCAUUGCUGGGGUGCAAAUUAAACAUAAGGAAGUGAGUGUCUUUGAGCACAUACAGAGCGGCAAUCCCUAUUUACAGAAGGGCCGUAGCUCAGUGGAACUGCACUUGCUUUGCAUGCAUAAGGUAUCUCCAUGUAGGAAAGCCCAGCCUGAAAUCCCGAAGAGCUGCUGCCAAUCAGUGUAGACAAUACUGAGCAAGAUAGACCACUGGCCUGACUUGUUAUAAGGCAGCUCCAUGUCGUUCCUAAUAACCACAGCUUUCUCUUACAUGUCUGCGAUAAGACUUCCCAGCAGCUCUGAAUCUGGCUGCUGGUGGAAUUUUGAUGUUGAAAUUAGGUAGCAGACCCCUGGAGGACCUAUUAGGGUGCUUUGAAACCUUGCAGGAGAAUUCAGCUUGUGGCGCAGAUAGUAUCAAAGGCUGUGUUUUUAACUGCAACACAAACCUGGCAAAGAUAAGGGGCUCUAGACAGGCACAUCCUUCCUACCCACUACGUGAGCACAGCAAUCCGUAGCAUCUGAAAUCUGAGUCCUUUCAGGAAAUUAAAAAUGCCUCACACUCUGCCGGCACCCUGCCACGUAGGUUGCUUCUGGCACCAUCUUCUGAAUCAUCCUUCCCUCCCAGCAUCCUCCAUAAACUUAAUAUGAUCUGUGGUUCUGCAGUGGUGCUGGGUGCGCAAUAGAAGCUGAAGCUUACCAACCGAAGAUUCCUUCAUCGCGGCUUGCGUCAGAGAUAGGGGAAGGUGGUGGUUUGGGUUAAAGUGGGCCCACUGGGAAGGUGGCGGCAGUACAUAGGCCAGGACUGGCGUGUGCAGAGGCGAUACAUCCUGUUUUUGCAUCGCAGUUCUGUGAUCUCUGCUCAGAUUUAGGGUUAAAGUUGGGGUUCCUGGGUUAGAAAACACAGAGAAAACACCCUUUUCCCUUUAACAGUAUUAAGAGAGGCAUAGAAGGGAAAACACUGCUAGGUGUGGUUUGUUUUUCUGAAUCGGCGUCAAGGACAGGAGAGGCAGAGAACAACCCUUUCAGGCUUGGCAACUCUACUGUUGAUGUGUUAGGGAGGCCCCUGCCAUCUUUGCAGCCUUGGGGUCCCCUCAUUCCUGAAAAAUCCCGUAUUUGUGUUACAAACACAUUUGGCGCCAUCUCUGGGUUGUGUUCUCUGAGCAUCGUCCAAACCACCAGAGAAUCACAUGGCAGCUGUUCCUCUUGGGGAAUUGUUGGCACCGGCACCCAUUUUGUCAGGGAGGUGAAGGUCAUAACCUGGAUGGAUACAGAUACAUCUGGGCCAGGGGAAAAACAACCCUGGCCCUAAUAUGGCCCAAAAGUUUCACGGGGAAUGUGUGGACGGGAGCUUUGUAAAUUUACCCCCCUCCCCCUGUCCCUUGUCCUGUAUCACAUUCAGUGUCUGCAGAGGAAACAAGUAUGUUCAAAUCCUCAAGCUUUGUAUAAUUUAAACAGUCUGGGGAGGCCUACCUUCUUCCUGGGCCUCCUUUGCUAGACACAGGGCCAGAAUGAGCAUCUGGAACACUUGGGUAAAUGCCAAGCUAAAAAGGCCAUGGUAGGAUCUGCCCAUGCUGAGGCAGAUGCCCCUUCAGCCCACUUGCUUGCCUGUUUCCUCCUCUGUGAGCUUCCCUGAGUCUGGGAAGCCACCGGCCAUGUUAAACUGCCCAAAAUGCACCAGCCCACUCCAAGGCAUUGUGGGAAAUUCAAUAUGGCAAGAGAUUCCUCAGAGCCAGGUAAGCUACAGUUUAAGGAGACGACUGACCAGGGGUGGGGAUGAUGGCACCCAACUUCGCAGCUGGCCUGGAUAGGUGAGUAGCAAAUGUUUUGUAACAAGGCCUAACGGUUUCGGUUCCAGAGAUACUGGUAACAGAGAAGAAACAUAGAGGAGUUCAGUCCUACCUGGUUGAGGCAGCCAUUUUUGUUAUGCUGUAGGGUUCCUCACUCACCACCAUAUAAUAUGAUGUGAGGCUAACCGAGCAUAAUGUUGCUUUCCUCCAUGUAAGAGGGAAGGAUCGCAUGGAUUAGGCCUCGGGGUGGAAGGCUCAUCUCUAAUGUUACCUUAUGUGCUUGGUGAUGAAGGGUAUGAAACCUUUUCCUCCCUCACAGGGAGACAACUCCUGCCCACAAAGUUGCUGCUCCUCUGGCUCCCACCCAUUAUGUUCAUUUGUUUGUGAACUUGAAUGCAGUGUGCAAGGAACAAAUGAAUGGUUCUUAUGGGGAAGAACCUACAGCAGGGAAGGGGAACCUGUCGUCCUCCAGACACUGUGACUAUUUCCCAUCAGUCCUAGCCAGUACAGCCAAUGCCCAGGGUUAACGGGAAUUGUAGGCUAGCAGCCUCUUGGAGGGCUAUAGAUCCGCCCCCCCCCCCCAAGUCACUGUUUCUCUUAACGCAAUGUAGGUUUGCAAUGAAGAUUUAAGGCUGCUCUGCUGCCACUGGAGGAAGGAAUUUACUUUGCUUACAGGACAGCUGGGCACACUGCAGACCCCAGGGCUGGUGAGAUUCUGCCCACCCACCAUCCACAUCUCUACAUACAAUUUGGCAUAUAGGUGUUGGUUGUUGUUUGCAAAUGUGUGUCAUGGGCCUGUGCCCUGAGUCUUUUAAAUACCGCCUAGCAAUGCCCCUGCUUUCAAUGUUGCUUAGCAAUUAUCCCAUUCAGGUGUUUUCUGUGUGUAGAGAACCUACACACAGAGGAAGAGAGCAACAGGACUGCACUGCUGGCCUCAGCCCCAACAUAUUGCGUGGCUCUGGCCAUGCCCUCUGGGUACUCGUGCAUGGGCUGUCUGCAUGGGGAAAGUUCCACACCGUAAGAAACCCUGCGCAACCAGGAUCUCUGAUCACGUGGGAGCCUAUGUGUGAACAGCUGUUUGCACAUAGGCUUUCCGUAGGCAGGUGUCUGGACUUCCAAGACACAUAGAAGGUGCCACAUGGAUGCUGGGCGUGAGGUCAGCAAUGUUGUCAUGCUCUGACCCCCACAUAUAUGCUCCUGCAUGCAGGCUUCCUGUAGGCAUCUGGUUGGCCACUGUGAGCCUUUGGCCUGAUCCGGCAGGGCUCUUCUUAAGCACACACAAUGUCUGAGUGGGGACAAGAAAAAGGAAAGUGUUGUUGUUGCUGUUAGUAUGUGGGCCAAUUCAAUUACCACCUCAUGCACAAUCCUCCCAGGACUGGCCCUGGACAUCUUGCCAGUUGCAAGUUGCAUGAGGUGGAGUGCAUGAAGUGAAGGCAGUGCUGCCACUCGGCAGGACCAAGGUGGGGUGGGGUGAGGUGGAUUGAUGGUGGUGGCAGGCAUAAGUGUGCACACACCUGGACCCACAGCUGUCAACUUGGGACAUGCCUACCCCUGCUGCUGCCCUGCCACAUCCUGGUCCCAGCAAGCAGCAUAGAAUCAUAGAAUUGGAAGGGUCAUCUUGUUCAAUUCUCUGCAAUGCAGGAAGAUUUUGCCCAACACGGCGUUCAAACCCACAACCCUGAGCUUCUCAUGUUCUACCAGUUGAGCUAUUCCAGUGGCCCAUUCCAUUUCAUUACCACAAGCCAACAAGACUGGCAGCUUGAUCUUACUUCAGUCCUCACAGCACCCUCCCCUGCACCGCAGGGCAUCAGGCAGGCAGUGGUGGCUGCUGUCUAUUGGGACUGGUAAGGUGUAAUGCAGGAGGCCUGCAGUAGGUGGAGCUAGAGCCAAUGACAGGCAGAGCCAGUUAAUUCUGUUUUGGACUCCACCUGCUGAUUUCUACAAGGGGCAACCAUAAGACCAGUGAAGAGGAUGGCGAUAGCCAGACCCCUGGACUGGUUGCAAGUAAACGCAGGUGAGUGCGAGCUCGAUAAGGGCAGGCUGAAGUUGGUGGGGGCAGUUGCCCAUUUGACCUAAUCAUGGACCGGCUUCCACUGGCACCAGGCUAGCUUUUGGGUGCAGGGCAGGAUGCAAGGUACACACAGCUCUAAUACUUAACCUCUGCUCCAUGCCCUCAGCAUCCACUGCUUGGGUAAACCACCCCACUCUGCCCACAUCUGAUUCGCAAAGUUAGAAGUUGCCCUUUCCUGCCUAUUUUCCUUAAGAACUAUCAUUGUUCAGUGUAGAAGUAGUAAUGUAGACCUAGGUGGUGUGGCACAAUAGGUCUGUGCAUCUGGCUAUUAACCAGAAGGCUGGCAGUUCAAGCCCACCCAGGGAUGGCUGUGGGCUGGAUUCCAGCAUUGCAGGGGGUUGGACCAAAUAAUGACCCUGAGAAUCCCUUCCAACUCUAUGAUUCUAUGAUACUAAUCCAGGGCUUAUACUAAGAGUAUCCCACGGUAUUAGGUAGGGGUCUGGUUGGUACUGAUAAAACAAGAGUCUUCUGGGGGUGGGGGGAAUCCUACUGCUGAUGUCAAUUAGACCACCUUUAUCCAAAAUGUAUGAGUUACCUUUCUGGAUCAGAACCUUUUUCGUUCCUAACCAUGACCAGCCAGAUGCUAUGGAUUGUAAUAGUCUGAGGAAGAAGAGGAUGGGCAUCUCAUUUUGUUUAUGCCACCAACCCCACCCCAUUUUCAACCCAGAGGCAGGACCCAAGUAUGAGGAGGAAAGAAGCACUUUAUUGGGGAUCAGAGAUCCUGCGGACCCCAGCCCAGGUUGCCAGGAAGCUGAAGCUAAAUUGUAGAUAAGGCUUGGCAAUGUUUGUGCAAGCUGAUUUCCCUGUAGCUGUGCACCUACUGUCCAGAUCUUUUGGGGUUUUUUUCUGGAGCCAAUCAAAAGCAGUGCUAGAGCAAAACAAGUACUGUAAUAUUCUGAACAGCGAGUCAUGGCCCCAUCCCUUCUUUAGAACCGAAUGUGUGCUUGUGCAGUUAAACUACGAAUUCUCAUUUGAGAGACAGAGAGAUCUGUGCCCUGUGUGAAAUGCGCUCCCAGGGACUCCCAGCCCCAGAAUUUCUUGUUUAUCAGCAGAAGGAAGGUGCAGCAGAAAGGAAAGACCAACAGCUAUCAUGAUCAGGGACUACAUUGGUCACAUUCGCACCGUACAGUUUAGGGACACUAAUAAUUCCACAUUUGAAGUGAUACAAUUAAGCUUCUUCAUCAUGAUUUGGGCUGGGUGGGAAUGAGUUUUCAUCUAAUCUGCCCGCUUGAAAACCUCCCACAAAAUACUGACAGUCUGGAGGCAGCCCCUGUUUUCCCAAAACACAAUGCCUCCCCCCCAAUGCACUUGUUCUGCAGUACAGUGGGCUAGAAGAAGAAAAUUAUCUGAUGGCCACCAUGUGCUCUUUACCCAGAAUGCCACAGAAUGACAAAACACUUGGGGAUCGCGAUUUAGGAAAAUUGCUAUGGUGGCUGCCAUUGUAGGUGCAGAAACAAAGGUACUCUUGGGCCUUGGCUGGCAUCAUUUCCUGUGAUGUGGUGUCUCCAGGUGGAGAGAGAUGGUGGCUUAGGGAGACAUAGGAAGCUGCCUUCGACCAGGGCAGGCUAUUUGUCCACCCAGCCUGUCUAUGUCUGAUAAUGACUCAGGGUCUCAGAUGGAGGCCCUUCCACCACUACCUACCCCCGAGCCUUUCCAAUGGCGAUGACAGUGCCUGGACCUAGGACCUUCUGCAUGCAAGCCAGGUGUCCUGCCAUGGAGCUGUGAGGCCUCCUCUUGAUUCAAGCCACCUAAACAAGAUCACUGCCUGCAUUGAAAUUCAAGCCAUGGCCUGCUUGGCUCCAGCUGACACUCCUCACCACACUGCUAUGCCACCUCUAUUCAACGUGGCCAAUACCUUAUUGGAGUUUUCAGCCAAAGUCCCUCUCUGGAGCCUGGUUUUAAUUUUUAUUUUAAGCCAGCCCUUUGUGUCCUUGCUAUGUGCACCUUUCUCCUUCGGCCCCUUCCCUUUGGCAGCCGUCAACAGUGCUCUCAUUCCACCGCCCUUCGCUCUCCUCCUGCAGCCUUUCCGCACUAACUCCUCAUUUGCCAAGGACUCACCUGGUCCUUUUCAUCUCUCUCUCUCUCUUUCUGACUUGGUGCCCAGCCUUUUUGUAUCCAUGCUGCAGUGCCAUCCUUGGGGACAAACCUUGCAAGAACACCUAGUCCUCUGCUCUGCUCUGCCUUGCCAACCUUCACAGGUGCUGACUUCAGGGCUGAUUAGCUUAACAAGGGCGGCAGGGAGGGGUUGGCAUGCUGGCACGACUGUCCCCUUCAUAAUUAUGGGAUUGAGGGCCCACUUCCAGUGCCCCCAUACGUGGGACAAGACUGCAUCAUGGCUCUGCAGGAGCAGAGAAGAAAACGUAGCAGCGAGCAACAUUGCUGGUGAGGCUCAGAGUUUCUGUGCCAGGUGAUGAUUGAUCUCCUGGUACCUUUGCCAUUGUCCUACGUAGUUAUACUGGGUGGGUGGAGAUCCCGCAUCUGAGAUAGUUACUCUUUUAAGGAGGGUGACAUGGGGGCCUGAAGUUUUCAGGUGUCAGCACUGGGAGAAUAUUUUUUGGGAGCACAGCAUCAUAGACAAGUCAUUUGCCUGCCUCAAGAGGCUCUACGGAAAGAAGAGGUUUGAAACUGGACAGCUGCCAGGCUGUGGACCACAGCCAGCACAAUAAACUGUGCAGGUAUUUGCCUGGAAGCAAAGGAUCAAAACCACAAUGCUUUAACAUACCCAUAUGCACAUUUGCAAAUCCAUACAUAUCUAUGCACUUGUAUUUUCUGGCUAGCCAUCUUUAUUUGUUCAAAUGUACAUGUGAAAACAGGGACAGAAGUGCAGAAAAGGGGCCUUAGGUUGCAUUAGAACAGGUGCCAAGUUCUCAUUUGGAAAAAAGUGCCUCUGCCUUUCAGUGUUCUGAGGCACCAAAACAGGAUGCAGCUGCAGGGCCUUCUGCCCUUUUCCCUCCGCGAUCCACAUUGCCUAUGCCCUGCUCUUCCCUUUCUUGAUGUGAGGUAGAAUUAGGGUUGAAGCAAAUGUGGAAGAUCUGUGUGACUAGGUUUCUCAUGCUUUCCCUUUAAAGCAAAUGUGUAUGUACAGGGUAUGUACACAUGCAUACAUGCAUAGUCUGACUGGAGCAGUUUUAAUGCUCCCCCUCCCACUGUUUCCCCAGCCUAAUGACUCCUCAAAACCCGUAAUUGACUCUACAGGGUAGGGGAGGCACCCAACUGACCAGGGAUUGCUGUAGCAGAUUUUCUACAUUGGCAGGGGUUGGACCUUUGAUGUCCCUGCCAACUCCAUGAUUCCAUCAUACAGGUACUUGCCUUGUUUCCUUCUGUAGCAAGGGAGGGGGGGUGAGGUACAUAUGGGAAAUAAGACAAGGGAAGAGCUUAAAGAUCCCCACCACUGCACUGAUUGAAAACAGUCCCCCACUUAGCUGUUUUAAAGAGGGUGUGUGUGAAGUGGGAGAUCCAAUUUCAGAUCCUUCUCGCCACAGGUGAGAAGAUGAUCAGUAGGGGAAUCCUGUGAGAGGUACCAUGGUUGGCACCUGUCUCAAGCAUCUUAAGGCAAGUUUUCUGGUCAAAUGGAAGCUGGUUUGAGGAAAAAGUGCUUUGAGGAUUCCUAGGGCUUGUGGCUAAGGUCUUCUAAGUGCAGUUUCACAAACUAGCAGUCGGAGUACAAUGGAGGCAGAGUAAUAUUAACAUGCUCUCAGAAAGGAGGAGAAGGAGCUGGAUCUUCAGAGAGUUGGGCCAAGACAUUUGCUGAAAAGAUGAGACAAGGGGCUCACCCACACAUUUGCUUCACCUGUAUUUUGACUGUAUUGUGUAUUGAUCACUUCUCCCAGCUCGGAGCGCGUUUCUCAAUGUUCUGAAGCUAUGCUUUGUGAAAAUCCAAUCUUGCCCGCUGAAGUGGAUCUUAUCAGAUGCAUAGAAAAUCUGAAGAUUUUGCUUAACUGAGCUUCAGUUCAGCAGCUAAGAUAGGAUUUUAACAAGGAACAGCUGUGGAAAAAUGAGAAAAGCUUUUAUACCUGGGAGAAUUGAUCAGUACACAAGGUAGUCAAUAUAUGUGUCAAGUGAUAGUGUGAAUAAGUCAGAUCAUAAGGGGGGUGGGGGUGGGAGAGAGAUAAGAGUACCAUAUAGUGAAUAUGAGGCUAGCAUGGCUAAGGAGUGAAGUCUAUAAGGUGCAAGAAGUCCUCAGAUCCUUGGCUUUGAGUUCUCCACACCUGCUUGUUCUGAGGCUUUGACAUGAAUCACUCACCCACUCUCUCUGCAACAAGAGAGCUGCUAAUUGUGAGGAGAAAGUUGAGAUUUGCAGGUUUCUGAAAAGAUAGGUCUAUUCCAUGGUAGGCAUGGUGUGCUUUUCUAAGCAGAGACCCCCUCAAUUAACACCAGAAUAAUGAAAACAAUGGAAUAAUCCAGUCUAAUUAGUGUUUCAGUCAAAAGUUAGGUGCUGAUACAGAUCAUGAUAAAAGUGUUGUAGGCGCCAGCACAAAAUGACUGCCAGAAGCAGGGGGGCGGGGGAGUGGCAGCCUUCACAGAAAAGCAUUGAGUUUAAUACAGUGUAGGUCAUGCCUUCUUUAGGGCAAACUGAGACAGUGGGCCUCUCUCUUCAGAAGGUAAUGUAGAAUGACCAUGUGAAAAAGAGAACAGGACAGUGGCACUCUUUAACAUUUAACUUGUCAAUCCAGCUAUACCUGUUGAAAUUCCCUAUGCCUAUUUAGGGUGCAAGAGCCCCACCCUCUUUUGCAUCUGGCCACUCUGGCAUCAUGUGAUGUUGGAAAAUCCAAUGCUUGCUUUUAAAUCCCAGUCUCCUGCUUCUUGAUUUGCCCUUAUGGAUAAACCAACAAGUGUGAUUUACAGGGCAAUUCUAUAUAUGCGUGUUCUCAGAAGUAAGUUCCUUUGAGUUCAGUGGUGCUUACUCUUGGUUGGGGAGGUAUAGGAUUGCAAAAUAUCUGUAAUCGGCCGAUUUGAGCUCUGCUUUGUGGGUAAUAGCACCAGCCACACCAUCCAUUAAGUUACAUUCAGUGGACAUUUAAAGCACAUGACUAUUAUUAUAAAUUUAUUGUUUAGGCACCUUCUAAACAACUGUCUCAAGGUGAAAUACACUGAAGAUAAUUAACAACACAAAUAAAGGAAAUACAUUUAAAGCAAAACUAAAACUUCCACCAAAGAAUCCUGGGAACUGUAGUUUCGCCCUCAAGGAGCUACAAUUCGGCACACCCUUAACAAACUACAGUUCCCAGGAUUCUUUGGGGGAAAGCUUUGUUCUUUAAACGUGUAUUGAAUGUGCUUUAAAUGUGUGGUGUGGCUCUGCCUGAGUUCACCCUGUUCCCUUGUUGACAAAUAACCCCCACCAAACUGUCACUAGAGAAUUAAAAGAGAAAAUUGGAGGGGUACGAGGUGACAAACUUUCCUUUUCCAUCAGAAGGGCCUAUCUAACAGAAAAGUAAAGGUAAAGGGACCCCUGACCAUUAGGGUCCAGUUGUGAGCGACUGUGGGGUUGCAGCGCUCAUCUCGCUUUAUUGGCUGAGCGAGCCGGCAUACAGCUUCCAGGUCAUGUGGCCAGCAUGACUAAGCCGCUUCUGGCGAACCAGAGCAGCGCACAGAAACACUGUUUACCUUCCUGCCGGAGUGGUACCUAUUUAUCUACUUGCACUUUGGCAUGCUUUUGAACUGCUAGGUUGGCAGAACAGCAGAUCUCAGUAAAUGUGUAUCCCAAUGGGUGUGUGUUUGUGCAUGACCAGGAUGUAGGGAUCGGGUGGGGGAAGAACAUGUGUUUAUGUGUGGAUAUCCUGGCAUAUGUGCACUGUAAUUUUGUGCAAGAGUGAGCAGGUUGUGUGUGCAUGUGUUGAAGAAAGGAUUAGGUACAAUGAAAAAGAGGUGGUGGGUUUGUUGCCGUUUCUGUUACCAAAUUUGUGUGUGUGAAGAUUCCCAUAUGUAACAUCCUCUGCCCUAGAGGCCAUGUUUCCUAAUCCUAAAUGUGUAUGGGCUUGUUAUUUAAUAGUGAAAGAUGCCAUAUAUACUAUUUCACAUCCCAUUGCAGACUGUAUUCCAGUGUUGACCCAUGCUGGCAGUCUCUACAUUCUUCUCGGUUAAAUAUUUUUUUAUUUUAUUUUAGUACCCAGGACUAGCUGCCUAGACAGGAGAUUAGGGUUAGCUCUUCUUUGAUCUGCUUUUCCAUGCUACAAACACAGAUAGGCUUCCCACACGCCUUAGAUUAUCAUUGAUCCUCUCUGCACCUGCUGUGCUUGAUCACUUUUCUUUGUUUCAUAUGGUCCGUACUGUUAAAUGCCAACUCAACCUCUGAGCAGUAAGAGACUCCAGGAGUUCCACCACUUAUCCAGUGUUCAGUUUCCAUGGAAUGAAGGUCAACUGUGUGUUUUUAGGCUAUAUGGUUUUAUUUGCACGUAAGUGCAACCUGAGCAUAAGAUGGAGGAGCUCACAGCAUUCACACUUGCUUCUCAAUUAGUUACAGCUCUGAAUCCAACACAGAGCAAAAACAUGUCUCUCUCUCUGCCUCCAGCUCCCAGCUCAGCUCUCACACAUUUCUCUGGCUUUUGUUCUUUGUUUAUGGCACUUACCGUACCUUGACAAAGGAACUGCAUUGGCAAGCUUGCUCUUAUACAUUCCACCGAAUUCCCACACCCAGAUCCCAAGAUUUGGAAGGAGCCCAGACCGAUCCCCCAAACUCCUAAUAAUAUGAUUCAUUAUGUGUUUCCAGCAUUGUCCCUACUGAUAUAAUUGGCUCAAUUUUGCUUUUGUUGACUAACCAGCAUCAGGAUGUUUUUCUAGACUGGAUGCUCACAAGUGUCAAAACUCCCAUUGUGGAGAUCUCUACUAAUAACAUACUGACUUUCAUUGAAGGUGGGCAGGAGUAUGUAUGGGCAAACUACACUAACGCCCCUGCUGCAGAUGUAGCCUCACUUCUAAUGCCCCACAGGUGUUGCAUGUCAUGUUGUGUUGAAACAGUUCGCUGUCCUUCUUCUUCCCCGAGAGAAAGGAAGCUCCAACCACAAUUGGGUGGUUUUUAACCUGCUUCACAGGUUUUAUGUGAGGAUAAAAUGGGAAAACUCCAAGGUUUCCUUUCUCUUUCUUUUAAAAAAAGAAAUCAACUUAUUACCAAGAUGCACAAGGAAAUGACAUAACAAGAGUGAUGAUAGAAAGAUAGAUAGAUGAUAGAUAGAUAGAUGUAGACAGACACACGUACACACAAACACGCACCCCUUCCCUCUGAGUGUUGUAGACCAUAAUAAAAUCUGCUAUUCCCCCCCCCCUUAGAUAUCCACAAAUUAAAAACAGCAAUUUAAAUCCUAAACACUUUGGGGAAAGAGUCUGGGUUACUUAGCCCCAGCAUUUUGCAUUGUGCCCUGGAUCUUCUGCCUCUUCCUCCUCUUUUAAAAAGCCAGCGAUUCAUGUUUUCUCUUUGCUUACAGGGAAGCUGGGUGCACUGUAAAGCACAAUGUUGGGGAUGCCUGAGCCGACAGAUAAAUUAGCACAUGCAAGUGUUAAUGCAAACUUGUGUCCUGGGCCUGUGUCCUAAGUCCUGCUUAGGACUGCUGAAAUACAAAUGCAAAUAUGUGGCUAAUAAACUAAAUAGUUCCAAAGUGAUGCAAAGGUUUUGGAUCCAUCAAGAUUCAUAGUUCAAAAGGCACAACCUCUUUCCAAACAAGUCACUGACAGAAUUUCUAUUCUACAGAUGUGCAUGACUGCCAGGAAGCUAUUAACAUAGCUGGGGAACAGAGUUCGGAUAGCCUGCUUAUUGCAUCCUAUUGGACACUGAACCCAUUUGAGUUCCCACCCUAUCAGUUAGGGAUCUAAAAGCAUGGUUGCACCUCAAGACCAAGAUCAGUAAAAAAGCAUGUGUUUUACAUUAUUGCUCUUUCUCUGCUUUUAAAAUGUCUUCAUGCCAUAGUGCAACCCCCAUUUCUCCUCCUCAUCAGAAGCACAAGCGGAUAAGUGGACUAAAAUCCGGCAUAAGUGGUAGUCAAAAUGGUCGCCUUGCCCCCCAGAUGUGUCAAGCUGAGUGACUUUGGCGCUGUCCAACUGGAAGCACCCCUGGGCCAAGAACAACCCCUCCACAUGCUGCCGGGGGGAGGGGGCGGCACGUCCCAAAUGCAUUGCUAGUCCCAGUUUCUGUGUGACGGCUCUGUCUGUUGCAGCUGUCCAGUCAGUCAGCCUCUCGCUUGGGGUUUGGUGGCUAUUUUUGCGACGGAAUGUGCCAGCCCCUCAGAUUCUAGCGGUGCAGCCAGAGCUUGUGUUACACACCAGGCAGAGGGCAAGUGCCAGGCCCACAAGGGGAGUAAAUAUAGUGCUUACACUAGAACAUUGCACUGAACCCUCCUCAGGCAUCUAGGCUUUUCUCUGAGUGUUGCCGUCUCAUGCCUGAGAACAUGGCCGGCUUCUUCUCUCUCCCCACUCCCACUGGCUCCUGACAUGUUUCACCACCUUUAGGGCAAGGAGUGGGGGAAAGAUGAGGAAGGGUGUCUCCACCAAACACACCCAGUGAAGCUGGCAAUACUCACCCAGAGCCAGUUGUUAUUAUUAUUAUUAUUAUUAUUAUUAGUCAACUUUCACACGAGUCUCAAGGCGACUUACAAACAUGCAAUAAAAACAAUUCAGUGCACUUUGAAUGGGAUUUCAAUCACAUGUUGGCAAAUCCAGGUUGCACAAUUCUAGUUGAUUGAGAGGCCUUGACCCAGAAAUCCGCUUGCCCUAAAGAUGACUUUUUCCGUCAGGAAAAUUGUGGGGGGAAGCCCUGGAAAGUGUUGUGUAUCCCUUGUUUUGAUGCAGAGUUGCCUAACUUCCCUGCAAACAAAUUUUAAUGAAUGUUUAUUAAAUGGCCAACAUUGCCUAAUAUGCCUGCAAACAAAUCAGGAUGUAUGCUCAAUAAACAGGUUGUCUGAAAGUGCCUUUAAAAUGGUUUUUAAAACUAUGCAAAAAGCAUAGAUAAGUUUAAAAACAAUGCAAAAUGAACACCUUAGACCGAGAACUUUUCAUGAAAACGCUGUGCAGUCAAUUGACAGGGUAAAAUAAAGUUACAUCUCUUGAGUUUCUGAAUAGGAGAAUCUGGAGAGAUUUUGAAUAGCAGACAGGGAAAGUGAGAGCUGAAUGAGAUUCUUGUUAUAACUAAUUAUACUCAGAGCAUUUCAGAAGUGCAGCACAGCACUCUGGGGAUAAUCUUUCCCAUUCUGCUCUCCAACUCCAAGGUUAGAAAGGUUUUGGUGCUUUGCUUCCUGGGAAUGGAAAAAAAGGCUUCCUCUCUGGCUCAGAAAAGAAAAAUAUUGGGGCUUGUAAUUCUGGUUCACAAAGCAUAUUAGAAGCAGAGCAACCAGAUGUGGAAGGGGAAGGUGCUCCUGCACCUUUAGUAGUUGUGUGGAAGAGGAAAAUUCAGCAGCACCAGUCAAGGUGCAGGAGCCCUGUCCUAUUUUUCCAUCCAGGGCCAGUCCAAGACAUUUUGCUGCCUGAGGCAAAGGCAAGAUGGUUCCAACUGCCCAGUCACAGCUGACUCAUAGCAGCCUGGCAUUGAAUUCUACCUCAGCACUGGUGAUGAGAGACCGUCCUUCACUGCUCCUGAGAGCAACAGGCUAGUUUCUGGGCCGUGGGGUACACCACAUGGCAUACAUACAGCUUAGCCCUCCGGCAUCUUGCCAUCAUUCUCCCCACUCUCUCAGCAUCCACUGCCUGAAAUGGCUGCUUUUCUCAGCCUAAUGGCAGGGCAGGCACUGCUUCCCACUGGCCACUCUGCUCAGAGGUGGGACUUUCAAAUAAGCCCCAGGACUUGAAAGGGAGGUGGGGAUUGUCCAGAGGCCCUCUGAGUACCUCCAGGGAAGAGAACAACUGCUAGGAAAGGAAGCUGCAAAUGGUCCCUUCAUUGGAAAUUACACUUCAGAAGGGCAGUAUGAGGUCAGGGGCAAGACUCCAACCCUGGGAGGAGGAACAAGGUCCUUGCAGCCAGACAUUUUGACUAGGUAACAAAGCAAGUCAAAAUUUGCCCACUGGGGUCGCCCCUACAAAGGUAGCAGAAGUGAGUUGGGGGCAUUGAAAAUCUAUUGACAGGAAAGCAAAUAUCACUUCAAGUUGCUCCAUGCUUAUAUUCCAUAUGCAACCAGUGCUGUUAUUCUACAUAAGUCCAAAAAAGAGAGGAAAGACUACAGAAUGUGGAAUUGAUCGAAAAGCAUAUUGAGGGCCACAGGUUCCCCUUCCCUUUACUAAGGAAAACCUUCCCUCAGCCUUAGGUCAGAUGCAACAAAGAAGGACAGGGUCCCUGCGCCUUUAAUAAUUGUGCAGAAGAGAGAAUUCAGUAGAUGUAAGCUUCCACGACAAACCAUGGCCACUGAAAUUUCAUCUUCUAUACCACUAUUAAAGGUGCAGGAACACUGUAUUUCUUUUUUUGAACAGAGUUUUAGGGAUCACGGAAAAGUGGUAUGAGGGCAAGGCUUCAUUAAGAGAUGGCCUCGAAGUAACAACCAGUAAUAUAUAAGAAAUGAAGAGGUGUGGCUAGCAGUAGAAAACAAGUUGAAAAGAUAACUCAGAUGCAGUAGUCUUGCAGUACAUCAAGGGUGGGGAACUUUUUCAGUUUGAGGGCUGCAUUCCUUUCUGAAUGACCUUUCAAGGGGCCACAUGUCACUGGUGGGCAGGGCCCGAGGCAAAAGUGGGUGGACCAAUAUUAUUAAUUUUUUUACCUUUGUAUAGUAGGCUACUUUCAACACACACUUGCCUGCCCUGCUCUGCCCAAGCAAGUAAGAGUAUAUUCAGUCUUCAAAGAUGCAUGACAGCCAGGCAAAAACACACACCAAGGAUGUGCCGCAAGGCUGGUGAGGGGUGUGUCUUGUGGAAGGGGGGUAUGGCUGGAGAAGGGGCGUGGCCUGGGGAGAGUAUCUGUGGCUAGAUUGCCUAGAAGAGUGAGUGCAAUUAGACCUGAGCCUCUAUUUAUUUAAGCAUUGGCAGAGCUUUUUCCCCUUCAGCCGGAACUCUUCAGAACCCAGUUCUGGCACCUCUCAGGUGGGCGCCAUUGCCCUUAUAAGAGAACAAGGGAGGCGCUCAUGGUAAGUUCUGGCAUCGCGUGUUGGUAUUCUUCCUUUUAGGGCUAGCUCUGCCAAGGCCACUCCCAGCUUUUGAAGACACCGUUCAUUGCAGCAAAAGCAGUAAAACAACAGGAAAGUCUUAUAGCAGCAAGGGACGGUGCAAGCGCUAAAGGUCCCCUUCCCUACUGCACCACUUGCUGGGGGGGCGGGUUGCUGUAUUGUACCAUGAUAUGGAGCACCAACUCAAAGUAGCUUUGAUCCUGAAUGUAUGGAACAGCCAGUACUAUGCUCUCAGGAUGGGGGUGGAUGGCUGGCAUGACCACCUUUUAGGGCUGGGCAGGUCCCACUUGACAGAAAAGGAGAGAUGCCACCUAGAUGCUCAGCUGUUCUUUUUGCAAGCCUCUGGCAUUUUGUGUAUUAUGUUUCACUGAUGUUGUCUUGGUGGUUAGUAAUGGUUUGAUGAUGGUGGGUUUUUUUUGUUUUAUUGCUGAUAUUAACACAAUAUGCAAAAUGGAGGGCAUUUCUAUGGUGGUUAAACUGCAUCGAGCACAGUCAGUGUAGAAAAUGGCCUGGAUAGUUAAAUGCUCCCUAACAAAGAAAAGGAAAAAAAUGGCUCUGCACACAGAAAAUAUGUUUGUUGUUUGGGAAGCAGGCUAUAGGCUGAACACUUCUCUCCAGUAUUUUCCUUCUCAAUGUGCAAAAAUUCAAGUAUUUUAACAGGAGGUAGUGAGUUAUUAAACAUGUGAUUUCUCCACUUGCACCCUGUAUGUUCCUGGAAAAAGAGAGAAAAGAUUUACCAUUUGAUUAUGCCGAAAUCAAAUGUAUAAAUUGGCCCCAACACAAACCCCAUGGCAGUAGUUUGUGGCAGAGGCUGGCUGAGUAUGCUCAGGCAGCAAUCGGCGCUCCUGCUGGUUUGAUUGAGUGAGAGCACUUAGCUUCACAUUCAAAAUUAAUGAAUUUUUUAAAAGCCUUUAAAAGCCAUUCAGAACUUUGUGUGUGUGGCCUCUGGUAGCUUGAACUGUUUUGUAAGUUGCAGGCUUGCAGCUGAUGAAAUUGGUCUUGGUUAUGGAAUAAUGGGUGUAGGCCAUAAUAGAUGUAGGCUGGGCACACAGCAAAGAGGACAGGCUGCCUGCACCUUUGUGCAUAAAAAUCUAGCUGAAAUUCACUCUUCUGCACAGAAAAUAUCUUUUAUAUGCCUGUUGUCUUUGUCCAUGGAGUUUUCUUGGCAGGGAUACUGGAGUGGCUUGCCGGUUCCUGCUCCAGAUGGAUCACGUUUGGUCAGAACUCUCCACUAUGACCUGUCCAUCUUGGGUGGCCCUGCACGGCAUAGUUCAUAGCUUCUCUGAGUUAUUCAAGCCCCUUCGCCAUGGCAAGGCAGUGAUCCAUGAAGGGGGCACAGUAAUUAAUGCUGGGGAAAUCUUGCCCACUCUUUCACCUGGCCACCCUGUGAGAUGUAUUGGUCUUUAGUGUGUCGAAAGACAAUUUGUUUAGAAUGUGUAGUCUUAUGUGCACUGUGGCUAAUCUUCUGGUUCUAGUGUUUUGUGACUGGUUUGCAUAUUAUAUUAAACCAUAGUCUAAAACAAACUAUGGUUUUAUGGGAAUAAGGAGCAUGAUGGUGCAUACUGUUCAGAAGCUCCCACGGAGCUCCUUCCCUGCUGUUACUGCUGCAAAGCCAUGAAUGAAACAGGCCAGAGUCUGCUUUUUUGUGUCAUCUGAACCCAGACUCAUGGUUUGUUUCUCUCCAAACAAACCAUAAGUGGUAACCAAGGUUUGUUCUUCACUUACUGACAGUUGUUUGUUUAGGAGAAACAAACCACGAGCCCAGGUUUGGACGAUGUGAUGAGCCAUAUUGUGACUUGUUUCAUUCAUGGUGUGGCAGCAGCUGGAGUGGGAGAGUAGCGCCAUGGGAACUUCUGAGCAUCAUGUACCAGCAUGCUGCUCAUUCACAUUAAAAUUAUGGUUCAUUUUAAGGUUGCCUCUUGUGCAGGUGUUUGUGGCUGAAGAUCAUUAGUAAAUGAUACAUGCUGGUAUCAGGGCUGUCCAAUUUCCCCACCCCUUGUGAUUUUUUAACUGCUGCAUGACAGCCAGUAAACCAGAAGGUGAAACUUUUUACCUGAAGGGACUGAGCUUUUACUAGCUGAAUUUUCACCUACCUGCAGCUGUUAAAGCAGGGAUGGGGAGUCCCAACAACAGCUGGAGGGCUUCAAGUUCCCACCCCCGUGUUAAAAGCUCAGGAGCUCUGCCAGAAAAAACACACACAGAUGUGAGCAUUAGUUGGCACACUCCAUCACCUUGUUCUUGUAAAAGCAGCAGGACAGCAGGCUGUUUCUUAUAGGCUUGUCUGUUGAACGAAAUCUGGUGCCUCCCGGUAUUUUUUGUACUUCUACUGUGCUAAUGGCUUUCACCUUUUGUUCAGCUUGUGCAUAUACAUGUGUUAUGCAUGGAGCUUAAGCCUUUCUGGGACUCCGGCUCACUCCUACGCUUCAGUGUUUGACAGAUGCAAAUAUGUACACUUUCUUUUACAUUACGCAAACCAUGAAUGAAGCAGCAAGCAAGUGGCAUGAGCAAGUACCUAGGUGGUUCUGGGGUUGCUGCAUGCGCUGCAUGCUGAGGAAGUUUGGGUACCUUUUCAUAAUAACAUAACCAUUUUUGCAUUUUUCAAAGCAGCAUUCAGACCUUAACACCAUAGGCUGUGAUUGGAGUAGGAGGUACAUUUCAAGGCACACUGUUCAUUGUAGGUACACAUUUGGUAAAUGUACACUAGACAUUAUUGAUAUAUAGUCUUUAAGUGCAGAUAGGAAGUAUGCAGACACUUUGCUACACGUGAGGCUUGGGACUCAAAGAGACUCUCCCUUAAUGAUUGUUGUUGUUGCGUCGUUUAUUGACUUAUAUACUGCUUAUAUCCCAAAAUGGCUUCUAAGUGGUUUACAGCUAUAAACUCAAUACAUAAUUAAAAUGCACAAUUACAAAGCCAUUGGGGGUAUUAAAGCUUCCUCAGUUAAAAUAUAGAAUAAAACAAACAAUUGAAAAGCAUAACAGUUAAAGAGACAAAACAAUAAAGUCAGGAGCUUGCUGCAGCUCCCCUUCCAUGUUAUUGUUAAACUGCGGCUGGGAAAAUGCCAGGCCAGGCCCGUGUCCCUUGAAGGUCAUGGCACUGCAGGAGGAGAAGAGGCUGUGCUGUGAAUGACACAGCCUAUCUUAAGCAACUUAGCCUUGUGGACAGACACCCAGAGAGCUAAACAAGGGGGGUCAGGUUGCAGUUUGGUCGCUCCCUUCUCCCCUCAAGGCUUCCUAGGCACAAAUAAAGCUGGUGAUGUCAUAGUCAGCACCCUGGCCGGAUCUUUCUCCCCAAGGUGCAGGCCUGGGUACAAGGUGGGACAGGCCACAGCCAGUCUGGGGUCCUUGCCAUGAUGAUGAUAUCAAAGGAAAUCCUGGUGAAGGGAGUGAUCUCCCUGACACUAGUACUCUCUGCAUUAGGCCCUUUUAAAAUUCCUGUCAGCUUAGAAAAUGUCAGCUGCUUCCUUUUUUAGAUGAAAAAAACAUGUUCCCCAAAAUGUGGAAGAGUGGAGGAAAUGAAUAUAUGCAUCCUGUGCACGAAUGUGUGAAAUAUACAGCAAAUGUUCCAACUGUUCUUAUUUAUCAAGAGCAAUCUCUGUUUUCAGGUCCCUGGUAAAUCAUUGUCACUAUUUUGACUGUUUUAGGAGACUGAAGGCUGUUUCCCCCCCCUUAAGAAUUGAAUAAAGGGGUUUGUGACUAACAGGUUUAUUAUGGCACCAGCCUUCAUGGAUCGGAGCCCACGUUUGACAGCUGUAUAAAAUAUCUAUGUUUAUAGACGGGGGUGGGGAGUGGGGAGGAGUCUUGUGAACAGCACAAUCAGUGGGGUAAUAAAAUACAAAAAGUACAAUCUAUGUAAAGCUUAAGUUAUGCAAAGUGACCACAUUCACAACUGCCAUGACAGGGGAUAAUUCCAUCAUCAUAGCCGAAGAAUAAAAAUGUAGUCCAUGUACGUUGGCCUACUUUCCAUUCUGUAGGGUUCAGCUCUCCUCAGGUCACUGAAGGUUAAGCUCUGGCUACAUACACACUCUACAUUUAAAGUGCAUUACUUUCUCCAAAGAAUCCUGCCCAUGUACGUGGGGCUGCCCUUGAAGACGACUCAGAAACUUGAGUUGGUCCACAGUGCAGCAGCCAGAUGCUGGCUGGGGGUCCUUCCAGAUGCUGUGUUUUAAAACAGCUGCAUUGGUUGCUGGUUCAUUUCCAGGCCCGCUUCAAGGUGCUAAUGUUGGUGUUGAAAGCCCUAAAUGACUCAGGCUCCAAAUAAUCUGAUAUUAACUGUUAAAAGCGUUUGCACCCAUAGAUCCUGGGGUUCGAUUAAAAAACCCAAAGUGGUUCCAGAAAGUCUGGCAUCUGCCCACCCCGACUCUAGGGGGAAGGAGUGCCAUUGAUGGGGUGCCACCACAGAUAAGGCCCUUCCCCACAUCACUACUCCAUGCGCUAUGCUUGGUGAUGGGAUCAUGAAGAGGGCUUCCUCUGCAGGCUGCAGCUAAUAGAGGAGAGUUUUAAGUGUUUGGGACCAAAGUCAUUCAGGGAUUUGUAAGUGAGUGACAAAAACCUUGAACUGGUCCCAGUAGCAUAUUGGCAAACCAGUGCAGUUUGAACAGGACCACUCACAAAAGUGGCAGCCACCUUCCACGCUAGCUGCAGGUAGCCCUGCAUGGAAUGUGUUGCAGCCAUCCAAAUAUGAGGUUACCAGAGCACAGGUAACUGUUGCUGAGCUAUUCUAAUCCAAGAAUGCUGGAAUGGUGCUGGAAUGCUGACUGAGCAUUGAAGGAGAAACAAAACUGGGGAGAUGAGAAAUGGAAUGGCUGGAAUGCCAAACAGGAAAAUCUCCAGGCUGCACCAUUUUGUUGUACUUGUUAACCCACAAAAUGCCAGUACGCUUAUUUCUUUCCACACCCAGCCUCCGCAACUGGGUAGCAAAUGUGUCCGGAUGUGCUGCUGCUAUUCUAUAAAUUCAACCAGACUUAUUCUGAAACUUAAUAUUUCAUUCCAACCUCUUUCAGUUUUCAAAACUAUUUCUGGUUACAUACUACAGCAUAUAAAAUCUUCUGGCUGGUUUAGUUUCUUAUUUUCUGUGGCUUCUCUUUACUGGAUAACCUGGAAUCUUUCUUUUUUCUUUGGUGUGCUAUAUAACGUUGCUCCAUUUGGUACUGCAUCGUGGUUAUUAUUGUGGGAGGGGUUCUUUUGUCGAAUUUGUGAUGUUGCAUAACCUGCAAGAAGAAAAGCGAUCAAAUGAAAAUAAAAUGAGAAACUAUUUAUAGUCAGUAAACUCUUACAAUUGGGAAACUAUUGUGUUCAGUUUCUGAAGCUCAUGCUCUGCUUCAAAAACCAGUACCAGGAAGGUGUCUUCAGGGUAAAUGAGUCCAGCAAGUCAAUGUGUAAUGGGGGGAGCACGGAGGGGGGGCUGUGAGAAGAGAGGUGCUCCUGCCUUCCUCUGUGAAAUACUGGGUAUUACAAAACAGGGCAAAUGAGGGUUGCUUGGAUCUGACACUGCGCCCAUAUUGACGUCUGUGUGGAAUUGAAGUGAGCAAGGAGUAGCACAGAGAGGAACUAAUGGGGUCUAGACAAACAUUGAUCAUUUGGCUUUAUCCCCUUUCCAAUUAGUCUGAAAGUGUUGCGUCUUCAGCCCCACUGAGCAUUCUCUUGACGCUAGUUUCAUCCAGCCCACAUUUCUCUUGUGAACAUAUAAAAAUGUCUUAUGCAAAUGGUCCCCUAAAAGCUUUUCAGCCUGCACCGUUGCUUUCGCCUUCUCCAGUAUACUAACCGCCCACAGUUAGGAAAAAACAAUGAGUGCGAAAAGGAUUAGUUUUGCGGAUGUUUUCUUUUUAACAAGUCCGUAGGGAUUCCACUGUAUGUUAUGCUAUCUCCUUCCACCCCCAUUGCUCCUUAAGAAUGCUUCUAGCAUCAAGACACUGGCCCAAUAGCAAACCAACAUGGAGAUUUUUCUGAGACAUUUACUGUUAUCUUUAAAAGGCAGCAGCAACUGCAAAUUUAGCUUCCCAGAAAAGAAAAAUCACCCACAACCUAGUCUUAACUAGAAGAUUGGUGAGCAUUACUGCCCCUGGCAUUUCCUGGUUUCCUUUAGUUUGGGAUGAACUUGAGUUGGGUAGCAAUCCACUUGCUAGAUUUGUGUGAGUGUGUGCCCCCGUUUUUUGCAGUUCUUUUUAUUUUUAAUAAACCAAAAUUGGCCCAGGCAUCUGCUGUCAUUGUGCAAAUGACAGCUUCAUUGAAUAAUAAUUUGGGUGCAUGGUAGUGGUGGGGGCAGAUGGAGAAAUAAACCAGGUCAUGAUGUGUACAGCAAUUUAAAAAUGCUACUUCAAACGCAAAGGGUGGGAAGGGGGAACCAACUGCUGUGUUUUAAGCUGCAAAUCUGUAUAUGCCUUGAGCCUAAUGAGAAGGAAGCUGGCAGGCAGUGCCCCCACCCCCUGGUCUGGCUGUAGGCAAGGAGGCAAGCAGGUGGGGGCUGGCUGAGAGCAGACUGAGGUUGGUGGGGCAGUGCCCCAGCUGCCCUAAUAGAGCAGACACCACUGGGAAUGCACUUGGAUUUAGAGGCUUCAUCAGCUCAUAAAUGACCUCUUUUAAAAAGGGUCACUUUCAGACCUUGGAGUGGAUCCAUUGUUAAUGGACCAGUUAUGAAUUGGACCCUGGGGAGCCUAUGCAGCCAUUGGUUUUCCCCACCUCUGCUUAUUCCCAUUUCUAGCUUCAGAAAUGCAUGUUUUAUAUGAAUUUCCUGCGUGCUUCCAUGAAAUAUUUUUAAAGAAAUGCAUAUCCAUUUAAAUUAUAGUAUUUUUUCCUAGCUUUGCAUCUCUCUCUAUAAAUGAGCAUAUGCAAAAUGUAUGCAAAUCUGCCCCUCCUUUCUCUAUUUUUUGUGAUGCAGUUCCACUCUUUUGGUGUUUGCAGAGCUGAAAUUCCCUCUUCAGUGCAACUAUUAAAGGGGCAGGAGUUCUGUCCUCUCUUUUUCUGGUGCUAGAAAGGCUCAGAAAGUAUGUUUUUAGCUAGAUCUUGGCCUAUUUUAUAUCUUGCCAACAUGACACCUUCAGAUAGGGAUCCCAUGUGUCCAGGCUCUGGACUGAUGUGAAAUAACUGUUCCUUCUUUUCUUUUGGAAAGUACAAAUUCCUUUUCAUUCCCUUUGAGGACUGCACAAUCAGCUUAUCAAAAGCUUGAAGCUGUCGCUGUCUGUCUGCACAAAAGUAUCUGAAACGAGGAAGAUAUGUUUACCCCCCUGUGUGAAAUGACGCAGUCAGCCCUCAGAUUCUCAUAUCCCACAGAGUGAGGCCUUGUUUAUAUUUUCAAGUACAAUUUCCACCUUAAGUGUGCACCGUUUGAUCCAUUUCAAACUAAUGUUCCUUUUCUUUAUCUGCUAGUAUCCAGUUCACACUAUUUAUUUAUUUUUUACUGAUGAUAGGAACCAUGUUGUGUGACUAUGUGCAGCAGGCAUAUUGUUUCAUGCAGACUGCCACUCGCUCCAUGCAAUUUCAACCCCCCACAUCUAAUUAUGGCCUGCUUUGGUCCUGCAAAUCUACAAGAAUAUUUAUUUAUAUGAAGCUCCCAGAAUGUCUUAGUAAGGCCACCCCUUGCCCUCGGGCUUAUGAGACCCAGUGUGGUAUAGUGGUUAGAGUGCUGGACCAGGGAGACCAGGGUUCAAAUUCCUACUCAGCCAUGAAGCCUAACUCACAGGGUUGUUGUGAAGAUAAAAUGGGGAGGAGGAAGAAUCUGCACAUCACCACCGCCUCUCUUUAAAGCAAAUACAUCUAAGCGGAUCCAUUUUUGGAAGCAGCCUUUCACAUACUUGCAACAUGCUAAAUAUGUGACUGAGGACACACAUUAGAUGUGUGUAAAGAAUACAUUUCAGCGUAGAAGUGGUCUAUCCACAUUACCUUGCCUUCAAAAGUGCAAACAACAAAGAGUCUUGAGGCAUCUUAAAGACGACGGUAACUUUUGUAGUCUUCUUGUAGACCAUUGUCCACUUCAUCAGAUGCAGGAAUCUUUGCUGUUUUUGAAAUGUUGAGAGAAAGAGAGUCAUUUGAGGGAAAAGUAAGUUGUUUGGUAGGCUAGAGGGACAACCGAAGGAGAAUGAGAUGAAUGUGACACUUGAGUAUACGGUACUUAUAAGAGAGUUGAUACUUGUUAGAUAAGCUAGAGUGGACACACUGGCCACAUUCACACCAUUCAUUUAAAAGCACUAAUAUACCACUACAAACAUCCAUGGUUCCCUCCCAAAGAAUCCUAUGAACUGUAAUCUUUUAAGAGUGCUGAGUGUUAAGGGACACCCCCCCACUCCCACAAUCCCCAGAUUUCCAUCCAGAAAUCAAUCCAGAAGAAUGAUUGAUUGUUUAACCACUUUGGGAUGACCCAUAGCUCAGUGAUCCAUGCCUUGCACAGACAGAUCACAGGUUCAGCAUCUCCAGGAAGAGCUAGGAAAGAAACCUUGGAGAGCGACUGUUAGCCCAUGCAAGCAAUUCCAAGCUAGAUUGACGAAUGGUCUGAUUCAGCACAAGGCAUGACAACCAGAGAUUCAAUCUCUUCAUUCAGGGGAGCUCACAGGUUGGGUAUUGCCAUUCUGUAUUGCUUGUAAGCUUAUAAACUUCUCAUCUGGAGUCUGUCAUUGCACAAGGCAAAAUGCUGACCAAGGUGAACCAGCAUGAAGUAGUCUGAGUCAGCAUGGUGAUCCUUCUGUAACAAUCCAGAAGUGCUCCCAUUUCUCCCUAAGUUUAUGCAUCUUAUGCUGGAGUUAGAGUGUCCUGAUUUGACCUUCUUUGCACUGUUUGAGCUGAGCGGCUGUGUUGGUAAAGCCUAUCGCUGCAAAGAGGGCCAGGAGUGUCAGCAGAAUUCUGUGUGGUUCUGCUGGGCCCCCGAAGAGGUUGCACGAAAUACCCUCUAUGGUGGGAUCUUGGUCAGUUAUGUUUGGUUCACCAUUUCUGUUUGGAGGGAUUCCUAGGAAUGAAUGGUUUGGUAGAUAUGAGGAGCACAAUUGAUUGAAAGUGGAGAUUCAAGGUGUGGAAAUUUUGGGCAGGAGGCAGUGAGAGGAGGCAUUGUUUGUGAAGCUGGUAGCCUUAUAUUAGUUGCCAUCUGAUAGUUAGCCUCUAACCCACACAAUGGCAAACUAAAGGCAAGGGGCUGUGUACAGCCCCCAGCCCCAUUUUAUGUGCUCCCCACUCCAUGUCUUCUGAAACUGUUACUCUUCCACUCCAUCACAGAUGCAAUCUUCCUAUUCAUUUCCUUCUUAUCUUUCCUGGAUUGUUAAAGGGUCAGUACAGUGGUACCUCAGGUUAAGUACUUAAUUCGUUCUGGAGGUCUGUUCUUAACCUGAAACUGUUCUUAACCUGAAGCACCACUUUAGCUAAUGGGGCCUCCUGCUGCUGCCGUGCUGCUGGAGCACGAUUUCUGUUCUCAUCCUGAAGCAAAGUUCUUAACCCGAGGUAUUAUUUCUGGGUUAGUGGAGUGUGUAACCUGAAGCGUAUGUAACCCGAGGUAUCACUGUAUUUUAUUUGAUAAGCUACUUGCUUUCUCCCCUUGAUGCAUACCUUGGAGGAAAGAAGGUUUCUCCUACCCCUUCCAGAUGUCAAAGAACAAAUUUGUAGUCUUCUGUUCUAUGUAUCAAACCUUGUGGGGUUUACUUCUGCAUAAACCUGCACAGGAUUGAGCAUUUUAUUUUGAGGUAGCCAUUGUGAAAAUUGAAAAGGGUGUUUUCUUGAUUCUAGAGUAACACCUUUGUCUCUGGCUCAUGAGGGCUCCAACUGAUGACCCCUCCACCAAGGGAAUGCAGCCCUUGCCCGCAACCUGCUUUAGCCCUUCUACCCAUAAGUAUUUUGUGUGUGUGCGUGCACUGCACACAAACACACCUUCCUGGUCUUUCCCACUUAACCUAAAUUGAGCAGGAGUUUUGCUUUUUCUGUGUUGUUCUGUGCUGCACCUAGAGCAAAACUUUUACUACACACACCCACAAAGUGGGGAAGCGUAGUCCUGCUCAGGGUAGUGGGCAGUGUAGUGUGUUUGCAUGUGAAUGUCACGCUGUGUACUGGUAGAUUUUAUCCAUGGAUGGGGAAGGGAGAGAGGGGAUGUUGAACCUCACAACUUCAGACAGGAGGAAACAAGGACUGCCUUGUAGAACAGAGGAAAACUGCAUCUGGUCCAGCAUCCUGCUUUCAACACUGGUUAACCGGAUGUCUGUGGGAAGCUCUCAAGCAGGGCAGGAACAAGGCAACAGCAUUUCCUUGUUACCUGUCCCUCGCCCUCCCCCCCACUUCCUCACUGGGGGUAUGCUGCCUUUGAACGUGGAGGUUCUCUUUAGGUACCGUGGGAAACCCCUGUCGAGAGACGCCUCCCUCUGCAAGGGGCUUUCCUCGUGGUGCUCUUGGGAUGCAGCCGGGAAGCACCGGGGCAGUGCCAGCGGCAGUGCCAAUGCCCACUAGACGGGACCCACGUCCCGAUGCCGAGCCUUGGCUUUGCACCGCGGCGCCCUUUCGCCCGUCCCUGCCUCGAUCCUUCCCACGAGGCCACCUCGCCAUCUUCCAAGAUGGGCAAAAACCUCUCGCCUACCUCCAAGCCCUCCAUGGCAACCGUGGAUUGAUGGGCGCUGUCGAGGGUGGCUCUGGGAGGGGUAAGCUCCCCACCCCGCCAGGUUUAGAGGGGAGGCAGCCCUUCUGCGGGGUGGGGGGGCCACCCCCUCUCAUUUCUCUCCCCCCCAGCUCCUCCCUCCAACCCCUCCCACCCUCCGGCCCCUCCUUCCUCCUGGCCCCCCCCCCCGCCUCCCCGCCUGCGCUGUCAUUGUCUCGGGCGGGCGGCGGGCGAGGCUCCGGGCUGGCUGGCAGCUCUGCCAGCGCAGGCGAGGCAACGAGCGGAGAGAGGCCGGCGCCCGCUUCCCGCGGAGGGAUGCUCCUUCUGCCCCGGCCGCCCGUGCGCUCCGAGCCCGGCCCCGCCGCAUCGCGCUGACCGCCGGGGGGUGGGGUGGGGUGGAGGGCGCCCAGGGGGCGACGGAGGGGCGGACAUGAAGAAGAUCUGGGUGAAGAAGCGUCUGCAGGUAACGGGUCCGGGCGUGGGACGGGGGGAGGGGAGGGACGGGGUGCCCAGGCGGGGUGCCCAGCAGGCAUCAUCAGGGCGUUGUGGGCGCCGGAGGGGAAACUGAGGACGCGCACCCCUCGCGGAGCCCCACCCGGCUUUCCCGGAGUAGGAUUCCCUUCCGUUGGUCUCGGGAUGUGUGCCACCUUGUUGCCGGGGUGGGGUUGGCCACGCCAGGGUGGUGGUUGUAGAUCGGUGGUCCUCUGCGCUCACCUUCCAAGCCCCUCGGCUCGAGGUGAUGAUGAGCAAGGUGCUGUGUGGGGCUUUAAAGAAAUGCCCGGGAUGGGAUGGGGGGCGAUUAGAAGAGCCGUGCCUCUUCUUCCCCUAAGAUGCCCGAGGCGAUGGAUCCUGGGGGGUCGUGGCUCUUUUUACUCUACAUCCCCAAGCCCGGUGGCCACGGAGGCUGAGCGCCUCUGCGUCAUGAUCCGGCACUGCGCGUCAGCACCUGGCAGGAGCGCAGCUCCUCGUGGCCUGGACGUCACUCGGGGGCCUCCAAGCAGGGAUGAUGGAAAGGGGGGGGGGGAGGCUCCCCGGUUCAACUAAUAGGGAGACGGGAAUCAUUCACAGCAGGCAUAGCUAGGGCAUGUCAUCACCCCACCACUGCCUGCUCCAGUAAUAACGUAUCCCACCACUUUUCCACCCCAUUCCAACCUACGCCCCAGCGCUGAUCUUCCAGCCAGGAUGCCCCACCAGCUUUCCUCUCUGCAGGGGAGAGACUGGGAAGCAAGGGCACCAGAUGAAAUAUGGAAGGGGGGUGGGGCGGGGGGUUGUCAUCCUUCGUGCUUGGUAGCUGUCUAGAAGCAUUUGUCUGGGCAUCCUUGGAAACAGGAUGCUUCAUCUUUGAUCAGAUGUCUCAAGGCUCUCCUCCUCUGUUUCUACAGAGGCCUGCGGCCUUGGCAGCCUGAGGGGAGAUGAGCUUUCUAGACCUGAGGACAGGGAUGCCAGUCUCUCACCUCUGCAGAGCAGAGAGCUGUUGCAUCCCAAACCAGGCAGGCAGGAAACAGAUUGACACACCUGGUGGAGUGGGGAGCAUACAGCCAUCCAAAACAUCUCUUCCUCUCCUAUAUGCAGUUAAGAAUGGAGAGCGGCAGAGAAAGAAGGACCCUGGCUGGUAAAGAAGGCUGGAGUCCGGUUUGGCCAUACAACCUAGUCAAGGCUAUUGUAUCCCCAUUCAUUGCCAAGGCAACAAAUCCCCAUUGCUAAGAAGGGAUUUGCCUCCUGGCAGCCUCCAGCUGCAACACCUUUCUUGCUUGGUACUUACCUCUUUGUCCAAAUGCCAUUUUCCCUUUUUCCUACCAUCCUAGUGCAACUCAUAUUGAGCAGGAUGUCCAGCAAGGUGGCCACCUUAAAUUUUGGGCUGCUUGUGCUAUUGGCCACGGAGCAGGGAUGCACUUUGCCUGCCCAGAUGCCUCUUUGCCCAAUGUGCCACAGUAGGAAGCUGCUGGGUAUGUGAUCCUGGAGCCAGGGCUUGCCCAUUGCCAUGUGCCGGACAGGGGGGAUGCCAGCCAGGUAUCCAUUACUGCCGUUUUAUUGCAUUUCCGUUUUCUUAAUGGGGGAAUUAUCCACCAACAGCAUAGCUAAUCUAUUCAUACAUCUUUCUGGCCUGGCACAUGGGCUGCCCGCCAGCGCCAGUCUUGUUUGGGCAAGCUGGCUUGGCUGGAAUACAAAUCCACCUGGAUCAGUUGCUGUUGGGAGCAUUUGUUUCUUCUGGCUGGAGUUUAUGCCUCUGAUACCUCCCACCUCAAUGAUGUCCAGUACAAAAGAGAAAAGGCCAAACUGGGUGGGGUGGGUGUGUACAUCACCCUCUCUCUUGUGCCAGCACCCUGCAUCACCACAUCUCUUACUUAUCACAGAAUGAUCCUGUCACCUCCAUUUAUUGCUGCACAAGGUGUUUCACCUCACCAUUAGCACUGUGGAAAUCUAGCUGGAAGAGCAAAUUUUCUGGGAGAUGGGACAGCAGGAAAUCUGGGAGCGAGGAGUGGGCGACUUUGUGCAUCAGAUGCUGUGUGUGUGUGCGUGCACGCGCACACACACGCACGUAUCAGUUUACACACAUACACAAGUGCAUCUGUUUCACUGGUCCUGAAUUCAGAGAGCUGUCCUUCCCUGAUGGAUGGCAUGAUUGGCCUGUUCUUGGGCAACCUGUCACCUAGGAAGCCAGUUGUAGCUGGAUGCAUGUGCCAGGAAUGAUUUCCCACGUGGAUCCCGUAAGUCUUGAUAGCUGCUCGGAACCACAUAGAAGAGCAUAAUGGAGAAGAGAGAGUGAGCAGAGGGGAAUUGCCAGUGGCAGCACUUCAGCCUGUUACUGUUAGGUUGGUGUGCCUGCGCAUUUGGGGCAACUGGACUGGAUCCUCAUCUGUGAUGAAAUGCGCAAGAUGUGCCUCUUCUGAGGGGACUCACCAAAUGUUGCAGACUCCCAGCUGCUCAGGGCUCACCAGAGGGCAGCAAGAUGAGAAUUUAAACAGUGGAACGCUUAUCAUUGGGUGGAGGGCAAUCUCUCUGAGGAUUUCCUCCCAGGAAAGGGGCAGAAAGUCAGCCUCUUCUUUCUUCUGAUCUGCCUGGAUCACCACAAGCACUCAGGCUCCUGUCCUCCUGACUUUUCCCGACUUUUGGUGGAGCCGGCAGCACAUGACCUUCGGUCGCACCCACGCCAUAUGUUUAAUGUACAUUGCUUCCUCCAGAGACUCCUGAAAUCUGCAGUCUACCUCUCAGAGUGCUACAGUUCCCAGUACCCUGAUCAAACUACAGUUCCCAGGAGCCAUGCACACUAAUUGUAUGGUGUGGAUGUGACCAUUGUGCUUGGCUCUGGUGGAUCCCAUGCCUUGCAAGGCUUGGUGUAGAUGGUACGGUAGGGGCUUUUUCCCUGGUGGCAAGUUCAGGAGUAGGUGGAAGGCCUUUCCCCUGGCCUCCUGCUGGGGUUCUGGUCUUUGUGGUGACUGAUGGCUAUAUCCCGUGAGCACAGCCCUGUUACCAUAUUUCCACUAUCUCCCUCUCUCCAUCUCAAUCGGAGGUAAUGCUUUUUCCUUUUCUUUUUCCUUUGCAGAAAGGUGGCCACUCGCGGCGUUUUGGGCGCUUCACGCAUGGUGCGUUGUAUUACUUCUGCCCCUUCCUGCCAGAGGCUUUCCUGAUAUGUUGGGGGCUGGGGGGGGGGAGGGAAGAGAACAGGCAAAUAGAAAAAGACUCUAGCUGGGGUUGAGGGGUGUAUGACUAGCCUAUCCCAGGUGUGGGGAACCUUUGGCCCUACAGAUGUGUUGAACUACAGCUCCCGUUAUCAAUGGCCUAGGGCUGAUGGGAGUUGUAGUUCAGCUGCAUCUGGCGGGCCAAAGAUUCCCUACGCCUGUCCAUAGCAACCUCCUCCUGCACCCACUUUGGGAGGUAGAUUGCGGGGGUGCGAUGAGCUUAGCUGAUAGAAGUUAGAGCUCAGUUUGUAGACCUUGGGAGCCGUACAUAUUCUACAAAGGUAAAGGCUUCUGUUCCGUUAACAAGCGAUACUUUAUAUGUAUAGUUUCUCCUACAAGGUUGCAAUGAUGGGAGAAACUACACCUUCGCAAAGUUGACCUGUCUCAGAUCUCUACAAGGGAUAGAAGCCCUGCCCUUUUCAGAAUAAGGAGGCAACAUUGCCAAAAGGGGGGAUCCAAAGGGAAGCUGUGCACUGUGAUAUGGUGGCAUGUUGUGUGUGUUUUAUAUAAGGAAGGACCAAAAGACAGAUAUUUCAGACAGAUCGAAUUGCUUUGUGCAGAAUCACAUUUAUGACAUUUAUGACAUUUGGAUUACCCUGUCUCAGCUGAAUCCUAUCUCUUGCUCACACACGCAGCCCCUUGGCUCCUCCCUUUAUGUUUGAGCAAACAAGCUCUCUACUUAAAGCAUUGUUUCCUAUUUCGUCCAAACCAGGAAAAAAUGGUUACCAGCUUUGGAACAAGUCAGGAUAUUAAACCAUAGUUUGAAAUUGGUUUAAUCGCCUGCAUUGUUCUGAAGCUGGAAACUAGAUGCCACUCAUUGGUAAUAUAUUUAGGACAGGCAAGAUGAUGUCCAUAUAGAAUUCCCUAGGAUGGUACAUAGUGCUGGUCUGUAGCUUAGGUGGCUUUAAGAUGCAUUCAAUAAAUUCAGAGAGGGUAGGCCUAUCUGUUGCUAUUAACUGUAAUAACUAAAUAUAAAACGUGCUUGUUCAGAGGCAGUGUAGCUUUUAUUACCAGAUGCUAGGGACAAAAUACAGAGGUUGGCCCUCAGGUUAAUGUCCUGAUUGUGAGUUUGCUGGGGGUGGGUGUUGGAAGGGGGGGGAUUUGUAGUUAGCUACCAUUUGGAAACCGUAAAUGCUGGAGUAGGUGGAUCUUGAUCAUGCAAGUUAAGCUCUAUAUAGUCACAUAAUAGGGGGCUUUUGUUGCCACCCAGCAAGGUUUCCUUUCAUCAGCUGGCACUUCAGCUGCUGUGACUUAUAGGUGGAGGCUGCAGCUUGGGGGAAAGGGAAUGAGAGGGUCGUGGCUUGGGGGAGUGGAGAAGAUACUACUGGUGCUGGGCGUUUUGAACCCGGGUCUUGAAACAUGUGGGGAUUAUUAGAGAAAUGGCUGUUGCAACCCCACCCACCCCAGCCCAAGUUUUUAACUUAGUUUCCUGCUAGAUUUCACUCCCCAGGCAGGUCCUUCUGAGUUUCAAUGGCAGAGCGGCACCUUCUACCAUUUAGGUUAUGUCCAUAUGCCUUGCCUUCUUAUCCACUUUCCCUGCACAUGUAUUCUCCCAAAUUUCAAUGGGUUUCAUGGGCCAGAAGCUAUAAAUCUCCCCUUCCAUCACAUGUUGGAAUAUUUGAGGGCCUGGGCUGAUUUGGGCGGUAACGCUUUGUUGACGUGUGUCUCUCUUUCUUGCUGCCCCUAUGGAAGCGAAGUUUUCCGCUCCUGCAGAAAGCAAAGUUACGGUAGGAAAUUGUGCUGCCUCAUGCUUUUCUCUUCCCGAGCUGCGUUUCAUCCCACACCCCCUCCCAGCCUACCCUCCUGGCUCUCUCCAUGCCCUGUCUUCAUCCUGCUGUUGCUGCUCUCUUCCUUUGCGGGGCUCAUCCUAUUCUAGCAGAAUUUGGUGGGCAUCCUUUUGCUUCGCUGUAUGACUGGCCUGAGCAUCUUCCCUUCCCACGCUGCCGCCAGCCCUUCCCUGCACUACUAGUACAUGGCGGAAGGUUCUCUCUGUCUCUCCCUGCGAAUCUUGCUAUUAUGCGCUGACUCGAUUUCCCAUGGCGAUGGACAUGCAACGCUGUACAUGGAUCCCCUCCUGCCCCCAACAUUCUCUCUUUUUAACCGAAAACAGACUUUGAGGAGGUGCGGUUGUGGGAGCAGCUUGACACAUUCCCUUCCAGCUAUUAUUCUGCUAAAAUAAAAAUAAAAUAAAUCUCACAGACGCACCAGCACUUCAAGUCCUCUCCCCAAAAGGAGCAGGGCUCUCAAAGGCCCAAUUUUUUUGUUUGACUUCCAUUCACCUGGCAUGGCUGUGUUGUUGGCCUUUCUUCAACCUGCCAGUCGAUUUGCUGCCACACUGAUCUGUCAAGCGUCACUCACGACUCUCCCUGUGGUUUUCUUAGCUGUGGGGUAAAGGCUCCUACGGAGAGCUGCAGCUGCCAGAAACAUGAACUUCUCUCUCUCUCUCUCUCUCUCCCUCUCUCCCUUUCCUUUCCUUUUUUUAUGGAGGAGCCACCAUGCCCAAGAGGGGCAGACUCCUGGGCUCUCAGUAUUUAACUCCAAAGACUUAAUAAUUUAUGUAUAUUUUUAUCCAGUCCUUCUUUGGGGAUGUGCAAUCCAGGCUGUACUUGGGAGCAAUCUGUCAUGCUUCCGUGGAAUCUCUCUGAGGUUGCUGUUGAACCAAGGGGGGCAGAAUGAUAACCUACAUGUUAAUAUGUAGUGGCAUGUAACUUUUUCAGAUUUAUAUAUAUUUAAAAAGCAAUUUCAGGAGGCUGUAAUUGGGCGUAAAGGAAUGGUGGCUUGGGAAGGCUUAAGGUAUUCCCACCAGCGUGUUUUCCCACUCAGAUUAGUUCCCAUUAAACUACUCUUUCCACCUGCAGGGAAGAAGCUACAGCCCCCCUCCCAUAUCUUUCUCCCUGUGGAGAGGAAAGCAGCAGGGGGAGGGGAAAGGCAAUUAUAAGCAGAAAAAUGGCUGCCGGGGAAAAGCACCUCCUUCCCACCCACAGGUCUUCUGAUCCAGAUUGCAGCCUGACUUUCAUUUUUUAAAAGAGAGAAUAUGUCUAUAAUAUGAGGUUUUGCCAUGAAAGCCCAUUUUCCCUUGCAAAGUGUGACUUCUGAGGCAGUAAUUUGCAUCUAAGGAGAUGCAAGAAGAAAGGGAGGGGACCCCCCCCUUCCACUUACCUCUUCCAAUGUUCAGGGCCCUUGUUUACCUAGCAGACAAAGUUCUGGAAUUCCACAGAGGUAGAAUUACAGAGAUACAAAUCACCUCCUCCCUUGGGCUCUUUUCAAGGGAGAAGGAAUGGGCCUUCCAGGCUUCCUUACUUGCGGCUUUGGUAUUUGUUUUCCUCUAGGCACUAUGGCAGCCCUGAGUAUCUAGAUCCUGAGAGGGUGGCAAAUUAUUGAGAGUUGAAACCUGCACUGCAAGGAUGCCACUGGUUUUGCAGGGCCCUGGAUAAUCUGCAUAUGUUCUUUCACAUGGCUGAGUCUGCACAGUUUGCCAUUUGAUGCCUUUCCCUGAGACUCCAGGUCAUUGCUGUUGGGCAUAUUGCAAAUUAGGGGAGCCCUGAAAGAAAAUGGAAACUCCACAAAGAGAAUGCUUCUUAGAAUCAGAUUCAUUUCAUUGUAUUUAGUGACCAGCCAUCAUGUCUUUCAUUACAUUCAGAGCAUUCAAAAUGAUCCGUGAUAAGCCUUAGCCCAAAAUAAAACUAUACUAAUGUAUAAAAUGACCUAGAAUGCCACAAAUACAACCCUAAAACAAAUAUUGUUCAAUGCUUUUCCAAUGCUACAACAAUAAAACUGUGAGCAUAACAGAGCCCUACUCCAGGAUUCUCUAAAGCUGGGCAUUGACAGUGGUUUAAGAGCAUCUCUGCUGGAGCAGCACAUCUGAAACCAUUUUGUAUGUUUUUCCUCUGUGCCCCCCAUACUUUAGUAAACACUUAUGAAAAAAGAAUCACCAAAAAUAUAGACAAUUCUUUCCAAUAAUGACUAAUUAUUUUAUGCAAUUCAAUUUUUAUAUUGUACCUUCUCUUCAUAACGGAGUCAAUUUUGUCACAAUCCGGCCACCCCUUUACUGAGAGCUGAAUUUUCAAGAUCUUACUUGGGACUUCUGAGUCGCGCAGGAUCUGUUUGUGACUCUGCCAUACAGUUUUGAUGGAUGAGUACAAGCACCCAAGGCGAAGGUGUGGACUGACCUGUCGAUCAAGGUCCUCCCCUCAUCUUCUCUUUUCUCUUGCUUCAGACUCGGAGACGGGAGAAGAUGAUGCCAGCAGCACACAGGUGACCCAGCGCAGCCAGCUCCAGGAUGAGACCACCUAUAGCUCCCCGACAGGUGAGGAGAAGGUGGCAGGUGAAUGGAGAGGUUUGGCAAACAUUCUGAGCAGAAUGGGCAUGGAACUAUAUUUCAAACAAUGAUGUUGCUGCUGGUGCCCCAGCAAUUCUGACCCCAAAUCCCCUCACAAUCCUGAGACUGUAGCCUUCCUGCUGCCUGGCCCUUUCUGAGGCAAGAGUGGUAUGUCACAUAUACCAUGCCAACACAAAUAGCACCCCCCCCCAUGAUUUGUUCACCAUGAAUCCUAUGAGCAGGGUCUUUUUCUGUCCCUGAGUGUCCAGCUUUUUUGGAUCAUUGGCCAAAGAGUUUAACUCUCUCUUCAGGGUUCCUUUUUGCAGGCAGCUACCAUUGGAGCAUGAGAAUUACUGCUCCCCGGAGACAUAGCCAACCUGACAUCACCUUUUCCUGGAAGAAGGGCACAUAUUAACCGACGCAGAACAUUAAUUUAAUAAAGAGGGCAACUUUAUAUCAGAGGAGGACUCAUCAAAGCAUAAAGGCCAUUAGAUUCCACAGAAAUAAAACUGAAAAAUCGCAGGCUUUAACUAUAGCCUCCUCAUGCUGGGUUCCUUCAGUACCCGGUCACUUCAGACAGUGCUCAUGCACCUUCCACAGAAUGACUAGGCAAAUGGGGCAAGGGGAGAUAGAGCCCUUGGUUGAUCAUGCAUCCCACUUAGCAAAUUGUGCUUAAUGGGGGCUGUAUUCUGAAUUGAGCAACACUUGGAAUCUUUAAUGAGCAGGGUUUAAGUGUCGAUGGGCAUAUAUAUAUAUAUAUAUAUAUAUAUAUAUAUAUAUAUAUCGUUCUGCAUAACAUUAUACUGUAUAAAAAAGCCAGUCACACUCCCGGGUGACAAAGAAACAGAACUCAGGAUGGAGCUGUGCACAUGUUUAUGCAGAUAGGAGCAAGCUGGAUUCUCAGAAGUCAGCAGUGUGGGGCGUCAGGUUUAUUUCCCUGAGAGCACCCACCUAAGCAGGUGAAUAGUUUCCAUUCAUUCUUUUGAGUAAAUGUAUGAGAUGAUUAACCAUGCGCUUCUCACUGUUAGCAACCUUCUUUGGCUUUCCAACCUCAGUUUUUCAUUAGGCAACUUUUAGCCACCCGUUUGCCUUUCCACAAUCUCCUUUAGUUUAAAUCGUUCUUUCCUCUCGAAGAGUCUCUUUUAAAAAAAUGCAGUCCUAUUCUCUCACAUUCUUUUUACUGAACAAAAAAACAGGUCCGAGUUUUCCAUCACAAAAGAGGUUUCCCAUUGUUUUGAUCACCCCGGUGCCUCUUUUCUGGUGGUUCCAGGGACAACAACACAAGGCAUAAGCUCCCAUUUUCAGUUUGGGCAACUUUAUCCCCAAUGAACUUGUCUUCAGUGCCUGGCACAGAGCACUGCGGUUCUGGCCUUCCAUCUCUGCUCUUCCUUCAGUAGGUAGUCUUGGGUAAGCUAGUCUCUAAAAAGUUGGGGGAACGAUGAUCUACCUUGCAAAGCAGGAUAAACAAGCCAAUAAUUGCAAUGCACUGUGCAUGUUAAAAGAGCUACAUGAAUAUUCAUUUAUAUCAUUGCAAUAAGAAAUUGUUCGUCUCUCCUUCCUUCACUGCAAAUGCCUGACCUUGUGUGUUGCAUAAUUGUGUUUCCCUUCACUCUGGCCGCACCAUCUUGGUGGCUGAGUUGAGUUAUUAAGUGACCAACCUGGCCUUGUCUUCUUUUCCUUCUUCGACCCUCUUCUUUGUCCUUUCCAGCUGAGAGAAAAAUGCUUAUUCUUAGCCCUCAAGAACACGACCUGACGCUAACCCAUGAUAUAUGCAGUGGCACUGCACGCUCCAAGAAACUGAUACUUUACAGCCUCCUAAAUUAAACAAUAUCGAUAGAAUCUCGGGUUAUCAGGCCCCGAUCUGAUGCAAGGGAGAUGGGGGGCUUCCCAGCCCCCUCGAUCAGUCCAUGUCUGUCUUUCCUUGCAGGGGAGUCGGACACGCUGGUGGAUGCCUCCAUGAAGACCACGCCGACCUCAGUGCCAGGCCUGUCCCAGACAGAUGAGCACUCCAACUGGUCAGGGAGCCAGACCACGGUGUUGGAGAAGGACCCAGAGGCUGGCCCCACGGUGAGGGGACCCUACCUGCACCCCAGCAUUCCAAGGCAAGCACCUGCCGAGGCCCGGCACCUGGGGGUGGAGCCGCUGGUGCGGGCAUCACGGGCGGAGCUGAUUGGCGUGGCCCCGGGGUCCGAGGACAGCCUGUCUCUGGGGAGCGACCCCUACGGCAGUGCCUUCAGCCUGUACCGGGGCCGUGCCCUCUCCUUGCACGUGUAAGUAGCAGUGGGGCCGUGGAGUGGGGUGCAAGGGCCAUUAUGCUGGGACCAUCUCUUCCCCCCUACUCUCCAGUCAUAAUCCCUCACUGAACCCUCAACCUCUUAAGUCAUUGAUUUUGAGGCACCACCGAAACUUUCCUGAGCCCCAUCAUCACAGUCCCGAUCCCUGAUGUCAUGGCACCCUCCAUCCACAGCCCCCACUGCACUCUCUAUACCUUCUGAAGCCACCCACACUAUCCUGCCAUUGUCUCUCCUACUGCUUCCUCUGCUGCAGUAUCUUCCCCCUCCCCAUCACCUGCUGCCUUCGCUCUCCUAAAAUGUUGCUAUGAGGACAAUGGGCUGCAUAGGUAGGUAUCCACUGCUGCCCCAGGCUUCCCACUCCCUAACCAGCAUAGAGAGCAGAGUCUCCAUAGCUUCUCCCCUCCCCGGGGUUUGCUGUCUUCCUUUGGCUUGCAGCUGACCCUGUUUCGCAUAAAGCCAAUGGCAUCAGUAAUAGGCCCUCCAACACCAAACUCUGAGAGAUGCCCAUUUAAUUGGGGCAUCAAUUGUGGCACUUAAAAAAAAAACAACCCAAGCACAGUGGGCUGCACUCACUCUUCUGACGCAUGGCAAUAUUAUUUAAAUUGUUACUAAAAUAAUGCCUAUAUCACCUUUCGUUUCAAAAGGAAUACCAGUCCUGGUAUGGGCUAGCGAAGAAAUUGCCAUGACCAAGCGAGUCAUUUAAGCCCUCCGAAUCCUGGAUAACCCAAAUCCAAAUUUAUAACUUAUGGGUGCAAUUGAGCUAAUAUUAAGCACUUCUGAGUUCCAUUUACUUCAAGGGAAGAUUAAGCACCUGCUUAAAAUGAAUCCUUUUGAGAUUAGUGGGACAUAAAAGUGCUCUACUGAGGCUUGAUUGCGCUUUAUGUAAAUUAGCCAAACCGCGACAGGACCAUUGGAUGGGAAAUUGCCGUUUCAUCUGAAUGUUUGAUUUCACCCACACACAGAGGAGACCUACUUGGUGUAGGUAAAGGUGGAGACAGUCACAGGAGGUUGUGAUUGUCAUAUAGACAGGGGCCUAUACUAUUCCCACCAAGGCCUAGAUUAAUGGGGAGAAAUAGCAGGGUUUCGAUGCCACCAUCCGCGUUUGGGGAUUUUAGUUUAGAAAAGUAAAGUAAAGGGAGCGCAUCAUUCAGGAAUAUAUAAUUAUGCAUGGUGUAGAGUAAGUGGAUACAAAGAUUUUUUUUUCUCUAGCUGGCUACUGUGGAGACAGAAUGCUGGACUAGAUAGGCCAUUGGUCUGGCCCAGCUGGGGUCUUCAUAUGUUCUUAUAUUCACCUAUUCCUGAGGUCAGUGCAUCUGACUGUUAACCAGAAGAUCGGGGGCUCAAGACCUCCCAGGGAUGGCUGUGGGCAGGAUUCCUGCAUUGCAGGGGGUUGGACUAGAUGACCCUCAGGAUCCUUUCCAACUCUAUGAUUCUAUGAUCAUUAAACAACUUCAGGCAGGCAAAUCUGGAGAAACAAUAGAAUACAGAAGCACAAUCAGAGGUAGGUAGUCAUCCUCAUCCAUAAGGAUGAUGUGAAAGAGAGACUGGUUGCUGGUGAUUAAGGGAAUGGUAAUUAAGAACCCAACAAAUGAUGUAAUGAUGGUGAUGUGAUUAUCUCUUUGGUAGUGAUGCUUUUGGCUACACUAAUUCAACUUUUGUUAAAUUCAACACAUUUUAACCCCCCCUCCCCGCUAAGAACUCCUUUUAUCCCAGAAAUGUAGCGAUGCAGGGAGGCAAACGGGGAGAGAUGAUAAGCCGUGUUGAGUGCCAAAUCUCUUCCUCAUACCAUAUAUAGAUCCAUUUCAGUUUCUGAGCCAUUAGCAGGCACUGCCCACACAUUUUUAUUAUUCCCCCCUGUAAUAAUGGGAAACUGGAUACCAGCGGUUUUUCUUAAAAGCGAAAGCUGAAACCCGUCAUGCUGUGAAAAUGGCAGCACACUCCAUGUUAACUGCAGAGGCAGUGAGUGUAGUAAGGAUCUUUGAGAGGGUGGGUGCAGAGCUACAUUAGGUCACUUGAGACUCCCUCAUCUCCUUCUUCUUUCCUCCUGAGUUUGCUUUCCCAACUUUAUCCUCACGCUUAUCAUCCUCCGGCUAUGGUACCUGACUAAGUAUACACUUGCAUAAUUCUCACUGUGUGCGUGUGUGCAUGCAGCUGGACACGCGUGCCCAUUUGUUGCAAGGAACUAAGAUGGCCUUGGAAUGAAUGUAUGUGUGCCAAGUAUGUAUCUGUUCGUAUGUACACCUGAGUUAGUGUUUGUACCUGUGGGAAACAGCAUGUCUGUGUACAGGAUGCAGCUUUCUAUUCUCCUACCCUCUGCCUUCUGUUGCAUUUCUGGCUGCCCCAGGGCCUCCCCUUGUCUUCCCCUGCUUCCUCAAGCCAGGCCAGCCUAUACUCACCUACCACUGAUGCACAGCCUGAUGAACUCCCCCCAAUCUCUUCCUUUGCCCUAGUGCAGCAUCUGGCAUGGCUCAUUCAGCAGAUAAGACCAAGAGUUGGAUCUUGCCAGGAAGAGUGGGUAUUUUCCCUGGACUCUUGGCGGAGAAUCCCAGUUCACCCAUCUGGCCAGUCUUGGAAUCAAAUAUGAUGCUGAUUUAUUUAUAUAUAUGCCACCCAUCUGACUGGGUUGCCCCCAGCCACUCUGGGCAGCUUCCAACAAAUUAAAACACAAGUAAGACAUCAAACAUUUAAAAAAUUCCCACAUUUUUAUGAGGCAAGACCCAUCGCAAUGCAAUCCAGACCACAGUAUGCCACAGCACAGAGCAGGGGCACUGUAGAAAGGUCUAGGUGGGGCAAACAGCUUGAGGAGAUUCAGAUAGUAAGCCAAGCCACACACUGCUGGAGAAGGCAAAAACAAACACACACACCCUCCUCUGUACACAUGCACACACAUCUUCAUCUAAGGACAGAAGUACACGACUGUUCCUCCUUCUCAUUGCCUCACCUCUCUCUUCCAUGGCUAAUUUAAACCCCAGGUCUGCCAUUAGGAGGGGUUGGCCAUGUGCUUUUUUAUCCAGGGGGGUACUCAAGGGUACGCAGUGCUGGCACCUCUUUUGUUGUGAGGCACUUACUGUAACAACUUCAUGGUGAGUACCAGCACCAAUUUUUUCUGGAAAAAUAGCACUAGUUCUCCAUAUUUAUUUAUUUAUUUCAUAAAAACGUAGCAAGGCGGAGUAGGAGGAUAAAAUCAACAAAAGGAUAAAAUCAGCAAAUAUAAGGAUAAAAUCAACAAAAGUUCCGUAAAGCAGCAUUCAAAACAUCAAUAAGACAUCAGCAUAGGCACCUGCUCCCUUGCCGCUCACCUUCUUUUGAGUUUUUCAGGCUGUCCUGCCUUAGCAAACUAUGCCAUGUCUUGCCUUCCAACUGCAGCAACCUCCCCCAUGGUGGGUACCGGAGGGAUGAUGCCAACAGCAGCAGCAAAACCAGCAAAGAUACCCUCCACCCACCAGCACAGAAGCCUCCUCUCCAGCGCCCAGUGUCCCCCAGAGCAGGGCAGUGCCCCGUCCAGCCGCCUGGGGCUGGCCGUGGCCCCACCCCACCUGUGGCUCCCCGCAGGAAGCUGCUGAUGCCCCCCGAGUUCCAAGAUACGGCAUCCGAGGAACUGGACGAAAAGCUGAAGCGCCCCAAGUCAUCUGGCUACUCUCAGGCUUGCACAGGAGAGUCCCGGCCCCAGACGCCGCUGAGUGAGGCCUCCAGCCGCGUCUCCGUCCUCCGCCCAUCGCCCAAGCUGCCGCGGACGGGCUCCAAGAUCUUUGACAAGCUGAAGUUCUUUGAGGAGCGGCGCAAAAGCCUGGAGCAGAACGAGAACCCUUUCGCGGGGCACACGUGGCUGCCGCUACGCAAGACGCGCUCUUUUGACCAGCCCGGCUUUGACGAUGCCAGCCCCUUCCUCUCAGCCGUCUCCCACGAGGACCUGCAAGAGGACACCCGCUCCGAGCUGGGCGGCGUGGCGUUCCGGCGCCGGGCCUUCCACCAGAAGGCGGCCUCCUUGGAUGAGCGCGGCCGCUUCUCCAGCCGCGUGCACGACAUGGAGCACAAGUUCACGGAGGAGCUGGGCCGCAUCAAGCGCACCGUGUCUCAGCAGCAGCUGCGGCGGUCGCAAGAGCUCUUCAGGUCACCGUCGCCACGUUCCUCCGCCGAGCCAUCUGCUCCCAGGGUCCCGCCACCACGGAAACUCAAGCCCCUCAAGGCUUUGCCCCUGGCAGAGAAUGCCCACGGCGUGCAGCAGCUGGUGUUGUCCAGCGUGGUCCUGGUGGGGCCCAGAGAUGAGACCAAGGGAACGCAAAAGCCUCUGGCGAGGAGCGUGGCCACAGCUGAGCAGGUGGCAGAGCCCAGCAGGGGUCAGAAGGAAAGCGAGCUGAAUGGGCAGGAUCUGCGGAGGAAGGUGGAGCAGUGCCCGCUGACUCUGGCAGCCCCCUUGGGAAGGAGAGACCUCCUGCAGGCUGGGCAUCCAGAGAGCAAUGACUGCAUGGAUGGAGGGUCUGUGAACGCGGCGAAAGGGAGCUAUGAGCCCAAGGGUCCAAGUGCAGCCUCGCAUGCCCGGAAACGGGAAUCUGGCCAGAACGGACAUUCCCUGCCCUGGGCCAAGAUGGAGCCAGGAGCAGAUAGAAGCAGGGCAGGGACCCACGGUGCAAACAGAGAGUUGGAAAGGAAGACUGGGAAAGUGGCAGAGAAAAAGGACAACGCAUUGCAGCCUCAGGAAGGGAAGAGCACUCGGAGCAGAGGCAAAGGGCGCCGGACGCGGCGAACGUCGCCUGAAUCAGGUAUGGAAUCAGGGCAAGUGCUGCUGUCUCCUUGGGGAGGAAGCUGGCAAGCUACGCUGUGCUGUAUGCCGUGGGGAGAACUCCACCCAACUUCCCACAGAAAUGGAGAGGCCUGUAAUGUCCUUUCCUCCACUGUAGGCAAGACCCUUAGGAUUCAGGCCAGAGCAUCAUGCAUGCCUGGGAUUGUAUGAGCUCCUCGAGAGGGUUGGUAAGUGCUCAGUCUUGGCUUGCCCUUAUCUGUUCUGACUGCUUCUCACAUUUCUGCCCAUGUCAUCAGCAUCUGGGAUGUAAUCUCAGCCAGGCCUUGCCUGGAAGAGUCAUUGGUGCAUAAGCUUAGCAUAGGGCAGGUGUGGGGAUCCUUUAGACCUCCAGAUGUUGCUGAACUACAACUCCCAUCAGCCCCGGCAAGCAUGGGGAAGAUGGGAAUUGUAGUACAGAAACAUCUGGAGGACCAAAGGGUUUCCACACCUGGCAUAGGGUGUGGGGAAGAGCAGGUUUUUGCAGGGAAAGCUCUGGAGCAAAUACAAACAAAUGGUUGGACAUGGAGCUUUUAAGCUCAGAUCUGUGCCUGGAAAAAGUGGGGCAAAAGCUAAGUGUGGAUAAACCCCUCCUCACUAUCCUUGGCCCUCUGUCAUUUUUGUUCCUUUCCAUAAAACAAAGGGACAGCCUCUGAUCAAUGGAAGUUGGAAAGAGGAGCAUGAACUUGAGAUCCAGUUUUUGAGGCGGCCGAGUGAGUGUGGCAACUUCAUCAGGGCCUUCAAGUAGCUGGCAGAUACAAGACACGGUGCAACAUUUACAACAGUUAAUUAGUUCACAGUUCAUUGUGGUUAUGUGUAUGUUACAGAGAACUGUAGUCUCCUAAUGGCUAACACAGGUUUUGUGACAGGAUUUUCAGUGCUUCUGAGUCAAGAAUGGAAAUACGUGCUCUUUGGUGCAGGUUUUGUUCAUUUGCUUAGCAUUUAGGUACAUUCCUCAUGCAUUCUUGCUACUGCCUUGUAAGGUAAGCAGGCUGGCCUUAGUAUCCCCAUUUUACAGACUGGAAGUGAGGUUGAGAAAUGCACACAUCUUGAAUGCACAGAAGUAGUGUGUGUACCAAGGGGCUGCUGUACUGGGCCUACCAAAUUACUGACAGAAAAAUAAGUCCUCCAACUUCCUUCCCAGGUAGCCUGACUCAAUAAGUGAUCAUAAAUUUAGACACAUUUAUGACUAGUGUCAGCUUUGAAUGCAUUGAGCUGUAACAGUAGUUUUAUGAGGGUUCUAAAUUUCCCCCCUCUCUAAACAAGUGAAAUGAAGCUCAUCCUCUUUAGUUAUUCUUAGAGACCUGUGAAGGUGGCUAUCUGCGUCAAGGCAGAGUGAACUGUGCCACUCAGGAGACUCCUCUAAUCCUUUGGACUCAGCUAGGUAGCAAUAGAUCAAGAAUCCACACUGUGCUAGAGAGAGACUUGGGGAGAUUAAGGAUUUUGAGCAAACUGUAAUCAUCAGCACAUAAAAGGGCUCUCACUCUCUCGGGGCAUAACAGAACCAGUGCAUGUGAAAAAGAGAGCUAAGAUUUAAACACAUUCCUUCCCAGAAGGCAGUGGAGAGUUUUAUAUCCAUGCAAGUUGUGGACCUUUUCCCCUCCUCCACACCACCUCUUUUGCAGCUGCUCUUUCUCCCUCUCUCUGCACAGAAUCUUCUGAUGAUUCCUACAUCUCGGCGGGUGAGGACCCACUGGAACGCCCCAUCUUUGAGAUCCCUAUCCAGGAUGUAACAGUCGUAGCUGGAACAGAAGUGCUGUUCAAAUGCAUCAUCACAGGCAACCCUUCCCCAGAAGGCAAGUGCAUGGAGUACCAGGAAGAGUGUGGGAUGAGUGAUGAUGAGCAUGCAUAGGCAAACCUGUGGGGUGCCCAGUGCAAGUCAGAGUGAGAGGGGCCAGGAGAUGGAUGGGGGCCAUCUACUCUACCUUUGCUGUUGUCUCUUGGAUCACACAGGUGUCUUCAUUUCCACAGAUCUCUAGGGAAAAUUGGUUUUAUUUGGUUUUGUGUAUGUUGCCUAGCUCACAUCAGUAAGGAUUCUGCUUUGAGUAUGGUUCAGAGCCAUGUGGUCCUGGUAGCAACACUAGGAGGAAAAACACAAGGCUGGGGGAGAGAAAUGGUUGCAAUUCCAGCUGCCCAAUAGUACCAAUUAAUGUGACUGGCAAGUAAUGUUGCAAUUAACUAAAAUGGAGAAAAAAAUGGCCUAACCAGGUUUUUUGCUUUUGUUGCAAGAAAAACAAAGGGCAAUACUAUUUUAUUUUUAGCUGCAAUCCUUUGAUAGGCAGGCAACAAUCCUGCUAGACUUUCCCUCCCUUCACCUACCAGGUGUUUGGGCUUCAUCACCAGCUCUGCUUCCAUGCAAAUAAUUCAACCCUUACCCCCGCACCAGAAUGUGCUAUUUCAAAAGUUGAUAACUUUUACUAUGAUGCAGUUUUCCAGCAGUAACACCUGUGGUGCUGCCAAACUGUAGUCCUGUAUUAGGGCUGGGAAAUAACCCAGGGGAAAUAACCACCAUCCCAGGGCAUUACCCUCAGCGGCCCUGCUGCAUACCCUCUUCAAGUGUUUUUGCCUGGCUGAAAUGUGUCCUUGAAUUCUGAUCAUGCUUCUUAUCUGGAUGGAGGCCAGAGAGGGGAGUGUGAAUGUGUGUAGAAACUAGCCUACUGUACAAAGUGGGGGAGAUGCAUUUGUUUGUCUGUGGCCCUGCCCACCACUGCCAUGUGGCCUCCGGAAGGUUGCUCAGAAGGGAAUGUGGCUCUCAGGUUGCAAAAGGUUCCUCACCCCUCCUCUCUGAAAAGGACACAGUUCCAGCAGUCAGUGGAUAAAGUGGAAAGUGCCAUGUAUGGGGGGAGGUGCUGUAUGUACAGAAGUGAGAUGUCCCCACGUGCUCUGAUCUCCUGCCCACUUGCCCCUUCCCCACAGUGUCAUGGCGAAAGGAUGGCGUCCCCUUUCGGAGCAGCACCACUCGCCCUAUCAAAGCAGAGGGAGAACGCCACACCCUGCUGGUCAGGAGUGCCCGUGCGGCUGAUGCCGGCCUCUACACAGUUUGUGCCACCAAUGAAGUGGGCGAGGCCUGCUGCAGUGCCAUCUUGACUGUGCGGCCAGGUAAGUGGCCGGGGAAAGCCAGCCAGAUGGGCGGGGUACAAAUAAUAAAUUAUUAUUAUAUUAUUAUAAGUGUGUGAUGAAUGCAGUGGAGGCAGCCCAGAGAGGACCAGCCGAAUCCCUGAAGGCCAAGGGAGGGUUGUAGAGUCAUAUUCCUUCCCAGGCCAAGUUUGGGGAGAAGCAGUUUCAUGCCUUGGGGCUUAGUUAGCAUCCUAGGCUAGGUCUUUUUCUGUCAACCUUGUGGUGCCUCAGGCUGCUGCCGCUGCUCCUGCUGAAAGAGAGAUGAGGCUGCCUUUACCCUACAAGGCUUGGUUUAGGCCAGCCUGGCUGACAAACAGCCAGCAGCAGUCUUGAAUGCGGGGAAGAAGGGAGAGACGGCCUGGACUGCUGGGCUCUCAGCACCAACCCCACGAGGUGGCGGCGGGGGAGGUCGAGCUGGCUGACGGACUGACUCCGAUUCCUGAUCCGUGUUCCGGACCACAAACUCCGCGGGGAAACCCGUGUCAGCGGCGCCUGCGGUUUGCAAGCCUUCCUGGGCAAGUGCAAAUGAAUUAUCCGAAAGGAUGCAAAUGAGGUCGCCCGUCUGUUGAUCUGAAAUGUGAGCCCUGGAGGGGCUGGGGUCGGCGUCUGUCUGGAGCCCCGAUGCCUUCCUCGGCUGUGGCUCGAAGGGAAGGCGGUUCCGAAGAGGCUCCUGGAUUCUGCCCGGCCUCUGGCGCCUCCGUUGAGGAUCCGUUUGCCCACUCGUCUCCUCCGUGUCGGACGCUGUGUUUGAUAAGAAUCGGGGAUUGAGAGAGAGAGAUCAUCCUCGGGAAAUGGCUGUAGAAUCCUCUUUGCCGCGCCGAUUGCAGGCUCGGGAGGGGCGCGCCGUUUGUUCCCUGCGUUCUUGCGCUGCAAUCCUAUGCAUGUUUACUCGGAAGUAAGUCCCGCUGCGUUCAAUGGAACUUAAACCCAGGUAAGUGUGCAUAGGAUUGCAGCUUUAGUGGGUUUGGAAUUGGGAACUCGGCAGGGAGAGGGAACGCAACUUUUCAUCUCCUAGGUGGGCGUUUUGAGGGGAACAGAGAUGGGUGAAGCGGAGAAGGGAGAGUGUCUCUUGCUCCCAUUAACCCUUUGUUUGUACAAGUGAAUGGUGUGAAGGGAUGAGGACCCUCCAACAUCACCACAUCUGCCCUAUAGGUAGGAAGAAAUGGGAUUUUGCUUUGGGUGCCCCUCUGGGGGCUGAGAAUUUAUUGGGCUAUAACCUCCCAAAGCAAUGGGGCUGCAGAAGGGGAAGCCAGCCUCAAAUGCUCUCUGGGCCUCUUACCUCCUUGUCCAGAAACUUGGAGGUGAGAGAGACUCUUAUGCUAAGGUGUUUUACCUUGUCUUUGGGGAUAGGGGAAAGCAAGGAACUACAAGGCAGGCCAUUCCCAUCAACACAGGAUAAUCUUUCCCUGCCUGCAGCAGAGCAUGAUGGAGGGCUUUGAAAGACUCACCCUUUUGUCUGGAUCGGACACACCUCUGCUUCUUCCUCCUAUUUUGUGCAAAGGACUAAGAAACCUAUCCUGUCUCUUUAGAUUUUCUUGUAAACAUCCCACCCAUCCCUACUCAGCUUGAAGGGCAGCAUUGCCAUAGAAAUUGCCACAAGACUAUUUCCACUAACUGGCCCCACAACAAGGCCUGCUCUUCUCACAAUGCAUACACUGCAAGUUGUAGUCGUCCCAGCUACUAAUGUCACCUUGGCCCCUUUCAGGGAGAGCAAGCCAGGAACGAUGCUGCCAACAAGAAAAAGAGUAGUGGCGCCCAUGAUUGGAGUUGCCUGAUUCAUGACUGUUUAAAGUCUUUCUUUUUACCAGUUGGAGAUGACAUAGAUAUAUAUCAGCAGUGGGCUUCCCUGUAUGCCCAUGGGACUUGGCAGGGUUACAGGCAGUGUUGGAUUUGAUAUCUUCUAAAGCAGCACUGGGAAAAUGACUUGUUGUUUCUGUUUCUUCACUCUGCCUCUUUCUGGGUAAGAGGAUUGGAUAUAGACUAGAGCCUAACUGCAAGAAGCGUUUCAUAACCCAGAUGAUCAAAUUAUUUACAUUUAUUUAUUAUAAACAAUGCACUAUGCAAAUUACACACUAAUAGAGAUGUUGUUUGUGCAGAUUCAUAUUUGCAUAUUUGAGGUGCCAAACUUUUCACCUCAUGACUUUGCCACAACAGAUUUGCACAAAGAGCUGUUUCUCUGAAACGGCCCCAUUAUACACACAUGCAUGAAAAGUAGUCAAAGAAUUGUAGGUCAUUACUACGUUUAUUUAUUUGUUAAUACACUUUAAUCUCACCCCUCCUCCAAGGAUUUCAGGAAAGCAUAAUGGUGUCCCCUCACCCCCAAUUUUAUUUUAUUUUAUUUUGUCCUCAAAAUGACCCUUUGGGGUAGGUAAGACUUGAGAGAUAAUGACUUGCCCAAGGUGAGCUUCAUGGCUGCUGAAUAUCUGAAAACUAACAUUCUUUCUUGAACUGAUAGUUGUCAUAUGGGGGUGAGUUUGGAUACAAGCCUCUCCAUAGAAAACUGAAUUAAUAAAAUCCUUGCAGAAGGAUAUUACCAUCUCAGUUAUGAAGACAAACAUAAUUCAGAAAUGUCACAUGGUACAGUCCUACCUCCUCAGAAUGCGGGAGGAGGGAAGUUCACAUGUUUGUCAUUAAAAGAAAAAACAAAACAGCCUCCAUGUCUGUGGAAAGCAUGUCAGGAAGAAGGACGGUUCUGACUUAGUCUCUCUUACUUUUCUACUUACAGAGAUAGUUAAUUUAAUUAAACGGGUAGCAUUCAAACAUGUGAUCCUUCAACUGCAUUUUGAAUGAUACAGGCCUAGGAGGACUGUAUACCAUGUGAUGUUUCUGAUUGUGUGGUUCUGUUCUAAAUCAGCCUCUAGGCUCCAUUCCACAGAAGCAGCAAAGGUCUAUUUGAGAUAACAAUGUUCAUGCUAGGCUAAGUGCAGUGUCCUAAUUGCAAAAUAGGGCAUAGUGGAACAGUUAAGAGGAAGGAUGGAAAGAAAUAAUGGGGUGUUAGUUGGCUUAGGUAGGGGCAGGAAACUGGAAACUUGCAUACAUAAGAAGGAACAGGGGAAAGCAAAGAAUGAAAACGCUCUAACCAUUGCACACCCUUAGGGCCAGUGUUUUCGUUUCAGGGCCAGGGCCACUGUUACAUUAUAUGCUUGCCACUUCCCCAAGUUUCCAUCUGGGGCUGCUCUAGUAACGUUUGAAUGAUGAAAAUCACGUAGAAAGAGUUGACAAUGUGUUACAUCCCACAUCAGCAGAGUGGGAUGGAGCCUGCUAGGAAGCUGGUAGCCAUAAUGCCCCAGUAAGAGUAUCUAAAGAUAGCAUAAGCAACCAAACAUUUCCUGCUGCAAUGCAUUUCUAUUACUAUUUUGAAGGAACCAAUGUAUUCCAAUGGUCAAUUUGUGUAUGUGCCCCCUCUUCAUGGGCUAUUUUUUUAAAAGCAAAAGCAAAUGGAAACCUCAUCCCUUAGAAUACACUGUAGGUGCACUGGGCUAUCAUGUAGAAAGCUAGAUUAUAUCAUUUACUCUGUGCUUGUGGCUAAACCGUCAACUAAAAUCCCUGUGUAUGAGCCCUGGCUGCUAGGUGGGCAGCUAUGUCCUGGUCCUGCUUUCCCCCUUGAGCUGGAGAGCUUUGCUGCUUCAAUGUGCUGUUCACAAGCCAUGCCCUAACCCUCUUCUGCCUGUCUAGCUCCCGCAGAGUCCCACAGCCGAUUGGUACCCCAUCACGAGCUCAGCAGCCCUGUCACAUCAGAUGAAGAGUACCUGAGCCCCUUGGAAGAGUUCCCUGAGUCUGGCACCCCACGGCAUCACCCUGUCAUGAAAGUGCAACCCCGAUCUGAGAUUGGCCCACCCCCAGUGCAUGUCGGCAUCAACUUCAAGGCUGCCCCUUCCUUUGAGGUGAGCAGGUGGUGAGACUAGCGCAGGAGGGCAUGACAGUGGAACCUAUGGCUUUUGCAUACUUGAAUGAGGAUUCAGGUUAUAAGUCGGCACUUCCUUGGAUUGGGGUUGGGGGCCCUGGGCUUUUGACAUGCUCAGACCUUUGAGGCAAAAGUAAAUUUCAGCUUUUACUCCGUUGAAGGUAUUGCACCUAGCAGAGCUUGCCCUGCACUCUGCUUAUCCCUGCCCCCUGCCUUAAAGAGAACUUGCUUCCCAUCUCCCUUUGCAGUUGGCAUGAUCCUGACACCCUCUCUUGCAGGUGACACUGAGUGACCAGGAAGUACUGGAGGGGCAGGAUGUGGUCCUGCGCAUUCGGGUACAGGGAGAGCCAAAGCCCAUUGUGCACUGGUGAGUGGGUUUUAUGAUACAGCAUAACUUCACAAGUAGCCAUGUUGUCCUGCGAUGAGAUGGGUGGCGAAGCUUUCCCAGUUUUGCAAAAUAAGAAUCUCUCUCAGGCAACCAGUAGGGGAACUUGUGUCCAUCAAGAAGAGUGUUGGGUUUAUUUCAUUUUUCCUGUCUGGCCGUCAGUACUCCACAACUGACUAACAACAGUGUGAUAUGUAGACUGGCAAAAUAUUAAACAGACAAGGCUGGUCUUUGAUUUCCAAAGGGCACAAGACCCAUCCAACCUGAGAAUGGUUUGUUUUGUAUGUAAGUGGUGGGAUGGCAAAAAGAAAGCAGGUCCUCGGCCUUCCAGAAUGUAUCAAGAAUCAGACCUGAGACUGAUAGGCCUGGAUGUAAUGGCAAAAAAAAAAGAAAAGGGAUCUCUGAUCUUAUGGCUUGAACUGCCUUGACUAUAUUAUACCAAAAGCUAUGUUUGUAGUAGCAACAAGGUUGGGAGAAGGCCAGUGCAGAAUUGACCGUCCAGAUGAAGUAUGUAGCUUCUUCCUGAGGCAUGCUGCUGUGGAGGAGGGAUGGUGAGAUGAGAUGACAGAAGAAGCAUUUUGUGAAGUUGGAUGGAGUUGCAAGCACUGCAGACUCUCAGACCCUCUCCUCUGUCCUCUAGGUUGAAGAACAGGCAUCCAAUAAAAUAUGGGCGACGCAUUUCUGCUGUGGAGGAGGACGAUGGAUCUUUCUGCCUACAUAUCCGCAUGGUGGAGUGCACUGAUGCUGGCUAUUAUGCCUGCAAGGCCAUCAAUGAGUAUGGCACCAAGCAGUGUGAGGCCAAGCUUGAUGUACAAGGUACCUUUGGAAGCCACAGAGCAUGAAGAUUAAUGCUUGCCUGCCAUGGGCUGUCCCCAGAAUAUCCUGCUUGCAUGCCUAUUUCCUUGGUUUACUCACUCAUGUAAGCAUGCUUCUGACUCCCCCCCCCCCCAACAUCCUGUGACCUAUAUCAAUCCUCUGCCCACGAGUAGCCUGUGGCUCCAUGGCUGCUUGUUUCUGGUUGUAUUGUAACUCUGUCUCCUGCCCCUAGAAUUCAUGACAGCCCUUGACUGAAUUUUGCCCUUUUUUCAUCAUGAGUCUAAGAAAUUUAGAGCUCCAGUUUAGAACUUCAGCCUAACACCAGAUUAUCAAGAGGCACAAGCAAUCAGGUUUCUGUGGACUACUAUGGUAAAUGGGGCAAGGAGAGGAGAGAGGUUCAGCUGAAAGCAAGAAGGUAUCAUGAGUUCCUGAACAUAAAUUAGGAUAUCUUUAACACUUUUUGAAUGUUGAAAGCAUUUCCGAAAUCCUUACAGCAGACUUGUAUGGUAGUUAUAUUAUACCCAUGUUGCCAAGGUGGGCUUGAGGUUAAGAAGAUAGUGGCUUGCUGAGGGCCUCCAGAUUAGUGUAGUAAGAGGCAGAUUAGAACUGGGGACUUGGCUAUUUAUUUAUUUUAUUUAGCAAAACUUACAUACAGCUUUAUAGCAAUAAAACCACAAAGCUGUUUGACAAAUAGUAAAAAACAUUAAAAGUAUAAAUAAAAGACAGUUAAACAGGUACUUAGAAAACAUUCAAAACUAAUUAAAAUCAACAGUAAGCUAAACCAUUAUUCUAUGCUACAAGCUUAUAUUGGUUUUUCUUUCAUUUUAAGUGGCAUGGACAGGGUGAGGUGUGCCGCCUCUGGUAGCAGCUAUUAAGUAAUGUUAAAAAGCAACAAAUUAAUUAAUCAAUAGAUUUGGAUUUCCUGCCUCAGGCACCAAAAUGUUUUGGACUGUCACUAUUCAUGACUUUCAUUAGAGAAUCCUGGGAAUUUUACUUGCCUCCUUAGAACUGGGGACCCCUGGAAGGAGGGAAUGGGGCCAAGCUAGUUGAGAUACUUCAUUUUGGAAUAGUGGAUGCUUAUGCUGGGAUUGAGAUCAGCCUUUAAUGCUGGGAUUAGGGGUGCUCCCAGUCUAUUUUUGGGUGGGAUUCAGUCACAUACUGAGAAAUUCAUGUUGCACAAUUAUAGUUGGUUGGGAGGUCUCUACACACCCCAGAUAGGACUCUUUCCAAUAAGGAAAGUGAUGGGAAAACACACUGGAUAGUAUAGGGUAACACUUACUUAAAUGAUGCAACAUCAUUUAACCUCCCACAAACAAAUCAGGAUGAAUGUUCAUUAAAUAGCCAACAUCCUCUAAUCUUCCUGUAAACAAAUGAGGGUGAAUGCUAAUUAGCACCAGUCAUCUGAAAGCACCCUAGUAAGAGCAGCAACGGGAAGGGGAUUCUUCUCCAUUCCAUUUAUUUGUACACUCAAAAUUUCACCCACCCAUGGGUGGGAAAGCUGUGGGUGGGGACUGUGUGUGUGAAUAAACAAAGAGGAAAGGGCUAAGUGGGCCACCCACUUCACUACUCUUCAGCUCUCAAAUGCAACCAUUAGAAAGUUCAAGUUCACGACUGUAGUGUGGGCAUGCUCUGAGCCACUAGCCACUAGCGCAGUCCAACACAAGGCCAUUUUUUUGCAAUCCUCAGCAACAUUUGACACCCUCUCACCCUUCCAGCCCUUGCACUGCCUUCCCAAAGGCUCUGGGGUUUGGGAAGGAGGUGUGAGGGCUCUGACAGGGUCAGAAAGUUAGCUCUUUCUCAGCUCUGAGAAGAAGCUGGAAGGGCCUUAGGACACUGCCCAAAGCAUUGCACCUCCUUCCCAAAGCCCAGGCAGCAUGAGGUUGCGGGGUGAGGUGUCAAAUUUUGGCCUCUCGCUCUCCCCCACCCUGGCGCAACAAGGCAGCGUGUGGCCCACGGGUUCCGUAUUGAAGUAGGUAGGAAAAGUUGGACCGUCCCUGCACUAGGCUAGGCUCGUUCUCCUGGGGAGCCCUCCAUAGGUAGCUGCCUUCUCCUGAGCAUGGCAAGUGCAACUGCCUUGAGACCCUUUGGAUGCCUGUUCCAGAUGGGAAGAAGAGCAUUCAGCUGUUGCUUAGCAACCGAGCACCAACUGCCUGUGUUCUCCCAAUCCUCCCCCGUCCCACCUUGAGCUGAAACAGUGGCAGCUGCUGUGGAAUUUUGGAGAAAGGAACCAUGAGCCUCUGCUCAGAAAGGAAAGAGAUGAGAGAGAUAGCCCACUGAGGGGGCCUGAUGGCUGUGUAUACCAAUGUACUGCUCCCACAUUCCCAUAAAGACAACCAUUGGGGCAAUGAGCAGCAGCAAGUUUUACCGCCAGCUCUCAGUACACUCCUCCCUGACCCCUCAAUCCUACUAUCCUUUUUUUUCUUGGCUUGGUUCUGCCUUUCCCCCCACCCUGUGGUACCCAGAACUGGGUCCCAGUGGUGGUCUGCCACCUUCUUUCCAGUUCAUUUCCAGCAGAAACUAGGGCCCAUCUGCAUUAUACAUUCAAAACACUUUAAACAGCCAUGGCUUCCCUCAGAGUUUCCUUGGAACUGUAGUUUGUCAAGGUUGCUGCAAGGUAUUUGGAAACUCUUACUCUCCUCAAGAGAGCUACGAUUCCCAGAGUUUGCGGGAAGAGGACUCAAUUGUUAAGCCACUCUGGGAACUGUUGCUUUGUGAGGGGAAUAGAGGUAACAAUUCUUAGCACCCUUAAUAAAUGACACUUCCCGGGAUCUUGUUUAGGGAAGCUAAGGCUUAAGUGUUAUGAUACUGCUUUAAAUGUAUAGUGCAGAUGGGGCAUGCGCCAGGCAUCGUCACUACCAGCAGGUGAAGGAGCAACCCAAGGCAUUUUGCUGCCUGAGACAAAAGGCAGGAUGUGCCUCCCCAUUCCAUGUACAGAAUCUGACCACUUACAGUAAAAUUACUUCUUCAGUACUGAUGCCGGGGUAUCCUCCUCCACUGUACCUGAGGGCUGCAGGUUGCUUUACAGGGCGCAGAGCAGGCUAGUUGAUAGGACUCAGGCAAAAUGGUUGUAGUGGGGCUGUUGCCACCCCAGCAUUUCCUGCCUGACGUAGCUGCCUCGCUUUGCUUAAUGGUAGGACUGGCACUGGAGCAACCAGCUCCUGUCCACAUGGGCAUCUCUUUACAGUGCCUGUGAGCCUAAAUGGGAUGCUAUCCCCAUGCUGGUUACAUCUAGUAAAAGGAGAGGCUCACUAGCUGAGGGUAUAUCCAAUAUUGGCUCACCUCAGUCUGGCGGGACUUUUGGUUCUUUCCCCUACACCCAUUUAAAAGGUGCCCUUUCCACUUUGAUCAGCCUCUCUUGCUGCCUCGUGCUGAAUGCAAAUCCCUCUGAUUGGCCCAUUGCAUCACCUUUUAGGGAAAUAGAGGCAGGGCUGUUUUCAGGUCCUGAGUGAACAGGACUUGCAGGGUCAGUUCCUAGCAUCACUGGAUCUGCAGAAUGUUCCCAGGUGGCAUGUUUUACCUAGAUAGGAAGAAGAGUCUGAGACUUCCUAUAAUGGGUUCUGCCUGGCUUCAGUGUUGGACUGGUUGGCUUGGGAAGAAGCGGACACUGUCAGGCAAAUGGGAGUGUGUGUCUGUGUGUAAAUGCACUGUGCUUGCUCUUUUGGUUUGCCAGACAGUGUCUACAUCUGUGUAUCUGCCAGGCAAACCCUUUGCUUUGACCAGGCAUGUGUGAAUUUGUCUGUGCUUUGCUUCUGUGUCCACCAUGCUACACUAACCCUUUGCUUGCUGACUGUGUUUUUGUCUGUACAGGGGGAGUGAGCUAAGGUACUGCUUGGCCCCUGGGCCGCUCUAGCCAGACAACUUGGGCAGUUGCCUCUGCUCCCAGCGUUGACUGAACAAACCAGACUGGCAAGGCUUGGCUCCUGCCCCCACCCACUGGAUGGCCAGCGCCGAGACUCACCUGGACCCACAGGGCCUGGCUGCAGCUGGAGGAGUGAGCCACUGUGGGUGGGAGAGUAGUUCUGGGCUGCCCUUAGCUGCGUGAGCUGAACCAAUCUGUGGCAUCUCCUUAGUGCGUGGGCAGGAAGCCUCUCUGUACAAUCGAGUCUCCAUGUGAUCCACUCUAGGGCAUAUAAUCUCAGUGGUGGGCCCUGUGCCUGUACCCAGGCGUUACACCUCUAGGUGCUGAUGGUGUUUAAUCCCCGUGCCGGCAUCCAUUUCUGUCUGGCCUGAACUGUGGCCAAUGUGUGGUGCUCUCUGUUUCUUCCAUGUGUCCAUGUCUUCUUGCCCCUGUUUGCACACUCCUGUUUCCAGGGGCCUGGGGCAGAGCACUAACUUGUCUGCUCCCUGGCCAGCUUCUCUAGAGGCUUGUGCUGCUCACCCACGGACCACACACACUAAAAUGAGGCAGCUUUGGAAGGAGGAGGCCCAAUCUAGGCCUUGCUUUCCCUCAAAUCCAAGAAGGUGUCUGUGGGCAGAAGACUACAUGCUCAGCUUUACGCAAGGCAGCGUCCUUAUCUGCACGAAGUCUGGACAGCACAAGCUCACUGGGAAGGGACCUUUGCCCCUGAGUUGUGUGGGAUGGAGGAGGGCUCAGGGAAAUAAUGGUACCCCAUUAGACUUGAGCCUGCUGGGCUAUGGAGCAUCUUUAAUGAAGGAGGCCAGGGAUGCAGUCUCUUACUACCAUUGUGCCCACCCUGCUCUGGGAAGGUCUCACAGGGGCUGGGCUACAGUGAACCCCUUUUUUGUAGAAGAAAUAAAGUCUGUUUCGUUUGGUAAAAGUGCUGUGUGGUUUGUUCCUAGCGCAGACCCCUGUCUCCCUCUUUCCCACGUCCCCUUCUUACCCCAAUAUCCUGCUCUUGUGUUCUCCACACCCCAUCAUUCUUUCAUUCACAUUUAAUUUGCUUCUGAAUAUGGCUGCCUUCCUCUCUCCUGCUACUCAUUCCUGGUUGCAGUGGUUAAUGGGUUGCCAGCCUCAAGUAGUAUUUUGUUGAAGUAUUAAACACAGUACACACAGAAGUAUUUGCUCGGAUUUGUCUUAACUUGGUAGUUUGAAGUGUGCAAAAUUUACAGGCCGUUGGUUCCCUGAUGUGUGGAGGAAAGAUGACACUGGGCUAUGGGGGAAGCAACUUAUUCCUUCUCCUUAGUUCUUAGUCUUGCAUCCUGGUUUAGCACUAGAACUAGAGUUAUUGCAUCAGGUUUUUCCAUUCUGCAUUUAUCGUGGCUUUGGGUGUUUGAGAUGUAGGGGAGGAACAGGCAGUGCAAGAUACAUAUGCUUCCUCCUCCUUUGCAUCUUGAGCAGCUUAAAGUUAUUUGUCAAGGUGAUGGUAUUAGUUACCCCCAGUGAGUUGUGCAGCUCUUGUAGAAAGUUAGCCAUGCCUCAGAGCUACUCUGGGAGAGUGCAGAAGCCCUAGGGUUUUUUUGUUCAUUAUACUUAUACAAUUGAAGAAACUAAUAGACAUUGAACAUAGCCAGAAGUGCAGUGAGUGAAGUUUCAGCAUACUGAAGUCAGUCAUUGCUAGUUUAAUCUAGCUUAGCAUUAUUCUUAUGAGAAUAUUGAACCAAAGGAAUUGGAGUACUGCAUGACACUUAACAGUAGGGAUGGGGAAGGAAUCGCACCCUUUACUCUUGUUGGCAAUCAACAAGAUGUUGGCCAGCUUGGCAAUCUCACUUAGCCAUGAAUACUCACAACAUGCUUCCCCCACCUUGUGCCCUGCAUCUUUUCCUGUUUUUGUUCCAUUGCUCAGAGACGCAUCUUUCUUUCUCUCUCUUUUUUUCCGUUUCCUCCUCCCUUCCCCCUCCCCUCCUUUUCCCCAGUGCACCCUGAGACCCAGUCCUUGGCAGUGCUGGCCCCCCUGCAGGACGUGGUGGUGGGGGCUGGGGAUGCAGCUCUCUUCGAGUGCCUGGUGUCUGGCCCACCUGAUGUGGAUGUGGACUGGCUAUGGCGGGGGCGCCUGCUCCAGCCUGCUCUGCUCCAGUGCAAGAUGCAUUUCGAUGGGCGCAAGUGCAAGCUACUGCUUACCUCUGUGCAUGAGGAUGAUAGUGGUAUCUACACGUGCAAGCUUAGCACAGCUAAAGGUAAGGAAGGAGGAAAGGCUGCACUGGGAGAAGUCAAGGUGGUCCAGGAGCAAGAAGGGGAUGCUUGUAACUGGCUGCUCACUUUCAACCAACCAUUGUAACAGUGCCUUUAAUAGCAGUGUGAUGAACAUAUAUAAAUAGGUGAUGUUUAUCUCCAUCCCUUGAAACCCUUAACCUGCUUGUUCCUCCAUAUUCAGGUGCUCUUACAGGCACGAGAGCAGGUUGGGCUCAGUUUUUUUCUGGUCAGCUGGCAACCCUAUUUGCAACAGGGUCAUCACUGCACUGAUAUAAUUGGGUGGGGGGAUGGUGUCUCUGUGAUGCUGAAGUUUUAAGAUUCCAUAAUUAUUUGACCAUUCAAAAUAGGCACACAUGUUUAAGCAGGAAGCAUGAAUAGCCUGCUGCCAUAGGCCCUGGGGGCUGGCAUGCCUCAUUAAACCAAUGUAAGAACCUUCACAUCACCCUAUCUGCUUCCUUGCCACCUAGAAAACGCAUUGAGACUGCAAUCCUAGGCGCACAUUACUUGGGAGCACUUGAUGGACUUUCUUCUGAGUAGAUUUGUUCAGCUGGAUAGCUCAGUUGGUUAGAGUAUGGUGCUGAUAAUACCAAGAAUGUAGGUUUGAUUCCUGAAAGAGACAACUGUAUAUUCAUGCAUUGCAGGGGAUUGGACUAAAUGACCCUGCGGGUCCCUUCCAACUCUAUGAGUCUAUGUACCCAUUUGAGAGAAGGUCCUACACAUUAAACUCAGUGAGACUUGUUUCUGAAUAGAUGUGUAUAGUGGUGUAUCCAUCACAGAUUUAGUAAAUCAAAUAUAUAUAUCAAGGCUGGGGAAGGGCAACUGGAUUGGAUAGGGGCAACUGCAGAACAAAUUUAGUUUAGUUUACUUAUGGACAUCCUGAAGUGACUUAAAAUACAAUAACAAAUUCAAUAAAAACAGUACAAAUAUAAGAAUACUAAAAGUGUUCAUGCAAAGUGGGUCGUGGGAGUGGAGAAAUUGCCUACCAACAUGAAAUAUGUCCCCACUGCCAUACGGGGUGAACAACAGCAGCUACCAGAGCCCAGCCUGCUGUCCAAAUGGCCAAGGGUUAUACAGCACAAGUUAGAGCCAAUCCACACUUUUCUUUGUCCCAUGAUUUCUAGUCACAGGUCUGAGAGGUUUCUUUUUUGUCCUGCUGCUUUCCCUGGGAAAACCCGCUGUUUCCUGCUGAAUCAGAACAAACGUCAAACUUCAGAAAACCAAAUAAACAGCACAAAAAAUAUAAUGGCAUGUUGUGGGUAAUUCCCUUGCCAGUCUUAUUUCUAUGCUACUAGUUCAUUACAAUUCUCCUGCAAGGACCAGGCACCUGGUUGUUUUUAGGGUGUGGGGUAGAGAAGAGCUUCCCUAUUUCCUUUCGUGUGCAGAGCUAUCUAGGGCUGAGUAGCCACCAUACAUUUAAAGCACAUGUAUUUCCCCCAAAUAAUUCUAGGAAAUGUAGGUUAGCCCCAUAGAGCUAUAACUCCCAGCACCUUUAACAAAUUACAGUUCCCUGGAUUCUUGGUGGGAGAGUGAAGUCAUUUGUUUUAAAUGUGCUUUCACUGUAGAGUGUGUGCUCAAACAUGGUGCACUUGAGUUGGCGUUAGAUAAAAAGACAUUCCAGACUAAUGAGCUGAGAUAAAUUCCUGGGCAAUUUAUGGGUUGGGGGCAGGGGGUCAAAGGGGCAAGAGGUAUAGUAAAGGAUGCAACUAUGUGGCCGCGCCAGUCCUCUCUGGGUUACAAUCCUGGAUUUGAGUCCCUAGCUAAGAGUUGCUUUCUGGACCUGUAUUAAGGGACAAGAAGCUUCAGCAGAGAAGGAAAGAAAUAUAUUAAUAUAGUAGGCCUUAUACCUUAGGUAUGUACCGAGCUUCUGAACUGGCAGGACAAAUAAUACAGCCAAGAAUAACCUCCACAGACCUGCUUGCUUGCUUUUAUGUGGCCAGGCUGAAAAGGUCAUUUCGUGCGUGGAGAGGUUACAUGCAGAGCAGCUAGCUUGCAAAAGUGGGCAAAGGGAAAGCCCCCACCCUAUGCUCAUAUGAGCACACAGUUCACAUUCAGAAAAGAAGGCUGUGUACAAACCAUACUUAAAGCACCUUUCCUUCACCCAAAGAAUCCUGAGAACUGUAGUUUGCUAAGGGUGCUGGGAAUGGUAGCUCUGUGACGGUUCCUUGAAUCCUUGGGAUGUGCUUUGAAUGUGCUUUAAAGACACGGUGUGUAUGUAGCAGAAGACAUCCAAGCACCAUUUUUUUUCCCAGGGAAGGGGAUAGCCAUAACUCUUAAAGAGUUUGCACCAAGUCUUGAACCUGUUUGUCGCUCAGAUGCUAUGUCAUUGUGCCCUCUAGCACCCAAGGCCAUACACAGCUACUCCGCUAUCAAACAGUUGCAAUAAGGAACUCCACUGGUGCUUUUAGCUAGGCACCAGAGUUCUAGCCCCAGGUUGGGAGUUCCAUGAGAGAAAGGAGCUGAGCAGCCCUAUUUGACUUGCCUCAGACACACCCCAGACCCCUUUGGAAUCUGUUCAAUGGCUUGGAUGAAUUCCCCAAGUGGUGUGGGAUUAGUUAGGGCCUGGAAUGGCAUUGCUUGUUACCCAUUUCUUGCCACAAUCACCUCUUUGUGGCAGGAGCGGUGGGGCUGGCUUUAAAAAUGGCACCUUGUUUGAGUGCAAGCGGCUUAGCAAGGUGAGACAAGUUAUAUUGGCACCUGAGGGAAAAAAUCCCCAUAAGCAGUGGAGGCUGGUCCAAUAGGGUGAAUGGAGCACUGGGCUGCCAGCCUCAGUCUGUCCUCAGCCAAUCCCAGGGGCAAAACUGUCUGUCGGCUUCCUCCUCCUUAGUCUUAACAGGGUUUCCCUUGCAGAACGAAGCAGGGAGGAUGAUGGGGGAUUUGCUGACUCUGCCUGUUAUUGGCUCUGGUUCCACUGAUUGCUGGGCCUCCUUCCCGUCUGCCCCACCAAUACCAAUGGGAACCAGCCAACACUGCCCAGAAGUGCUUAUCACUGGCAACAAAAAAUACAAUUUUACCUUUCAGGGUUGUACUUAUCGCCAACAACCUGUUUGCAAAUUAAACCCACUGGUAGUGCCCAGUGUCUUAGUAAUGAUGACACUACAGUGGCUGUCACUAUUAGAGAGGCCUGCACAGUAGUAGUGGCAACCUGAUUAGGGAGGCAAAUGACUUUUAUUUACAUUCUCCUCUCUCCUAGUCUCAGACAUGCUCAAGUACAUCCUCUGACGGCCCUGUCAGAUGACAGAUUCAAAGCCAAUGAACAGAUGUUGGAGGGAGUUGCAGAGGAGGGGAGGGAAACUGGCAAACCUGACGCCUACCCAUACAAAGGGGCUUAGAUUCUGUUACCUUAGUGAUUUGAACAGAGGCUGGCAGCUUUUGCAGGAAUGUUCUAAGGAGGGUUGUUGCCACUUUCUCCUCUUACCCACACCCUAGCCUGUGCCUUUAACAGCAACCUGACAUGCAGAAAUUCAGCAGCUGAGGAUUUUUGUGGUUUGGAGAUAAAUCUGUGUGUGUGUGUGUGUGUGUGUGUGUGAGAGAGAGAGAGAGAGAGAGAGAAGAGAGCACCUUUCCCUGUUUCAUUUCUGUGCAUCAUAAAGAGUGGCAUUCAGUGCAGAAGAGCAGAACCAUUUAAAAAGUUGGAUAAUUCAUUCAUUCGCCUGCUUAUUUGUAUGCUGCUUUCCCACAAGAUAUUAGCCAAAGUGGCUCAAGGUGUUAUCAAAAGAUGAGCAAGAAUUUUCACAAGGAAGAAUAGCAAAUAAUUAUAUUGCAUUAAUAAGUAAAUGAAUCAUAAAAAUAACCUACCUCCAAGCAUUAGGAUCUAAUGGUCACAAGGAGAAUUGGAAGCCAAGGUCAGCUUUAAGACAGUGCCCAGAAAGAAGCAGGAGCAAUUAGCUUAUGAACUCUCCUCUUCCUUAAUAACUCCAACCCUAUGCCCAAAGAACGUCCUUCCUGCUCUUUUGCCCCCAACGUUUCCCUUGCUCACAACUUCUCACAACCGUCCCAUGCCCAAGGGUAUAGCCGUCCAGUCACACAACCUGCUGCCAGCUGCUUCCCCUACUGUGCCUCCCAUCCAUGGCACUGAGACUGCUUUCAGAAGGGAAGGGAAGAUUUCUCCAGGGCCCUCCACUGUAGCUGACCCUUCGCUGUGCCUUGCAGAUGAGCUGACAUGCAGUGCCAAGCUGACGGUCUUGCCCUCGCAGCAGCCACUCUUCACCCGCAAGCUGGAGGCCGUGGCUGUGGUGGAGGGGCGGAUGGCACGGUUCGACUGCAAGAUCAGCGGCAAACCCACACCAGUUGUCACCUGGACACGCUUCGGUAAUAGCCUCCAUCUCCCAGUACAGGAGGCUCUGGGUAACAGGGAAUUAAAAAAUCAGCUUUUGGGGGGUUGGGAGGACAAUAGAGUGUGGGAUCGGUGCCCAUCUAUUCAUGGUGGCCUUGAUGUUGCAGAGAGAUCAGGCCGCAGGGUCAAGCUGCUCCCCACUCCACGUUCCUUUUUGGAAACCAUGACAACUGGGAGGAGGGGGCAGGGGCAGACCAUCAAUUAGCUUCUUGAAUUGAAACCAGUACAUUUGAUGAUGGUCAAAUGUGUCCACCUAAGGACUGGGCACAGAGUCCCUACCUCUCAGUAUCUAUGGUGUUUGGCUGGGGUUGCACCCAUGUACAUGCCUCUGUAGCAUUCUCUUCACUGUCUUGUUGGAGUGUCCACAGUUCUCAAGUGCACAGCAGGCCUUUCUGCAUACUCUGUUUCCAGCUACGAACUCGGCCGCUGCUCUGGAUGACAAAGUUGAUCUACAAGUUUUUAUUCAGGAUCCUGAGCUGUGCUGGAUGCCGCCCUCUUCUUCAGACUGGGAGCUGGUUGCUGGCAAAAGAGCUCUCCCACAUUUGUAGCAAGACUAGCAUGUGUAGGGCAGUGUGGCCUACCUACCCCAUGUCAUAAAUUUCGGUAUAGCUACUCUUCUGGGGUGGGGCUGGGCAAGGCCUCUUCCUCUUUAUUUCUGUUCCCUAUCGUGGCCCAAGGGAUAGAGGGAUGCCACUCCCUGUUCUAGGCCCUAAACCAGUGGAAGGCUUGGUUUCGUUCAGGAUAAAGCAUGCCUUGGUUCCUCUUGCUUUCGGACCAGGGCUCUCUGACUGAGAUGUGUCUGAUGCAGGCCAGCCUGUGCAAGAGGGGGAAACCAUGCGCCUGCAGCGGGUCGGAGGGCUGUACUCACUGCUGCUCCUGCACGUGAGCUCCGAGGACGAGGGCCAGUAUGGAGUCAGUGCCAGCAACAAACAUGGCCGAGCCGAGUGCACUGCUGAGCUGUACGUGGAGGAGCCGAGACCAGCAACCAGCUCUCAGAUGUGAGUAUGAGGAGAAAGGAAGGGCUGAGGAUGGGGCCUAGGAUAUCCCAUUAAAUCAGGGGCAGGGAACCUUUUUUCCAGCUCAAGGAUCACAUUAGCACAUAGAUAACCUUUCAAGGGGUGAAAGGUUCCAUGGGUGGUAGGUAACCUUUCUACAGUAGGCUUCGUUUCAGCCACAGAAAAGUCAGAGAGUGUUCUCUCUCUUUCUCUCUGCACCCCCAAACACACACCCUUCUCCAUCCUCUCUCCAGGCAAGCAAGGGACAUUUCUACAGUUCAGGAACAUAUUCCAGUCAGAGGGAGAAAGCACUUGGGGCCUGAGGAGUGGGGUGGUAGUAGUCUGGGGCGAGACCCAAGGGCCAGAUAGAGAACCUGGAGGGCCACAUUUGGACCCUGGGCCUGAAGUUCCCUACCACUUGCCUUAGGUGUUGGGUCACAGUCAGUUGUGGGCAUUUUAAUAUUUCUUACAGCCAAUGUUCUGGCACCAGCUAUCUUCCUGUGCUAAUUUGCUUAUGCGAAUGUACCCAUGGCCUCCUAAUUUGGCUUGCACUGUGCCCUGGCACUGCAUCUUUUUUUGUGGGGAGGGCACAUUUAAGGCCUGGGCCAUUUUUAAACCGUCCUGACCAAUGGAAUAAAUGCUGUUUGUUUUCUUUGGCUUUUGACUACACAGUGUGGCUUCUCCCCACCCCCAAGUUCCAUAUUAAUGUCAGGCAAUAAAGAGCUAGAAGUUGUUUGUCUGUGAUAUUAACUUCUGUGUUUCAAAUGCAUUGCCUUACUGACAUUUGUAUAUGAGUGGUGAUAGCUGCUCCCCACCCUGGCCCAGCAAUCCUAAUAUGAGGGGGAAACUCCUCAACCUGGGAGUAAUUCUGUAUUCAUGAGAACCAGACCCGGCCUCUGUUCUCACUGACCCAAGCUCACAGGAAGCUCCCUGGAAUGCAGGCCCCGUCACAGCCUGGCUCGUUGCCCAAACCAGAGUGGCCCUCAAACACAGUCACUCUCAGAGGGCUCUUGCUGUCUUCUUGUGAGAAUCAGCUUGCCUGUGGCCUUACCAGUCUUUCCCAACAUACUCCGCUCUUUUAUUCCUGUUCCAGGUCUUAUAAGUGCACAUGCUCUUUCAGAGCACAAAUCCUUCGAUGCAUCAGCAACUAUAAUUAGCAUGCUUAAAACGAGGGACAUUAGCCAGACAAAAUAGAGGCAUUUUAUAUUAAGGCCAAUUGAACCGAUUACAUGUAAUAUAAAAAAGGACCGGGAGAGUCAAUCUGUUGUAGCAGAAUAGCAGAUAUCCCUGGCACUACAUGCAAACAGGCAGUUAUCUGGUUAUUCCAGGGCAAUGAAAAGCAUUAUCCCUCCCCAGAGCCAAGCUGUUGGGUUGAUUGCAAAGACAUCUCAACUUUAGUUAAAGGCAAAUGUUUUUCCAUUCCUCUUUAAGCGUGGACAAAACCCUGAAGCGAUUGAACUGGGCUGGGUUCAGUACUGUAUAUUAUUACCCAGUUUAUUACCCAAUAUAUUACCUAUUUCAUACAACCAGCAAAUUUUCCUAUGGCUAUCAAAAACUGCUCCAAGAAAGUAUGGCGUUUCCUGCCUUAUACACCUACGGUUUUCUGUUUGUGAAGCAGGAGGAAAUAUGUUUGCCCACUGCUUUUGCCUGGUUGAUUUCUCCUGGCAUGGUUCCUUAUCUCUGUAUAGUCACUAUCAAACUCAAGUAGUUAGGGAUCCUCAUUUCCCAGCCACACACUGGAUGAUAUUGAUCUGUUAUUUCCCCCUGCAAUCACUCCAUAAUCCACAUUUGUUUCAUACUUCCGCAGCUCCUUUGGGUUCACUUGAUCUCCCUUCUGUAACAAUGGAAGCACUUCCCAAUCCUCAUUUGCCUGCUGCUUGUUUUCCCUGGGGAAUGUUUGCAAGAAACUCCCCUAUGGCUUUUCUCCACCAUGCCUGCAUCUGUGAAACCUGAUCAUGGCUUGCCUGCGGAGAUGGCUUUUCCUGUUCCAAUAGGAUACCUCUGACUUAUCAUAUCUGUGGCUGUGAUCCUUUGUGAGAUGUGGCUGUAGAGUCCCAUGAGCAGGGCAGCCCAGUGGCUGGGCUGGCUGCUUCGAUUGAGACCUCUCUUUUCUCUCCCUUUUUUGCCUUGCAGCUCCAAGCUGGAGAAGAUGCCCUCUAUCCCCGAGGAGCCGGAACAAGGGGAGAGCGAAGUGGAGCGCUUCACCAUGCCUGACUUUCUGCGGCCGCUGCAUGACCUGGACGUGGUGGAAUCCAAGGAGGCUGUGCUCGAGUGCCAAGUGGCCGGGCUGCCCUACCCAGCCAUCACCUGGUUCCACAAGGGCCGGCGCAUCGAGAGCACUGAUGAUCGCAGGAUGAUGCAGUGUAGGCUUCUCCCCUUGCAUUCCCCCCAUGCGCAUAAGGGAGCUGCCUCAUGAAACAGGGCCAGAUCCAGAGCAGGGAGGCCUUGGACCAGGGAGCCUCUGUGCACUGCAAUCACCUCUUUCUUCCUCCUCCUCGUUGUUGCGGUGAUUGUAAUUUAUCUCAUCUGUGAGCUGCUUUGCACAAGAAACAGGUCCCCUCCAGACUUUUUUUGGGAGGGGGGAUGUACUUCCCCAAUAAAGAGCUGGAGGAUAAGUGGCUAUGUGAGCAGCUUCUUUUUUUCUUUCUUGCCACCAUUGUCCCUUGCUCAGCUCACCCCCCUCUGGGCCAGAGGAAGGUGGCUGUGGCAAGGAGGCCAAGGGGAAAGGGCCUGAGUCUCUUGGCAGUGGGACCUCUGCAGAGCCAUAGGUCGCGGCGGAUGCCCGACUGUGCCAACCUCUGACACUGGCCUUGAUACAGAAGCACCAGCUGGAGCUGGGGGGCAAUUUGCUGAGCCCUUCCCAGUGAGAAUAAGGCAGGGUUGCACCAAAACAUACUGGUAAUUGAAGUGGAAAAUUGGAUGAUCCCCCCUCUCUUAACAAAUUAACAUGAGGACGAUCCGCCAGGAAGUUCCCCAUCUCAGGCCUCACAGGAGCUGUGCUGUGACUUGCACAGUUUCCCGUGAUUUCCAAAGGGGCAUAUGCAGAACUGUGUCCAGGUUAACUCAGAUCUCUUUGUCUCCUCUUAAUGGUGAAAGGUGGCUGGGACCACAAUAGGUGGGUGUCAUUGCCUCCUGCCUGUGCCCAUCACACCUGUAAGGCAGCACGUCCUUACCCCAGCAGCACCUGCAGGAUUCUACCUUCCCCCCCACAUUGCUACACCUUCCCUCCUCAUGUCCCUAAUACCAUUUCCCUAGCAAACAUGUCAGUACCUGUAUGCUUUGGCUCUCACUGGUUGUUCCUUUGUACAAAGAUUGUAACGUGUUCUCUGUUCCCUCCCUGUCACCAUCCAUUGCAGACAAGGAUGUGCAUCGCUUGGUCUUCAUCUCUGUCAGUCACGCCCACGCCGGGGUUUAUAAAAGUGUCAUUGCCAACAAACUGGGCAAGGCUACCUGCUAUGCUCACCUCUAUGUCACAGGUAAGGAUGGGGAAACAGUGGGAGGAGCUGCUGUUCAGCAUCAGCACCCCAUGAGGUGCUUUGCUUUGGGCCCAGGGAUGGUGAACCUUGGGCCUGAGGGCUGACUAUGACCCUCUAGACCUCUCCAGCCCUUGGGACACUUCCCAGGCCACAACCCUCACUUGCCCUGUUCCCACCCUCAAGUGCCUUUGCAUGGCUGGAAUGUGUCCUUGAACUAUAACAAUGCCUGUCACUUGCCUGGAGUCAUGAGGGUGGGUUGGUGUAGAAUGUUUCGACUUUUGCACGGCUGGAACGCAGCCUAUUUGACAAAGGUAAGAGCCACAUCUCUUGAUCUGUCACUUUUGGCUCUGGUCCUGUUCUCCUUCUGCCUCUGGUCAUGCCCAUUGCAGGCAAGCAGCCCCACACAUCUUCUCUCUCUCUUUUUUUAACAUAUCAUUUUCAAAAGCAAUUAACCAUACUUUUACAUCUUAUUCAAAUUUUUGACUUCCAUCAAUCCUGUCUGAAAAUUUUCCAAUCUAAUCUCUCAGUAUGCAUUUCUUAUCUUCCCUAUUACAUUUCAAACUCAUAACCAAUAUCUCUAUCUUUUUCUGCUUUGUAACACUUCAUAUAUUUCUCCUUACAAAACUUCUUGUAGUCCUACUAGCGUAAUUUGUUGAUUACAGUUGCUCUUCAAAUAAUUCAUAUGCUUCUACCAAUCUUCUGUAAAUCUCUGGUCCCGCAGGUUUCGAAUCCUUCCUGUCAUUUUGUCCAAUUCUGCAUAGUCCAUUAAUUUCGUCUGCCAUUCUUCUUUCGUUAGAAUUUCUUCUUGUUUCCAUUUCUGGGCUAACAAUACUCUUGCCGCAGUUGUUGCAUAUAAAAGCCCCACACAUCCCAUAAUGAUGGCUGACUGGGAACAGUUGUGGACCACAGGCAUGAAAUUUACGGCAUGUAAUGCCCUAAGAGAGAAUAUUAUGAAAAUGAUAUACAGGUGGUACAUGACCCCAGUCAGGCUUGCAAAAAUCUAUCAUUUGCCCGAUAAUAAAUGUUGGAAAUGUAAGGAAACUGAAGGUACAUUCUUUCACCUUUGGUGGACAUGCCCAAAGAUUAAGGCUUUCUGGGAAAUGAUAUAUAAUGAAUUGAAAAAGGUAUUUAAAUAUACCUUCUUAAAGAAACCAGAGGCCUUCCUCCUGGGCGUAGUCGGCCAAUUGGUGUUAAAGAGGGACAGAACUUUCUUUAUGUAUGCCACAACAGCAGCAAGAAUUCUUAUUGCAAAGUAUUGGAAGACACAAGAUCUACCCACCUUGGAAGAAUGGCAGAUGAAGCUGAUGGACUAUAUGGAACUGGCGGAAAUGACUGGCAGAAUCCGAGACCAGGGAGAAGAGUCGGUGGAAGAAGAUUGGAAGAAAUUCAAAGAUUAUCUACAGAAAUAUUGUAAAAUUAAUGAAUGUUAGAAUGAUGUUCGAUAAAAACUAAGUGGUUCUUAGCUGAAAUGUUACAAGGGAAGAUGAAAAAAGGGUUUACUAUGUAAUAUGUAAAAAUCUAAAAGUACAAUAUCUUUAUGAUUAAUUAUUAGGAUAUUUAAAAGAGGGGAGGGAACUGCUGAACAAAAUAUGUGAACUGGAAUACAAAAAAGGGAGGCGCAAGGAGGUCGAGGAAACAAGUAAAUGAAGGAUGAGACAUAGAAAGACUAAUCUGUUUGUUUAACUGUUUUUAUUUUGUAUUUUGUAUUUUUCCAUUUUUAUAUCUUUUUUCUUUUUUUUAAUCUGCUUUCUUUUUUCUUUUUUCGCUCAUUUUUGUAAUAUGUUGAAAUUUUAAUAAAUAUCUUUUUUUUAAAAAAAAAAAAAAAGCCCCACACAUCUUCUCAGUGCUAGUGUGGAAUGCCCCUCUAUAAUAUUUUGGAUCAUUCUCUCCCAGGAUGGCAAAUGUGAAGUCAAACGACCUGAUUCGAGUCUUAAUUGGUCAUGGAGCUACUAUCUUCUGGUGGAGCAAGAAAGUCAGCUAUAGAGGGCUUCAGGUGUCUUUUAGCAUUCUGCUGUUUGAACCUUUAACAUGUAGGAGACCACAUAAUAUCAUUGAGUCCUGGAACUCACUCUAGAAAGAGUGACUUAAGCACCCACCAAUUAAAAACAUAGACUAGUACCCAAGCCUCAGAAUCCCCUAAGGAAGGGGCAAAUGUGAUCUUGGUCAGAAAGCAGAGCAUACUGUCUGUGUACACGCAAUAUAUUUAAAGCACUUUUGAAGCACAUUUCCCUACUCCUCAAAGAAUUAUGGGUACUACAGUUUACCCCUCACUUUGUUACAAUUCUCAGCAACCCUUCACAAACUACAGGGCUCAGAAUUCUUGGAGGCAAAUAACAUGCUUCAAAUGUGCUUUAAAGGAAUAAUGUGUACAUAGCCCCUGUCUCCUCAUCUUUCCCUGUGUUCUUGAUGGGUCCUCACCCACCUCCAUGCUUGUCUUUUACAGAUGUGGUGCCCACACCCCCUGAUGGCCCGCCGGCUAUAGCUGCUGUCACUGGCCGAGCAGUCACUCUGAAAUGGAACAAGCCCAAGUGGCUGGAUUCAGCUAUUGGUAAGCAGGGCCAGGAAGGCAAGUGGCAGUGGCAGUGUAGUGGCAGCCGGGUGGAGAAGGAGCUGGGCUGUGAAUAAAUAGCUGCUUGAGGUGCCAAUUGGGAGAAUUUGGUGUCAGAUGCAGGGGCUGGUUCCCCAGUCUCUCCUGCUGUAGUGCAAAUGCAUCUUAGAGGGCAGGCCAUUCCACAUAACUGGAUUCCUCUGCUGGGCAGCCUGGCAGUUGUCACUGGGCAGGUGGGUGCACAAUCUGGUGCUGCGAUUGCAAGUGAGGCCCCCGCUCUCACUGACAGCUGCCAUUGAUGUGUUGUACAGCCCACUCUCUCUGCGUGCUGCUGGCAGGCAAAGGGGGCAUUACACAUUUGCAUACACUGACUGGAAAAUGUGUUCGCAUUAGCACUGGUGGGUUGUUGGUAGGGGUGUAUCUGCUUCUCUCUCUCUCUCUCUCUCUCUCUCUCUCACACACACACACACACACACACACACAUCCCACACAUACAUAGCUGUGCCUCAGAAAAGCUGCAUUUUGCAAAUUAAGCCAAUUUGCACAAUUGCUGUUAUUUUGUAUACAAAAUAUGUGCAGGCCGGUAAAACAGUUUACCACAAAUCUUAUCCAGCUACCUGAAAAUUUCAGGUGGUGUUACUCACACACUUCCAAGCAUAUCCUUCUUAGCCCAUAAGGACUAGAAACUUACUUUGUUGUUUUACUUCUGUUGUUGCUGACCAAAAGCUGUUGUUCAUGCGAACCUAAAGGGCAUCAAUUAGCUUUAAGGGGGAGAAACCAUCCAGAGGGUGAGUAUUAUCCAGUUUUCCCAACAGCCUGCCAUAUCCUUGACUCACAGACAGGUGCUUGCCUCCCCAACUACUGUAGUAUUGAGUGGGGGUGGCAUGCAAGCAUAGCAUAAAGUCCUAACUCUGGACAAAUGAUGCAUAGCCUCACUAGCUUUUUGCUGGAAGUUCUCUUCUUCUGUUCUCAGACCCUGCAGCUGUGACUUACACCAUCCAGCAGCAGGUCCUGGGUAGCAGCCACUGGACUGUGAUUGCCACGGGGGUGCAUGACACCAGCUACAUCGUCCUGGCUCUGAAGAAGGGCAUCCGCUACAUGUUCCGUGUACUCACAGCUACAGCCAAGGCUAAUAGCAAGCCCUCUCCACCCACUGAGGCUGUGCAGCUCCUUGAUCGUGGUAAGGCAGCGUCAAAGCAGGGAAAGGGGAAGAGGACAGGUGGCAGGGGGCGGGGAACUAGGAGGAGGGAAAUGGAAAAGAAGCUGACACUAUGGUAGUCUCCUCACACACACAUACCCCAAGCUGGAGUGAUGAUGCCUGAGGGCAAAUGAGAUUUUCCCAGUCUCAGUCUGAUGCUCUGGUGGUUAAACAAGAAACAUAUUUAGAUAGAAUCAGACAGAAGCAAAUAGCCAAAGGCCCAUAACAAAACAGAAGGAAAGGUUGCAUUUCUAACUUUCUGCUCCUUUCUAGUCUUAUAAUUAGGCCGCAGGGUUUACUCGGGUUCUAAUCCUAAAUAUAAAGAUUCUGAUAUAAUCAAUGCCAUUGUUUCUCCAGAGCCCAUGGCAGAGAGCCAUAAAUGCUUUCUCCCUUGGGGGAACUGCUUGCCACCUCCAGCAUCUUUGAAGUAGCUCCUCUGUUGAAGUAGAGUUGCUGAAUCCUUUGCUUGGCAUGUUCUCUAUACACAUUGAAAGUCCCACAUAAGAACUGCUAGAAGUGGGUUUCCCCCUUGCGGCCAAGAGCCCAUAUUAGAGCACUUUUGGCAUAAUGCAUAUUCUGGGAUAGAGGAGAUUCGGCUCCGGGCUCAGUGUCUGGGUACAAUAAAUCAGGAAUUAUUCAGGAAUGGCCUCUGGAAUGUGAACCCCCAAAGUCAGGAUUCCUGUUUGAUGUGUCAAAACAGGAAUCUAACCUAGCUAGCUGAGAACUUGGAUAUCUGUCCACUCCCCUACAUACUGAUGGUCCAGGGUGGGGAACCUAUGUCCCCUCCAGAAGUUGGCCUCCAAGUCCCAAUAGUCUCAGCCAGCAUUGUCAAUGGUGAGAGAUUAUGGGAGUUGUGGUCUAGCAACCUCUGGAGGACCACAGGUUCCAUAUUCCCGAUCUAGAACAGCAAACUGACCUCCUUGUGUUGUCUGCUAUGGUGGCUGUGCUUGCAGGGCCUUACCUAGCGGAGGCCCCUAUGAUCCUGGACAAGCCGGAUGUGGUGUAUGCAGUGGAGGGGCAGCCGGCCAGCAUCACCGUAACCCUCAACCACGUAGAGGUUGCUGUCACCUGGAGAAGGUAGGGAAGCUCCCAAGUCACACUUCUAUAGAAUCCAGCUCACAGACUUGUUGGUAGGCUGUUGAGUCAACUGCAUGUGCCAUGACGAUGUUAAGAUCUGGGAUGAGAACAGCUGCCUUGUAUCUUUGGGAAAGGGAGGAGGAGGGUGAAAGGGAAAGAAAAAAUAAACGAAGGAGGGAUUUUUUCUAAGAGUGGCCUGCAAGGAAGGUAUUUGGCUUUUGCUGUUUUUUAUUUCAUUGCUUGUUUAUAGCCCUAGUCUCCAGGCUCAAGGUGAGGUAGAAUAAUUUCACCAGAAAAUCUGAUGUCGCUGAAGGACUCACAAUUUAAAGGCCAUUUUGUCCUUAGCUUGGAGCGCAAGCCUGGGUUUGACAUCAAAUGUUGAACUCAGCAAUGGCAAACCAUGACCCUUUUGGUAAGUCCACCUGUCUGAUACAGGUCUUUGCAGUGGAGGCUGGUCCAUUAGGAGAAUGGGAGACUGCCCCACAAUCCCAGAUCGUCCUCAACCCCAGCCCCUACUUGCCUGCCUUUGUAGUUACAAACAGUCCAGGAGACGGUACUGGCUCUCAGCUUCUUCCUACUUAGUCUUUAAAAAAAUAAAUAAAUUAUUAAGGGUUUUCUUGUUUUACACCAAACCCUACUUAGUCUUUUUAACUGGAAGGAUGGGUACCAAACUGGGAUUAGUUAGCUCUGUCUGUCAUUGCCUCUGGCUCUACCCACAGUUUGGGCUCCCUGCUUUCUCCCCUAACAGUACCCUAAUGGGUCUCUGCAAACACCUGCGCGUCUCAUGUUCCCACUUUCAGAUAUAUGGCUGAAAUAUCUUAGGUGGACGCCAAGGAUGAAAUUGUCACAACUUUAGCAACCUACGGCACUGAGUGGGUUAUACAGUGUUUGGCUGAACAUACAUUCUCACCAUCUUUUAAUUUAUUGGAAUAUGCAUGAAAAGGAAUUAUAACACAUUUUUAUAUUGUAUAACUUUAGUUUCAGGUGUGACUCAACAGCUCCUCAUGCUGCUAAUGUUUAUGUUUCAAAUUAAUCAAAAGAGCUGUGUUAUGAGUCACCCCCAUGAAAUAUGUCAUGCUUCUCAUCAGGAGCUCAGUGUUAAGAUUCUGAACAGAAGCAAGAGCUGUGCUCUUAAUUGCUGAGGAACCUGGAUUUGGUAUGAAGCCACAGAGGCAGUUGGUGAGGCAAGGUGACAAGGAACUGCUAGUGGCAAAAGAGGUGCAACAGAGGAGGCUCCCUUAUGCCGAGUCAGACCGGCAAUUCAUCUGGUUCAGGGUUGUGUAUACUGCCUGGUUGUGGAUCUCUGACAGGGAACAUUCCAGCCCCACCUGGAGACACCAGGGAAUGAACCUGGGACCUUCUGCAUGCCAAUCAGAUACUCUACCACGGAACUAUGUCUCUUCUCCGAAGUAGUGGGAUUUAUAAGGUGGGCUUCUACUAACUCCCAUUGUGCUCCUGGCAGGCGCCUGACUUAGCGCUAUGUUGAAUACAGCCCUGAGCCUCCCACCCCAUGCUCUUCUGCCUUGUCCCUGCCAGGUCCGGUGUGGUGCUGAAGGACAGCGAUGCCAGCUGGGAGAUGAGCAUGCCCGAUGAUGACCAGCACGCCUUGCGAUUCUUUCGGGUGGGCAGGGGGGAUGUGGGGGAAAUGACCUGCGAGGUGAGCAACCAGCAUGGAUAUGACCACUGCUUCAUCAGCUUGGAGUUGGCAGGUAUGGGAUGCCCAGAACCCCUGACAUGCUCCAACAUCGUCCCCAGUCUUGGCUCUCGGACGUGUCUCCGCUGAUGACCAUGCCCCACAUCCUUAUAUAUGGAGUCACAGCCUCGCCUAUUGGGAUAAAACUUGCCUUUAAGCUCUUCCCAGAAUCUGGAAGCAGACUUAGGGCUCACCCAAGCCACAGCCAGGUAUCACAAGAGGCAGCAGUCUGCUCUCUGUCCUAGGCUUUCACAUAAGCUGGAUAUCACAAGGCCAGCGGAGAAGGUCUUCCCCAGAGGGAGGGAGGGAGGAAGAUAUGCAGCUUCUUUAGUGAACUAAGCUGGGAAAUUUAUUUAUUUUGGGGUCACUUAGGGAGGGGAGGGGAUCUUCCCUUGCUUCAACAAAUUAUGUGUUUCUGUCCCCAGAGGCACCCCGCUUUGAAUCGAUCAUGGAAGACAUUGAGGUUGGGGUGGGCGAGACGCCACAGUUUUCUGUGGUGGUGGAGGGCAAACCCCUCCCGGACAUCAUGUGGUACAAGGUGAGUGUGGGUCUUGGUCUUGGGGAGGCUGCCUGUGACUGAAGAAUGUUCCUAAGCUUCAGUCUACGCGUCUACUGUGUCCACCCUGUCAGUGGCUCUCAGUUUUAACUCCUAGGGCCCAUGAUAUCUCAGCCAUGGCCUUCUCCUCAGUGGAGCAGAUUCCCCUCAAUCCUAACCAACUCAAGGGCUUCUUGGCCUGACGUGAGAUACUCAGGAGUCUCUGAGUGGCUAACUGCUUGGAAGUGGGGCAUGUGCCUUCUGUCCUUUCACGUGAAUAGCCAAGGCCCAAUGGUGUGGAAUUAAGGCCUGCCUAAUAUUCUCAUUCCCUGCAUCUUGAAUAAUACAGCUAAGUAGAGACAUGUGGGUUUGUUCAGAAAGAGAAUCAAUUGAGGAAAGGGCCUUGGACAGGGAGUCUCAAAGAGAAGCUCGAUCCUCUUACAGUUUCCUGAAGAAAACUGGGCCUGUAACAGCACAGUAAGAGAAAACCGUAAAGGAGAUUUCUUCAACCUGUGCUUAGGGAUGAUGGGAGUUGUAGUCCAAGAACAUCUGGAGGGCAACAGGUUGGGGAAGCCUGCCACAUGAAAUGGUUCCGCCUACCUGAUGUUUGCAAGUGGCUUGUCUUGAUGAAAUAUCCCCAAUAGGAUGAGGUGCUCCUGACGGAAAGCAACCACCUGAGCUUUGUGUACGAGGAGAGCGAAUGCUCGCUAGUUGUGCUGAACACUACAGAGCAGGACAGUGGGGUCUACACGUGCAUCGCCCGCAACCUGGCUGGAGAAGUGUCUUGCAAGGCCGAGCUGGUCGUCCAUGCAGGUACGUGAUAUUGUGCUAGUCAUAAGAGCUGCUGGGCUUUAGUUGGGUGCCAGGACUGCAAAAGCAGUGUUGGCUGUGGGUCUCCUAAUGGACCAUGGUGGGUGCCAAGGCAAGGCUAGAAUUGCAACUGGCAAUGCUCAAAUCUCGAGAUGGCAUGUGUGCUGCCCAACCCAGCAUCUCUGAGGUCAUUUGGUGGAGCUGGAGGCUUUAGUACAACAGGCAGAAGAUUCCAUUGACUUGACUAGGCAAGGGCAGAAGGCCAGGCUCCUGUCAUACUGAGAGUGAUCCUGUCCAAACCAGAGACUGCCUGCCCAUCACAGGAGGUAUAUUGACCAUCUCUGCUCUGUUCCAGCCUAAGAACCCUACAUGGAACAUUGGUAACUGGUUUAUACAAUCAGACCAGUUUAUAAAAUCCAGCACAGUAUUGUCUACAGAGUUCUAAGCAGGUGUCUUCCCCUGAUCUAUCUAGAGAUGCCAGGAACUGAACCUUGGACCUUUUGCAUGUGGAGCACAUACUCUACUGCUGAGCUACAGCGCGCAGUUGGCCACUGUGAGAACAGAGUCCUACCCCAGAUGGUUCUUUAGCCUGAUCAAGCAGGAGCCUUGUCAUGUUCUUACGUUCUCAAAUGUGAAUUUGGAAGCACACCCAGAGUGUGAAUGAGGAUGCUCAUCCCCUCCCCAACGAUGUUUAAGCCAGGGAUUCACUCAUACAGGUGAUCCGUGGUGUGUCCGUGGAUUUGUGGUUGAAGAUGGGGAAUGGCGCACCCAUUGCAUUAAAUAGUGAUACUGAUUUUUAAUUGUAUUUGUACUCCUUCUAUUAUUUCUCAUCUUGUAUUUUAUUGUAUUAAAGUUUGAAUUCUAUGGAAUAACAACAUAUAAGAAAGACAUCAUAAUUGCUACACGAGGCAGAAAAAUGAUUAAGUGGUCCAACAAGACGCUCUGAAAUUUUCCAGUGGUCCAUGGUGAAAAGAUUUGGGAACCACUAAUUUAAACCCAAGUCCAUAAGGGAGUCCCUCAUAAUGGACUUCCUACUAAAGAUUUGCACAACCCAUAAAGAUUUGCACAAUCUUUAUUCCUCUCAUAAUAUUGUACCAGUGUGGGCCAAUAGGAUAAGAGUCAGCUCUACAUGAGGAUGAUGAAGCUUCCCAGGUGAAUGUCAAAGGGGGACAGGAGGAGUCAUGGUCUUGUGCUGCUUAUUCCCCCCCCCCAAUACCCCUGAUCUAUCACUGCUCCUCCCACUGUUGCUCUCUCUAGCUGUGCCAGAUGCUGACGCCGCACGGGCAGAAGAAGCCGCACACACAGCUCGUCGCCUGGCUGAAUAUUACGAUGUCCACGAGGAGAUUGGCAGGUGAGGGAGUCCUCAGGGAAGAUAAAGCAGGUUAUACUGGGCCUUCCUCUUGGUGUGAGGUGGCUCAGGCUUGAAGGCUCCUUAAAAAGGAAUGGGAAACCUGUGACCAUGGAGAUGUUGUUGGGCUCCAUCAGUCCCAGCCAACAUGGUCAGUGAUGGAAACUGUAGUCAAACAACGUCUGCAGGGCCACAGGUCAGUCACCCUGACAUGCAAAGGAACGGAUGCACUACUUGCCCACAGGAGUUUUGUUGGACUUACAAACACAGGUCCACCAAUGGGUUGACCAGGUCUGUCCCCCUGGUGUACAGUUUACUGUUACCUGGGGUUCAGUGCAGUUGUCAGAAGCUCACACAGUAAGGCAGUGGCAGCAUCUUGCUGCUUUUCCACCUUUGCUCACAUAUGGGGAUUUAAUCUGAAUCGAUUCUUCCUGGGGGGAGGGGGGCAAUUGCCUCUCACUCCCAAGUACGUGGAAGGAUGUAGCAGACACCUGCCUGUACUACCACCUUGUCCCUGAACUGUGGCAAAGCCUUCCGGCUUCCAGAACACUCUGCUGGUGAUAGUGGCACAGCCUCAACCCUGGGAGUUUGCUCUGGGAUUAGAGCCUUUCACCGAGGCUUCUCAUGUGGCUUUGGUAAAAGCCUGUGCUUUACCAGCAUUUAAUUGAUAUACUAAUUGGAGGCCUCUCCCUUCAGGUUUAGAACAAGUUUUCUAGAGAGGACUAGAAAACAGCAGGGCUGGGCCCUUUGCUUCUCCAUCACUCCUCCAUCUUCACAGGAGAAGUCACUCUGCCAUGCCCUCUGACCUCUUUCCUUAACCAGCUGGGUCAAGGUCAAAACAGGAUGACCAUAACUCAGCAAAACAAGGGGAAGAGCAAGGAAUGGGUCUGGGUGGUGCCUCAUGAUGACCUGUGCUGUUCCUCAGGGGAGCCUUCUCAUAUGUGCGGCGAGUGACCCAGAAGAGUUCCGGUUUGGCCUUUGCUGCCAAGUUCAUCCCGUGCCGCGCCAAAGCUAAGAAAUCAGCACGCCGUGAGCUUGGCAUCAUAGCUCAGCUGGACCACGAACGCAUUGUCUACUUCCAUGAUGCCUUUGAGAAGAGGAAUGCCAUCAUCAUUGUCAUGGAGUUGUAUCCUCUAUUUGGGAGAUCUGGUGGUGGUUGGGAGACCCAGUAUCCAGCGCAGUAGGCCAUUUAAAAAAUAUAUGUUUUAUUUUUUGGUAAUGGUUAUGAGGGACUCCUAGGUGGACACUGCUUUUGAGAAGCUGGCAGGGUGGGGUCUCUACUCACAUGACAUUUCCCUUGACGGACUAUACAGCUGCACAGGAGAAGAACUGCUAGAGCGGAUUGCGAGGAAGACCUCUGUGAGCGAAUCUGAAGUAAGAGCAGGCUGCUGUCAUGGGAACAGGCCCUCAAGGCCAUCUUAUCUUCAUUGUCCUGGAAGGGCUUCAUUUCUUAGAAAAUGUAUUAACGCUCCUUUUUCAGCCUGUAUGGCUUUCCUAUUAGUUUAUAUGUAAUAAUAAAAAAACCACAGCAAAAGAAAACAACUGUAUAGGCAGUGAAGCAGCAGGUAAAGUAAAAUCAUAAGAGUUUGAAAAUGAUUGAAAAGCAAUAGAUCUUAAAAAUAAAAAUAAAAACCUAGCUAAACAAGUACCAGGGACAAGGACGAGCAGAUUUCCAUAGCAAUGACAAGUUGGUGGUUUGGGCUCCAAUCCCACCUUCUGUGUGUGUCUAAUUGGAUGUCUCUCUGUUUGACUGUACCUUACUCUGACUGUUGCUGGGUUACUCACCUGCAGAUACGUUGCUACAUGCGGCAGGUCCUGGAGGGUGUCAGCUACCUCCACCAUCAUGGCAUCUUGCACCUUGACAUUAAGGUGAGUGCUCCCUGGCGUGUCCUGCUGUGGUCAGCCUUGGCCCUCAUCUGUAUUCCCUGAGCAUUUGGCUUAGCCCGGUUGGGAUUCAACUCUUCCUUUGUACAGACUGAAAUCAUGGGCCCCAUCAUACAUUUAAAGUACUACGAUACCACUUUAAACAGCCAUGGCGUCCUUCCCGCAAAGAAUCCUGGGGAAUGUAGCUUGCUAAGGCUGCUCCCCUCACAGAACUAGGAUUUCUAGAGUAGUUUAACAACCAGUCCUUCCCAAGGAACCUAGUGUAGUGCAGCAAAAUUAUUAUUCCUUAUUCUUUAUUAAAUUUAUAUACCACCCUGUAUCCACAGGUCUCAGAGGAGUUCACAAGAUAAAAUUACAAGAUAAAAAACACAAAAUACAUAAUCAAAAUAUCAAUAGAAACAGCCAAAUAACACACCCCAACAUAUAAAAACAGUUUUAAAAAUUUACUUUUUUAAAAAAACACAAUUAAAAAGCAGUUUAAAAGUAGUUUAAAAGAAUGUAAACAGUACUCUCUGCUGGGCAGCAGCAGUUCUUUUUUCAGGCCCUGUCCUAGGCCUGGUGGAGAGAGGCAGGAGCAGGACCCUCAGACUCUCAGCAGGUGUUCCUUCCUUCCUGGGCAGCAGUCCUUUUGUUGUCUGUCAGGCCCUGCCCUGACAGGGAAUGGCUAAACUAAUAUGAUCUUUGAUGCUGUGGAAUUAGACUUUGCUCUAGAAAUGUGUUGGUGAGAGCUGCUAUCCUGUAUUGCAGAAACAAUUGGAAGGCCCCAGGCUUGUCUCCCUUGCUUUUCAAUUCCCUAACAUCCUUGGCUUUCCACCAGAUUUCCACUGGGCCAAUGAAUGGGCUGCAAGGAGGUUCUGGGAAGCUUAUGGAGUAAGAACCAGCUUGGGUAGCCAAAGGUAUCACACUGCCUUGUGAGAACAAAAAUUCCAAAUAACCUGAGGUUGAUGGCAGAACCCCCCUUAUAAUAUAUGCUUGUUAAAUAGUGAGUGAUGUUCUCAAGGUACCUGUAAUCUAUAGUAUGUUGUUGUUGUUUGGUUUUUGUUUGUUUUAUACCCUGCCUUUUCCCCUGAUGGGACUCAAGGCACCUUACAGAUUAAAAAUAAAAAACAUAGGAAAACAUCUGUAAAAAAACAACUAAACAUUGAUAGAAUUAAAACUAUACACAUAUAUAAAAUCUAUUAAAACUACAGUAAGGGUGAGCAGAAGGUGGACUGGGAUCUACUAGUAGAUUUCUGGGUGACUUGAUGUAGAUUGGCAAGGAUUUCUGACUCCCCAAUUGUUUAACAAUGACAGCAACAAAAUUAUUAUUGUCAUCAUUGAUUUAUCAGUUGCCUUCUGAACAGCUGUCUCAAGACGAUGUGCACUAAAGAUAAUUAGAAACAGUUAAAAACACAAAAAAGCAAACACAUUUAAAACAAAACUAAAACUGUAUAAUGUAGACACUUGUGGUAAAGACCCAUUUAUCCAGCUGGGAAAGCCUGUCUGAACAAAAAUGUCUUCAGUUGUUUCCGGAAAGUGCAGAUAAUGGGUGCCUGUCGCAUCCCUCCCUUAAUUAUACUGCUGAAAUGAAGGAAAAAACAUUUUUAGGGUGGGAGGAUAACCAGGAGUAGAUUUUUGUGUGAAAGGAUUGUGAGCUCUGUUUUGUUCUCUUACUCAAAACAAAUUAUUGGGUCUGUUCUUUUAUUCUGAGAAACACAUUUGAGAUUUUUCAGGAACCAUACAAUAAAACCAAACCAACAUGUAAACCAGCACACAUAGUACUUAAAUGUACAGAAUAGUAUACAGAGAACCCCAAACAAGGGAGAAAAGGAAAGAAUGAACCCCUCCAUCCUCUGCCCAGAAUGGGAAUAACACCAGGAAGAAGACACACCUUGUACACAAUCUCACCAUUAGGACACACAUAUCACAAAACAAUGAAAGAAAAUGGGGGCAGGAGGUAUGCACAUUCUAUGGGACACGAUAAGAAAUGAUGCCGCCCCACCUACGAUAUCACAAUUCACCAGAAGAAUUGAUGGCAGAGAGAUGGCCUGGGCUCCCCCACCCUGUAAUUAUUAUAAGAGGAAAAAAGGAACCUGCCACUUUUUAGUUCACCUCUGGCUGGGUGCGUUUUUCAGAUAAAGCUUCCUGCCAUACCUGGUUGUGCCACCUCUGGAGGGUAGGUUGUGGUUCACUUUUCCAAUCUCCAUCCAUGCAACCUGGAGGAGAUGGAUCAUUAGCAUGGUGUUGAAAAUUUUAAUGUGACAUGCUGGUACAGUUCUCUGGAUUUGUGCAAAACUAAGGGAUCAAUAAACACACACGCUCCUCCAUUCAGGAGAUUGCUGGAAAUAGUUACAAGCAUGCACAGCAUUGAGGAAGUAGUGGACAUGAAAAGGGGCUAGACACCUUUCUGAAGACCACAGCAUAGCUCACUGGUGUGAAUAAUGCAAUGUUGGCUGUAGGGAAUCCCCUGGAGAAGGGAAUGAUUUCUGUAAUCUGUGCCUAUUGUGGGUGAGUAUCUGUCACGUUUCACAGUUGUGAAUUAUUUUGCUUACUUAGCAGCUUUUUCUCGGGGGGCACCUCCUUAAUACCUUUCCACUUUCCUUUCCCACAGCCUGAAAACUUGCUGCUGGCUGAACCCAGCAGCGAUCAGGUGCGGAUCUGUGACUUCGGCAAUGCCCAAGAGCUGCUUCCGGAUGAGCUGCAGUACUGCAAGUAUGGCACCCCCGAAUUUGUGGGCCCUGAGAUUGUCAGCCAGAGUCCAGUCUCCGGUGUCACCGAUGUCUGGUAAACAGAUGCACCUGCACAAUAUGAUGUAUGCCUGUGCACACACAUCCCUGAAAUGAGCACCAGAAAGGAGGAAUUAAAAGCUAAAGGGGAAUUCCUGAACUUGAGUAUUGGGCAAUUUCAGGGAGGAGGAAUUACUGGGAUAGGCCCUUGCUUAACCUGUAGUCCAGAAGAUUUUUCUGGGACUGUGGGAUGCCUAUUGGAAGAACAAACUCAAUUGGACCUGGGCUUGCAAUUGCUGGUUUGCAUGGGGCAGAGUCAGCACAAGUGAGGUGUCAGGGUUGCUCCCUGUGCAGCUUGCUUUGCCUUGACUCUUGCAGAUCAGCCCAUGCUGUUUCCCCUUAAAGACAGUGCAAAACACUUUUGUAUAAGUCUUACUUGGGGAGUGUGAGCAUGAUGCACUGGCUCAUUAUUGCCCAUUCUACUGUAGUGCAUUUGUUUCAACCUUAAGUUGGAUCCCGACCUCUUGCAGACCCUAGAAUGCCCUGGUUCUCUGGACUCCCUGAUCAUGGAGCCAUACCAUUUGCUAGCCAGGGGCUAAUCUAAUCUAUCUAUUGUUACAUGCACCCCAAGGCUCGAAGCAGUGAGAACUCCAGGGGUGUGUCAUAAACUUGAUUUCUGAAGGCUUGUUUUUGUUUUGUGACAUAUGGUUUAUUUUCACAUGCAUACAGUACAAGUUGAACAUAGGUGGAGUUUCACAGCAUUAAACACACACCAGCAGAUGCUUCUCCCUCAUCAGAUUAGGGGGGCCACCAGCAAUGUAGUAUUCUUGCAGAGAGCAAAAACAGAGGCAUAUGAGUUAGCACAUUCCACAACUGGGAGAGGGAAGGUAAGCCCCCUUCCCAAAAGGCUCUCUUCUGGCAGAGGGGUCUCCAGCCUAUAGCUCCUGUAGAAACAGAUCACUUCUACUUGACCAUCUAUUUUGCAGAAAAAGCCACCACACCUUAUCUGACAACUGAAACAGCCCUUCUGUUGUCCAGACCCUAACCCUACAAUCACAGAAUCAUUGAGUUGGAAAGAACCUCAACCAGCUCAACCCCUGAUACCAUCAUCCCAUUUAAUCUAUCUAUCCUUAAGAUCACUAAGUAUAGGUACCACCUGGAUCAUAUAACUUAACUCCUCCUAGAGAUGUCCUGUCAAACCACUGAAAUUUUGUCUGUUCUUUCUUUACAGGCCAGUGGGAGUAAUCACAUAUCUAUGGUAAGCCUCAGCUUGGAGGACUGUGCUAGGACUGUUCAGGUUGUUCCCAUCUCCCUUGCAGCUCUACCAUAUUAUGGUAAAGAGAAGGCACAAUGAGAAAUACCAGGGCUCUUGCUUGUCCUGGAAGCAGAUAAUUCCACCACUAUGCUUUGACAUAGUGUUCCCAUUCAGCUCUCCAGAGAGCCAUGCUCUACUGUCUCCAGGGUGUGAAUUACGGCUUGGGGAACCUUGAAAAGCUACCCCAGUAAAUUUCCUCACCCCAUCGCUACAUCCUUGCAUGCAAGGGCAUGGGAAACCCAGAAAGCUUGCCCCAAGCCUGCGAGCCAAUGAUUUUCUGACUAUUCCCUCUCUCAGUCUCACAGGGAUCUCCCCGUUCGUGGGUGAGAACGACAAGACCACACUCAUGAACAUCCGCAACUACAACGUGGCUUUUGAGGAGAGUAUGUUCACAGGACUGACGAGAGAGGCUAAAGGCUUUGUUAUCAAAGUACUGGUCAAUGAUCGCCUGUAAGUAAUAGGGUAUAUUAAGGGUCUCCCUGAGGAUUAGAUAGAGGCAUUUACCUGUGUGGGAUGCAAAGAGGACUCCCCACACACAUACUCCCUGCCCCCAUGGCAGAGAGAGGGGAAAACAACUAUAAUUAUUCCUUCUCUGAGAAAGGGAAAGCUAUGUGUCCAGAGGCACAGAAAGAAAAGCCACCUUAGAGUGGGGGCCAAAGAGAGUUCCAGGCCUCCCCUACCAGCAGGCUGCCAGGGCUUUGCAGCGAGAAAAUUAUGCUCUAGGGCCCCUCCAGACAUCCUUUUAUUGUGUGUUGGUGAUGAUUUGUGCUCAGGAUGCUCUCAGGGUGGCCACACGUGAUCCUGUGGCUUCCUGCUGAAAUCCUGCGACUUUUUAUACCACAAGGAUUCUGGUAUACUUUUGUUCAGUUUUUGUAGUCUUAUAGCCCCUACAGGUGGCAAUAAUGUGAUAGCAUUGAGGAAGCAUUACAGAAGUCAAAGGAAAUCAAAAUAAAUCUCUAAUGGACUGUUAUUGUGCCAAGAACAUAUUGCAGAACACACACAUACAAUAAAACAACUGCCCAAAGGGGCCAACAUGUACUACAUCCACUUUAACACACCUUUUGCACUUAGGAAAAUUACAGAGAAAUGCACUGGAAAGUGUGGGACGAAUGAAUGGUUAAGGAGAUAUAAGAACCUCAAACUAGCAAAUGAGGAUGAAUGAUCAUUAUUGUAUAACCUCCCCACAAACAGAUCGGAACGAAUGCUCAAUGAAGACCAGACAUGGCAUAACCUCUGUCUGUGUAAGCUUUGUUUAAGCAAAUCAGGAUGACAGCUCAGUAAACAGGUUGUCUGAAGUAGCCGAAAGACACACAAUGCUUGGGGACAACCCCCACCCCACCAAAAAGCUUUGAUUUCCCAUGUGAUCCUCUCACCCUGACUUCCAUGUCUACUGUAGUAGCAAGCAAGUAUAGUGUAUUAUUUAUUGAUGUAACGUAUUUUAAUCCUACCUCUUGAAAAAAACCAAGGUGAUUGUGCAAGAGUGAUCCCACUCUUUUUAAGCUGUGAGGUUUGUUAGCCAUUCUAGAAAGCAAGGAAAUGCUCUCACAGUCCUUUUAUUCAAGCCUGGAAAGAAGGAGCAUUGGAAUGCAAGUAAUCAGAGGACACCAUUCUGCUUUUGGUGGGAGAGAGGAGAGUGAUUGGAGGUGGGCUGGAGGAAGCAGAAGGAAAGGAAAAGGACAUGCUAAGGAGCAGUGUGUGGAAGUGUGGGGUGUGUGGGCUUUAGCCGCAGCUUUCCUCUGUGCUAGCGAAUGCUGUAUUGACUCGUUCUUGUUUUCCUUCCCAGGAGACCCAAUGCAGAUCAGACCCUGGAACACCCCUGGUUCAAGGUAAGUCCAUUUUCUGAUGCCUCUUUAGAAAGAGAAGUGGGGCCCAUGUUGGGUGGUGGUGCCUUUCUCUAGGCAGGAGAAAAUCUUGGUAGCUCAAAGUGGGAGAGGUUCCUUCAAGCAAAGGCUUCUGCCACACAUGCAGGGAGCAAAAGCAACUCUUUCCGGCUGCCUGAGCCAGAGGCAUCUCUUUGGCCACUGUGGGAAACAGGCUGGACUAGAUAGGCCUUUGUUUUGACCCAGCUACAGAGCUCUGCUUGUUCUUCUGACCCUGCCUGCUUCCACCCUUCCUUUCAGACAUUAGCCAAGGGCAAGAGCAUCAGUACAGAUCAUCUCAAGCUCUUCAUAUCUCGCCGGAAAUGGCAGGUAAACUUAGUACCUGACAGCAUGAUGGCAAUUUAUUGAUUGGUUGAUUUGCAGUUGUGAAUUCCCUCCAGCAGCAAAAUUAAGGAGGGGGUGGAUGGUAAGGUGGACACCAUUGUGCAGAAAAUGCUGCCGUGGAGCACAAGUGGUGUGUGUGCAGUUGUGAGUGUCUGUGUGUGCAUAUGACCCUGACAGUUUUCCAUGGUGCUCUUCACAUGUUGUUGGUCAACCAACGUGUCCAAUGGUCAGGGAUGAUGGAAACUACAGUCUGGCCUCAUAAGGAGGGUGGGCAGCCAAGCCUGUGAAAUGAGGUGUGGGUGGAACAGAGGCUCUCUGGGUCUUUGCUUGAGCUCCAUCCCAUUCUCCCCUCAGCGUGUGCUUUCUUUCCCCAGCGCUCCCAGAUCAGCUACAAGUGCAACAUGGUGCCACGGCCGAUUCCUGAGCUCCUAGAGGACACAUCCAGCCACUUGUCUAUUGCUGUGCCUCGCCUCCUCAAGGAGACCUCAGUGUUGUCCUCCUCUUCAGAUUCUGAUGACCCAGAGGAGUUGCCCUACAUUCCCAUGCCCCAUCAGCCCGAAUUUUCCGGCUCCCGCAUGUCGCUCACUGAGAUCCCAACAGAUGAUGAGCCUCUCAGCCCUGAGGGGGCUCUAGCAGAUGAAGAGGGCACAUUGAUGGAGUGGCAGGAUGAUGAGGGGCAGGGAGCUGUGGUGGAUCCCAAGAGAAAGGAAGAAGCAGAGCUCUCUUUCAGGAGGCAGAAGGGCACGUUGCCACGGAAGCGCUCCACAGAGGCUGAGGAGCCUUGCUCUUCUGACGAGGAGACUCGCGAGGCCCAGAAAAGGCCAGAGUACCCCAGGAAGGCCCUGAAGAAAGGCUCCAGCCUGGAUUCCCCAGAAGCAUCUGACAAAGCCUCGCGUAAGGGGGAGCUGCGCCGCGGCAGCUCUGCUGAUAGUGCCCUGUUGCUUAGUCUCCCCUCGGAUGAAGCGGAGCCCCACUCCCGCAAACGCCUGACCAAAGCAGCCUCCAUGGAGCUGCCCCGUCGGAGCCCCAGCCCCGGCACAUUGUACCGCAGGAAGGGCGGGCUGCCAGAGGAAGAAUACACCCAGCGCCUGGAGGUCAUGCGGCAGCGCCUGCUGCAUGGCAGCCCCGUGGACGGCAAGCUGAGCGGCUUGCGGGGGCCGCUGCUGGAGACCCUCGGCCUUGAGAAAAAGGGCUUGAGGCCUCCCAGGCUGGAGAAGCAGCUGUCCCCCGGGCACAAGAUGGUGCGCGCAGCCUCCAGCGAGACGGCUCCACAGCACAUGCCCCCUGAGGGGCGCCUCCUCCAAAAGAGCAGCUCCUUCAGCCAAGGCGACGGGGAGCCUGUCACCCUGCACCGCCGCUCCGGAGCACCGCUGGAAAUCCCUUUAGCCCAGGCCGAAGUCCAAAGGCUGAAAGAGACGCCGUCCCUCUCCGCUCUGAAUGAAUCCAGGCCCCACACGCCACACGAGGUUCCCUCCAAACCGCCUACCCCUGAGGCGGAGGCGGGAACAAAGCCCAUCGGCAGGGCUAGCUUGAGGAGACCAACCGCCAGGGGACCUGAGGAAAAGACGUUGGCGAGAUUGUCCGAACCUGACGCUCCAGAAGCUGUGAAAGCCAUAGGCUCUCCAAGGGAGUCAACAACUCGCACACCCAUCUCUCCCACCCCAGGCAGCUCGGCCCCCAAGCGCUCGGCCUACGCUGAUGUCAUGCAGAGCCUGGCUGGCGAGUCAUCCCAGGUCCCUCACAGGGAGGCCGCAGAACCUUCUGUGGCUGCCUCAGAAGGUAUACCUCAAACCUUUCCAGCUGCAACACAGUCCCACCCCACUGCUGCCUUUGCCAAGAAGGCUGCGCAGACCCCCAGCAAGGAACCCUCCCCCCAAGUUCGCUCCUCCAGUGCUGAGCACAUCCUGGACAUUGACUCUGAAGAGGUCUUUGAGGCCAAAUUCAAGAGAGGCAGGGAAGGCUCCCUCAGCAGGGGCCGCAAGCUGCUCUCCAGGUCUGAGGAGCGGCAGCUGGCCGGGCCGCGGGAAGAGGGCAUCUACCGGCCAGGCCCUGUGGGUGCCCCGCUGGAGCUGUCCAAGUCUGGGGUCUCUCGACACCUGGGCGAGCGCUCUCGUUCUGUGCAGGACCUGCAUGAAGUGGAGAAGGAGGGCGGCUUCAUCCGCAGGAUGUCGAUGCGACUCCGACGCACGCCUCCCGUCGAGAGGAGGAAGGCCAAGGAGGAGGAAGGAGGGGGAGCGAGGCUGUCUGGGGGCCUGGCUUCCAAGGACAAAAAGGACUCGGACAGCCAGCAGUCGGAGCCUGGCUCCAGUGAGUCGCCCGUCAUGGCUGUGCGCAGGAAGAUUGGGACCACCAUGGGGCGCCUCUCCACGCAUCUGCGCAGCCACUCGCAACGUGGCGAGGAAGACCAGGCAGCUGCUGCUGGUGGUGACCGUAUCAGGCAGCCUGAGAAGAAAGCUCCUUUCCUCUCUCACCUGCGCCGUGCAACUUCUGAGGGGGAAAACCUGCGUCAAGUGGGUAUCCCGCAGAACCAGCUGGCAGCCCAGUCUGCAAGUGUCCCUUCCACAGAGUCCUUCCAGUCUGACACAUCCACAGGCAGCGGUGAGCAAUGGUCUACAACCAUUUCCCACCUGGGAAAGUGUGUGUGUGUGUUAUGGUUGAUGUUUCUCCAUUGAGGGAUCAUGGCUCCUCUGGGCAUGUUUAAAGGCAUCCUUUAUAAGUGCUGCAUGACUUUUAACGGGGGGAAGGGAGUGAGGCUUACAAAUUGUAGUUCCACCAACUUGUUGGCCACUUUUUUGGUUGUGGUACAAGUUCCAGGAAAAUGCUGGAGGAACUGGGGAUCAAGGAAGAGAGAAAAAAGAGAGAAUAAUAAGUUGGAUGUUUUAGAGGAUGCUAACACGGCUGAGGUGGAGGAGUGUGUGAUUUGAGAGUGACUAAUCCUGCUCUGGGCACACCACACAUUCAGUAGAAGCUUCUUCUUUGGCGAUCACUUAGCCGAGUAAGAUUGUCUUCCAUAAACACGGUUUUAACAAUGAGUCUGUAAGUGACUGUGGAGGCCAAUUCUGGACCCACACAUCCUUCCACAGUGAGGAUAUUGGUUUCCGGGCGGGAGUUGAUCACGGUGUGGAUUUGCCAAGCGUGCCUUCCUCCUACCACGUUUCUCCCUUGCGUCCUGAGUUUGAGUGUCUACAAAGCCCAUGACACCUUUGGUAAAGGCUGUUCUCCAACUGGAGUGCUCGCAAGCCAGUGUUUCCAGGUUGUCAGUGUUUAUACUACAUUUUUUUAGAUUUGCCUUGAAACAGUCUUUAAAGCAAGCACUGCGUCACUCAGGCCCCCCAACCAUUUCCCAGGAUUCUCUUAGCUUGCGCAAGAAAGAGCCCACCCAUAUCUGUCAUUUUCACAGGUCCUGGUGAAAGCCAGCGGCGCGGUUCUCGCUGGGAACGCUGGAGCUUGUCCAGAUCCAAGAAAGACAAGGUUGCUUCACAGCCCAACAUUCCUGCCAGCCUGAGAGGGGACGGUGUUGUCAUUAUGAGUCAACCCUAUGUGCUCAGCGAGUCAGGUAUGCCCAUGAAGAAGUGUGGGGCCAGAGCUGCCAUUGAGAUAAAUUCAGCCUGGUGUAGCUGGCCAAUGGAAGCCUGAGUUGCUCUCACCUGUUCAGCUAUGCUAGAAAGUUCCAGCCGCCGGGGCAAUUACAGUGGGCCGUUCUAGGGAAACGUGAUGGCGAAGGGCUGAACCUGUGUCUUCUCCACUCCACUCUAUAGCGCAGGGGUGGGAAACCUUUUUCAGCCGGAGGGCCACAUUCCCGCGUGGGCUGCUUGUCAGUGGUGGGCACAGCCAGGGCAAAACUGAGUGGAAGAGGUGGGACUCCUUAGAGCAGGCCAAAUUCCAGUCAAGCAAAAGUCAGAGGUUACUCCUCACACCUCUAAAUGACCAGGCAAGGAAGAGGCAUUAUUACCAUUCAGGGACACAUUCUAGCUAGGCAAAAACACUCAAGGAAAUAAUGGAGCAGGACCAGUGAGGAGUGGAGCAUGGGAAAAAGGGGUGGAGCCUGUAGAGAGAGGCAUUGUGUAGAAUUCUGAGGGCCAGGCAGAGAGUCCUGUGGAGCUGCAAUUGGUCCCAGCCCUGUUACGGGGAUCAUUUCUAUGCUGGGGAUGGAAUUUCUGCCAAACCUUUUAGCACCAUCUAUGUGGUACUUGGAAGCAGCCUCGGAUUUACCCCUUUUAUUCUUUGUCCAACGCAGACUUCCCUCCAGUUUUCCACAUAAAAUUGAAGGACCAGGUAUUGCUGGAGGGAGAGGCAGUGCAACUCUGCUGCCUUCCUGCAGCCAGCCCUGCCCCUCACAUACUGUGGAUGAAAGGUAAGCAUUGUGUCACAAGGAGCGUGUGUGUCUGCAUGUUGGGGCAGGAAGAAGCAAUAUAGUUUCUUGACUCUCAAGAUCAGAAAGGUGGAGUCUGAUACCUGCCGAGUUGUUUCCCAGUGUGUGAUUCCUAACAGGUAUCCUACCAGACAGCCAUGAUGCAAUGCCACCCAAGGCAGGUUCAGCCACAGAGCUAGGAGAGGUCAAGCCCAGAACUGAGCUGCCAUUUGGGCAUCCAUGCUGACAGACCUAGCUGCAUACCCCUGCAUCACCAUGGUGCAAAUUGUGUAUCCUUGCACUGGUUGCCAUCCACAUGGUUACAUUCUCUUGGAACUCAGAAGUGCCAAACUCUGUUGGGAUAGGGACCCCUUGGGUUCAGCCAGGAAAAGAGGUACUCCAACUUCUGAUGAAGCUCACAUGUUUGAGUAACUGAGUGGCAAAGAUGCAUUAGAGCACAAGCUACAGGAGGAGGAUGUAAGGCAGUGUGCGAUAUUGAUAUACCUACAGUGGUUGUACGGAUCGGUUUUCUUGUCCUCUGCAGAUAAGAACACCCUGGUAUCAGAGGGUGUUCUCAACAUUGUGGCAUGUAAAGAUGGCCGCCAGCUGCUCACCAUCUCCAAAGUCUCCAAGAAGGAUGCAGGCUUGUAUGAAUGCAACGCUACCAAUGCACUGGGCACUGCCACCAGUUCCUGCACCCUGGCUGUAGCAAGUAAGUAUAGAAAAAGAGUGCGCUGUGGUUCCCCACCACCCCAACCAAACAUCUAUGAGCUUGUUGCGGCAAUAUAUCUCAUGUAGCAAUGGAAGAGAAAUAUGAUUCAGUGUGCAUUGACAACCGAAUCUAUAAAAUUCACCUAUUCUGAAACAGCUAUCCCUUUACAUUCACACUCAUCUGAAUUCUGAAGUGCAGUUCUCCAACCAAAUAAUCUUUACAAAAAUGCAUGUAUUAUAGGAAUAUAUGCAUAAAAAUGAAGAUAUUUGUGUAAAUACGUGUACCUUAGUUUUUAAAAAAAUGCAUGCAGAAAUUUAUCAAGAGAAAUUUGUACUGAAAUGAUGGUACAUGAGUUUUGUUUUUUUUUAAAUCCACAAAUUCCUGCAAAAUGUGGAGAACUGAAUUUAAGACGGGGGGGAAAUAGAAACUGUGAGAAAUGAAAUCGACAGAUCCUUCCAUCCCAUAUCUCAUUGGUUACUAUCUCAUGCUUUUCCAUUCAUUUCUCUUUUCUCAAACCUGUUCCUAACAGAAAUUCCUGGGAGACCAGGCACCCCAGAAAUCCCCCAGAAGUACAGGAACACAGUCCUGGUGCUAUGGAGGCCAGCAGAUACUCAGGCACCCUGCACGUACACGCUGGAACGGAAGAUGGAUGGUAUGAACUGGUGGGAUGUGGAAAAUAUUGCCAGCUGCUUUCUGCCCUUUCCUUUGCAGAGGCUCUAGUCGUCACAUGCAUUCCCCUGGUUCUUUGUGGACCUUCUGGGGCUCCAUAUCCACCACCUCCAUGUUCGCAUGUGCAGAAUUUUUUAUUCUUCUAAUAAGGCUACAGUGCAACUUGCAGCCAUCUUCUCAUUCCUACUCCUUUAGUUGCCUGCCCAUUCCCAAACAGCUGGUGGUACAUCAAUACCGAAAAGUAUUGCUUCCUAGCAGUCUCCCUUCCCCAUCCUCUUGCAUUAUAUGCAGUUCAGUUACAGAUUCAGUCCAAAUCUGAGGACAAGAUGCGGAGUUCAUCACCUUUCUGUAGAGAUGGGUGUUUAGAUUCAAUCUUCAUGCAAGGCACAACCUCUUGCAGUGAGCCCUCCCCCCUCCCCCCCCCGGAGGCAAUAUCCAGCCACUGUCACACAUGUUUUAGUAACAUGAUCCAGAUUAGCAGAUAUGGUGCACGCCUUACGUGGAGCUGAUUCUAGAAAAGAAACUUCUGAAGUUCAGAAACUUCAGCUGGUGCAGAAUUCAGUAGCUAGGAUGGUGCUUAUCAGAGCAUAUGACUCCAAUAUUGUUCAUUUGCUAACUGUUCCUAAUUCAAAAUCCUGGUUAUGACUACAAAGCCCCAAAACAGUUUGGGACCAAGCUAUUUACAGUCCUGUCUUAUUUGCAUUCUUCCCCAUGCUUUGUGGAGCUCUCUGCCCUGCCCUAAUCAAUCCUCUCUUUACCUGCAUUUCAGUCUGAUACCAAAUCUUUUUUUCUUGUACCGGGUUUUCAUUUGAUCCCCCCCCCCCCCUGCAUUCUGUGGUUUUAUUUUUUUGUUUCUGGUUUUCAGCAUUGGUUUUGUUUGGUCUUUAAUGUGUUAUAUUUACUGCAUAUAGCUUUAAUUGAUGUAUUUCUUCCCCCGCCCCAGGAGAGCAUGAGUGGAAGUUGGUCAGUUCAGGCAUCGCUGACUGCUACUUCAACGUGACAGAUCUCCCCGUUGCGAGCAAUGUCAAGUUUCGUGUUGCCUGUGCUAACAAGGCCGGACAAGGCCCCUACAGCAACCCCUCGGGGAAGGUCUUCAUUGAGGGUGCAGGUGAGGACAUUCCCACCACUACCAGGAAUCCUAGGAGCUGUUGUUUACCCCUACAGGACCUUUAAAAAAUUACAGUUCCCAGGAUUUUAGAGGGGGGAUUUGUUUCAGAUAUAUGGUAUGCUUCAAAAACUGAAUGGUGUGUAUGCAGCCAUUGUGCUUGCAAGUACUCCACAAGCCAUGUCCUAAAUUCUGGCUGCAAGCCCACCUCAUGGUGUCAAGGUGCAGCUGCCCUCGGUAGGGAGGAUAUUUCUUUUAUUGAGCUGGCUCUGUCAUAGUUGGGAUUCCCACUGUUUGGUAGCUGAGAGGGGUUCCCUCUAUAGAUUUUUCCCUUGCCUUCUGAAAAGAGGCAGGCCCUCCACUUUUGAGCCUAAAUCAGCCUCUUCUCCUCUCCCAGAACCCAAGACUGCCUUUUCAGCUCUCACUGCCAAAAAGAGUACAACUGCCCUGGAGAAAGCCGCUUUCACCAGAUCCACCCAGACCCUCACUGACCAGUCUCCCCAACCCGUGCGCAGAAAUACAGGUCCCCUGCCGUCCUCCCCUCCCAGGAAGCACAAGGGGGCAGUGCCGGCACAAGGGGGGAAGGCUCCUGCUGCCCCCAAAGUGACUCAACCUGAGGAAAAGCCUCUGGCCACGGUGAAGGCCAAGCUCCCAAUUGCGGCCCUGGUUCCAUCCUCCAAGGAGGCCUUGUCUUCCGAACCUCCAGCUGUUGCGCCAUCCACCUCUCCAGAGCCAGACUCGAAGCCUUCCAGAACAGCAUCUUCUCUCAGCACCCACAGUGCCUCAGUGCCCACCAGGGUCUCGCCUGCUGCGGCAUCCUCCCCUGGCUCUUCCGUCUCCAAGUUUUCGCCCAUCUCUCCUGCCUUACCAACCCCCGCGGCAGACUCGCCAGUGACCGUCUCCCCGAAAGCUGUUCCCUACAUGGCCACCUCUUUCAUCUCCAUCCCACCAAGGGCGCCCAGCACGACAGAAGGUGCACACAGCCAGCCAGUUACCCCCAGCCCAGAAGAGGGGCCUUCUCACACUCGCUUCCUGAGCCGCAGCGCUACCCCUGGCCGGGACGCUGGGAGUGGGGCUCAGAGCAGGCUCACUUCAACUUCCAAGGACGAGUCGUCGUUGCGCCAAGGGGUCCCUCAAAAACCCUACACCUUCUUGGAUGAGAAAGCAAGGUAAGAGAUCUUUCAUAGGGACAUAGGAAGCUGACAGCCCAGUGCAUGAAGUGGUCAUUCUGGUCCACUGUUAUCUAGCUGUUGGUGCUCCAGGUUCACAGGAGAAAACCUUGUUCCCAGCCCUGCACCUAAAUAUGUCAGGGUCUGAACCUGAGACCUUCUCCUAGAUAGUGUGCAAAGCAGCACAGAAUGCCUCCCUCUAGUCCAUUUCUGGACCAGGAAUUUCUCAGCAUUGGGUGCAGCAACCGACCUUCUCUGAUCCUGGAUGUAACCAAGGGCUCUCAUGUUGUAGCCAUAGCAUUAGCAGCCUCCCUUGCCCCUGUCCAGUGCCUCCAAAGUAUCUUCAGAGAUUUAGACCCCACACCAGAAACCCUCCUUCUCCUCUGUGCCCAAGCGAUGCUAAACCCCCUUCCAUUCCCUUGUGGUACAUUUCAGUCAUGCACUUGACUCUCCGACUCUCAUCUCCACAGGCCCAAUCACACAACCAUGUUUAUUGCAUGAAAAUGGCAAGAAUCGUAUGGCAACUGUUUCAUUUCAACUAAGCCGACGGAGAUUAAACUUGUCAAACAAAUUCAAGAGCUCUUUCUACGCAUUAUGCAGUUUAAAGUAGUAGACCAAAGUGGUAGAAUUCUGGAUAGCACUACUUCAUACUGCUGUGGCUGGGCAACACAUAUCUUUGAAUGUUCCCUCCAAUGCUUUUAAAAAACCUUAUAUGUACUAAACUAGCUUGUCAGAAACAUUUAGUUAUAAACUCUCUUCUUAAUGUGCUUGCUUACUACAUGCAAUGAACUUGUUACAAGAUGGAGCAUUCAAAAAUGUGACACCUUCGCGGCUGUGAUCUGUAGUGGUACUGUCCAAAACUGUACUAUCACAGUCUUAUAGUCUCACUCUGUAAAGCAGAUGGGGAACCUCCAGCCCACAGGCCAAUCUUGGCCCACUCUGUCUUAGCCAAUCCUGGGUAAUUUAGCCAUGUGAAAACUGUUGUCAUAUCCAUUGAACUCUGUGGUUACAUGUGCAGUGCUGUGUAACAGAAGCUAUGUACACUGUGCCUUAGCUUUUGUUAGGCAGGCCUAGCAAGCAUCCAGACAUGCACUUGGCAUGCUCCAUGUAUAUAUGUGCAGGGGCCGGUUUGGAGUGAUUCGGGAAUGUAAAGAGAAUGCCACGGGCAAGCGAUUCAUGGCCAAGAUUGUGCCCUAUGAAACAGAAGGCAAGCAGAGCGUCCUGCAGGAAUACGAGAUCCUAAAGGGCCUACACCACGAUCGCAUCAUGACUCUGCACGAAGCAUACAUCACCCCCCGCUAUCUGGUGCUGAUAGCUGAACACUGCCCCGGGAAGGAGAUCCUCUACCACUUUGUUGACAGGUUUGUUGGGGGGUAGGUUGGGAGGCAGGAGGGGGUUAGGGGUGGGACUCCAGGAUGUUAAGAGGAGAAGCUCUGUGUCUGAGGGUCCACAGAGGGGUUUGGCUAACUAGCAAGGUAACAGAGAGUUGCAAACAUAAAAACCAGGACGAGACAGAAGUGUUGGUCUAGUCACAUGCAAUGGGAGCAUGAAUCAGUUUGUGGGCCUGAAUCAGUUUUAGUUGACCAGAAAAUCCAUGGCAGAGGUGAUAACUUGGCAAUUGAAGAGGGCAAACUGUGCCACUGAGUCAGAAUAGUAGAGCUGAAGGGAAAUAAAAGUAACACAGUCCAGAUACCUCCACUCGACCCAAACAUUUGAACCUAUUCCUUGUCAUCUUCUGCUUUAUAAUGUGGAACAGCAAGAGACAAGUAAAUUAUGCUAUGCUUUAAGACACUGUAGGACACCUUUAGUAAAAUACAUCUAGAUGGUUCAAGGAAGGGCCUGGCUUGAAUGAAGAGUAGUUAGUGACUGAGGACCACAUUAUACAGAGGAAUUUUUUUCCUGCAAUCUUACUUCUGUGAAUAUGUAAAAGAUAAACGGAUAUAAACCUUUCCUGCGCUUUGAUGUUAUGAGAUUGACAUGAGCGGAUUCCUGUGAAUGUGCAACUUGAUGGGUUUACAGUCAUUAGUUGUUAACCCUUGCCUCUCCUAUUCCUCUUGUGGCUGAAAUGCAUAGUAUAUGUUCCUUGAGGCAAAGACCUUUUUUGUUGUUGCUUUGCAUAAGAAAAGGGGUGAGGGAUUCAUUGUCCUCCAGAUGCUGUUGAAUUCUGCCUCUCAUCAGCACAGCCAAUGGCUGAGUUGGUGAGAGUUGGGAAUCCCAAAAACAUCUAGAGGGCCACUGAUUCCCCACCCCUGCUACAAAGCAUCAUGUCGAUUGAUGGCACUGCCAUCAUGAUCAUAUACUGGCAGCAACCUCAGAUCUCUGAGUGCCAGUCCUCAUGUAGCCAAAACAGUGCCACCCAUGAACAAAAGGCUCAGGGAAGCCCCAAGGUUUGCAAAAGUACAAAACAUUUGUGGGGGUGGGGAGACCUAAACAGCCCAAUAAGAACUGAAUGUGCUCAGUGGGCAUAGAAUGCAGACCGAUGGGUAGAAAUGGAAUGCAGUAUGCUGACAGGAGAUACUGUAUUUUGUCACGUCCCACAUGUAUAAAUAGUAGUAUACUAAUUAGUAGUAUAUCAUGAUAAUAAUGAUAAUAACAAAUUAUUAUUAUUAUUAUUAUUAUUAUUAUUAUUAUUAUUAUUAUUAUCAUCGGAUCAUAAGUGGCUUUCUGUUGUGCAACUGAUACUCCUUGCAACACUUUUAAGUGGAAUUUCUUUUUUCAGAAGAGUCUGUAUAGAGCACAGGUUUCCAGAGCCUCUUAUUUUAAUUUUAGUGCAUUUGGCAGCCAAAAUGUCUAUGUCUCUGUCCUGGAUAUAGCACUGUUCAAUAUUAUGACUAAUGACUUCAGUAAAACAUUAGAUUUUGCUGAUGAUACAGAACCAGAGUGGGUGGGGGAAGGAAUUGCAAAAUGUUUAGGCUAUGAUUCAAAUCAGAAAGAUCACAAUCAGUUGGAGCAUUGGGUGGGCUGGGGGUAAAACACCCAAACCCAACAAAUGGAUAAAACACAGGACAGAAAACCCCAAGUGGACACAAGACAACUAGAGGUAACUGCUGCCUAUUUCCCUAAAGGGUUGAGGGGCUGCCUCGCCCCUAUGUUUCAGACUCCAUGUGAUUCUUCAAACCCUGCUGUGGUUCCAGCAACCUGAUAGCCCUCUCCUCCUCCAUGAAUUUGUCUCAUCCUCUUUUCAAGCCAUCCAACUUGGUGGCCUUCACUGCCUCCUGUGAGAGCAAGCACCAUAGCUUGGCUGGUGCUGCGUGAAGAAGUACUUGGUUUUGUCUGUCCUGAAUGUUCCAACAUUCAGCUUCAGCAGAUGUUGACGAGCUCUAGCAUUAUAAGAAAAGGAAUAUGGUGGUGGUAUUUAGUCACGAAAAGUGGAAUCUACAGCAACAUGUUGCAGUGUGGAGUGCUUCUGUUCAGUCAGCCCCUCGUGCCUUUGUUCCAUUUUCCAUUCCACCCAUUUCUCUGAUGUUCCUCCAGCCAUCGGUCAAAAUUCCAUGGCUGCUAAGUCUGCUUAAUCCUCCCUGGGAUGUCCUUUGGGGCGUUCCUGUCCUGUCCCUGUCCUCCCUCCUGUGUGAGGACAGUGCUAUUUUGAUUGCACGUGCAAAGCCUAAGCAGCAGGAACAAAGGAAAUUGCAAAGUAAUCUAGAGCAGAAACAGGGUGGUGGUGAAGUGACUGAAAGUAAAAAUGAAAAUAAGAAAAUAAGAAACUAACAUAUUGAUCAGCUCUUGACCAUUUAAUGUCCCCCGUUGUCACACAGCAACACACAAGGAUGAGGUUGGGGUGGGGUUAAAAUUUUAACUUCCAACCACUGUCAGCAAAAGACAUCAUAGGUGGGCUUUGAAUGGGAUUGUACAGACAGGGAAAAGUUUUUAAAGAAAAGAUCAGUUCAACAAAUGUAUAAAACAGAAACAAAAAUAGAUGUAUAAGCUGUUUUUUAAAAAAAAUAAAAUAUAAUCAUGGGUUUGCACUGUGUAUAACAUAAACUCACCAGUGUGCUUAUUUAGGAGUAAUGGUACCAUAUUGUUGUUUAAUUGUACCAGUACAAGUGUAAGUGCAAGGGAAGGGUUCUUGUGUCCUUCGCUCUAUCCUUUCGAUGACAUGCUUUACUCUACAGGUUCCGUUACUCAGAGGAUGAUGUGGUGGGGUACGUAACACAGAUCCUCCAAGGACUAGAAUAUCUGCAUGGACGGCGCAUCAUUCAUCUUGACCUGAAGCCUGAUAACAUCAUUGUCAGCCCCACAAACACAUUAAAAAUUAUUGACUUUGGCAGUGCCCAGACCUACAACCCACUGGUGUUGCGCCAGCUGGGGCGUCGUGUUGGCACACUGGAGUACAUGGGUGAGUAUCUUUAUGGAAUUGGCAUACCAGAAGAUUGGGUAGGGGAGGAUGUGCGUGAGAUUUUGUGGGCAAAACAAACUGCUUGUGGAGUAAGUUUGCCAUGGAAUGAACAUACGUGGUACCUAUAGGCCGAGCUAUACAUGUGGCUAAUGGGUUGAAGUUGCAUACCAUUUAAUUGACAAAGGGACUAGCAUCAAAGAGUGGAGAUGGCAGAAAUGGGGGGAUUCCUCCCUCCCCAGAAUGUUAAGUUCUUGGUUUCGUAGGCUACUCUUUUGCAGGACUCACACUAGGAGAUGAGGACAGAACUUUAAAUCAUAGAGUUGGAAGGGACCCUCAGUAUCAUCUGGUCCAACCCCCUGCAAUGCAGGAAUAUGCAGCUGUCCCAUACAGGAAUCGACCUGCAACCUUGGCAUUAUCAUCACCAUGCUGUAGCCAACUGAGCUUUCCCCAGACACUUUACUGUUAGGUUUGUGUUUGUGUGUGUGUGUGUGUGUGUGUGUGUGAGAGAGAGAGAGAGAGAGAGAGAGAGAGAGAGAGAGAGAGAUUUGCUGCUCCAGGCUUAGAGCUGUUUACUUUACACAGUUUUGUUCACCUCCCAGGCUAGACCACAGAUGAUUCACUUGCAUCUUAACCAUAGAGUGGCAGAGGAUCAAUCAGCUUAAUCCAGUGGGUCUCACCAGCACAACAAACAGAAGCCCCUCUGGGCUCAUUAUGGCAAUUUAUUUAUUUAUUUUUGUAUAAGAUUUAUUGCCCACCAUUCACCAUAAGGUCCCAGGAAAGCUUAUAAAAAUAUAAUCAUACAAUUAUAAAAGCAAGUAAGGCAGUUUAUACAACUAUUAAAAAAACACAAGUAAAACCAGCAGUGAGGUGGCAUGGAGGGGCAGAGACACCUACCUGACUUUCUGGCAUGUGAUCCACUGCCGUUUACCAGGAGAGAAAAGGGGGAUGGGAGGGACACUGGCAUGGUGCAAACACACCAACUCCCAAAUUUGCAGCCAGCUCACCUCUCCAAAUAAGCAGUAGUGACUGACCUAUCAGGAGGUCAGGUAUACACUUCCCCCCACCCCACUGUCCACCCCUGAGUAAAAGAGUUCCAAAUAAAAGCAGCACAGUAUAGGUUAAACAAAAAAACCUUUAACUGUCAAAGGCCAGGGUAAAGUGGUGCAGCUUCUAUGCAGGGAAAGAUAUGACCCUUCACUGUUUACUUUGCAGCUCCAGAAAUGGUGAAGGGGGAUCCCAUUGGUUCGGCAGCUGACAUCUGGGGCUUGGGAGUCCUCAUAUACAUCAUGUAAGUAUGGCUGAAGAGGACGAAUGUGGGAAUCUGACAAGCAGGGGAGAAGAGGUGGAAUUAGAAAUGGAUGUCCAGAGCCUUCUUUUCUGACUCACCUGACCAGAUUCACUUAAAGGACAGGAUUAUCCUAGACUCCUGCCUGCAGUCAUAUAUCUCUGAUGCACCAUAAAAACUUAUCCAUAAAAACUUCAGAUCGGUACCUCUGAUCGGUAUCGUGGAGGUGCUGUUCCUCCCUUGCAGCUGGGAGUGCUGGUUUGAUGGACGAGUGAUAUUGUGCAUGUGUGUGCCCUGCACUUUUAUCUUCUAUUUUGCUUGUCAGGCUCAGCGGACGCUCCCCAUUCUUUGAGACGGAUCCCUUGGAAGUAGAGAGCAGGAUCCUGGCAGGGCGUUAUGAUGCCUUCAAGUUGUACCCCAACGUCUCCCAGAGUGCUGCACUCUUCAUCCGCAAGGUUCUCUCUGCCCAUCCAUGGUGAGUGAAAGGAGUGAAAGGCCUUGGAGGCAACGCCAUGGGAUGGGUGGCGAGGAAAAGUUGCCUUCGUAAAGAGCAGUGGAACAGACAGAUCUAGAAUCUGGGGGAGCUUCAAGGCAAGACUCAGAUUACUGAGGUUUCUCUCUCUGGUGGCAUUUGGGCCAUGGGAAUGGUGCUAUGGCCAUAGCCCCUGUGUCAAAAAAGCAGGUACUGCUUAGUCUUGGAUUAGUCUGGAGUUCAGUAAUAAAGUCCUGAGAGCUAAAUGAGCUGCUGAGGUUGAGAAUUCCUGAGCAGAUCUUUCCAGCAGUAGCAGAAUGCAGUCUGAGUCCAGCAUCCCUGAGAUCACCAUCACCCUUCAUGUUUAAAGUGUUUGUACCAGGGAUGGGGAACAUCUGGCCCUAUAAAUGUCCUUUGACUCCCAUCAGCCCUAGCCUAAAUGGCCAGUGGUCAGGGAUGGUGGGAGUUGCAGUCCCUCUGGACUAACAAUACUAGGACCUGUAAUUCCAAACCAUGCAACCCUAGGCAUGUGUGCCUGGAAGUAAAUUCCACUGUGCUCAACAUGGUGUACUCCCAGGUACUCCUGGUGAGUGAGAAUGGGCUGUUCUAGGAGAUGAGAGUCCUGAGCUAUAUCCUCAGUCCCCAACUUUUCUGCUACAAAUGUUUGGGGAAGGACUGUUGCCCAGUGAUGGAGCUUGUGAUUAUGUUCUGCAUGCAAAAACCAUGGCUUAAGGAAAUAUAGCUUCCUUGGCUUAAGGAAAUAUAGCUACAAAAGGGAGAAUUCCUGGUUGUCAAGAUCCAGGUUUGAGGCAAGUAAGAGAACCCCAGCAGAGAUUUAAAAUCACAAAACACGCAGCAAAUUAAGGCGUGCCAAGAUAGGCUGUUAGACCUUUAAAAUGUGCAUCCUUUAAAGUGAGUUCCAAAGUUUCCCUCUUCCCCUAACAUAGAAAAAGACCACAUUUGGUAUGUUAAAAAUGGUUUACAUAUAAACUCUUCAACAGUCAGAUUCAUGUGCUUUAGAAAACUGCACAGGCAGCAAAACUUGGCUUAGUUACAGUGGUGAUGGUUCCUAAAUUAUUGGUAUAGGUAGAAGUCAAGAGUGGCUUGUGAGAGCCAUUCAGCUAAGCUGGAGCAACCAGGUUAGCCUCUUCUCAGGUGGACCGAAGGAGAACAAAGGCUUGAAUGCCCAGUUCCUCCCAAGGUGAGCUAAGCCUGGCAGGACAGCUUACUCUAUGAUCUUAACCCUUUAAGGCAUUAAUUAGACUUAAGAACAUUGCCUAUAUGAGGCUGGUUAGCCCGCAAAAACUCCUAGGUUCAGUCAUCUGAGUGUCCAGGUAGGGCUGGGAAGGGCUGCUGCUCCUGAGCUAGAUGAAGCAAUGGCCCAGCUCGGGAUAAGGCAGCUUCCUGUAUGUUGUCCACAGCUCAUUCCUCCAGUCAUGUUCCUACUUCCUCCUUGUUCUUCUGGGUCUGGGGAGGGGAAAGGCAGCCUCAUCCUAAUAUCCCUUGGCCUUGCAGGAGCCGCCCAGCUCUCAAGGACUGCUUUGCCAACCCGUGGCUCCAGGACGCCUACCUGAUGAAGCUGCGUCGGCAGACCCUCACCUUCACCACCAGCCGCCUGAAAGAGUUCUUGGUGGAGCACCAGCGGCAGCGCAACGAGGUGGCCACCAAGCACAAGGUCUUACUGCGCUCCUACCAUGGCGCCAGCAGCCACAUGCCCUAGCCGCCUGCCCUGCCGGAGGAGCCACAGAACAUUCCAGCAGGGGGCGUGAUGGGCCAAGUACCCACCCAGCCAGCCAGGGUGGGACUUGUUGAUAUACCUCAUGGAUCAAGAAGAGUCGUCAGCACUGGCCGCUGUUCUUUGCUCUACCUACCAGUCCUGGAGGUAGCCUGGCCCAGAGAGAGGGAGCCUGGGGGCCGAAAAUGGCAGAUUGACAAGAUUCGCUGGGGUUGGGUUCAGGGAGGUAUGAAGCACUGUGGGCCAUGAAGCCAUGCUGUUCCCAGGCCAAGGUCAAGGGGGGAGGAAAAAGCCUUGACGUUUCCUUGUCUAAAUAAACUCCUCCUCCCCGUGGGGAUGCCAAGGGCCCUUCCUGUAUUGUGCCUCAAGGGCUGCGUCUGUACCCUGCGUAGGUCAGGUGCAACCAAGCGCUCCCAUUGACUUAACAGCAGAUGCAAAACAUGCCGGCUGCAGCCACUGAGCAAUGGGGCAUCUCUUCCUUACAUGCCAGGCUGAGCUGGGAAGAUGACAAUGAAGGAUCAACCCGGAAGUACUGCAGAUAAGGCAUUUCAGCAAUGGAAAACUCCAACCCCCCACCUGUGCAGCCAACAUAUGCAGUAUAGGGAGUAUAAUGGAUGUUUCUGGCCCCCAAGGCAGGGGCUGGGAGGGAAGGUGCACAUUAAAUCCACAGCACCCCUACACUUAAGACAGCAGCUAAUAACAAAGACUGCUGGAGUCAAGGGCUGAUGUUACUUUCCCUGGGGUUCCUCUCCACUCAGCUCUGCUUGGGUAUCCAGAAGAAGCCAAUCAUGUGAGGCACCCACCAGUUUUCCCCUGUUUACAUACCUACCAUCCCACAAUGCCUCUUCUUUGCUGCUGCCUUCCUUGUGUUUUUCUGACACGGAUACACGCAGCCCAGUCCUACCUUAAGCUUCAGAACCAGUGCAGAAGAUAGAUGCCUUCUCUCCCUGCAUGCCUUUCUGAAUCAAGGACAUGCUUCAGAUACACCACCCCCUCAUACAUUUGCCUACAUGAACCCGCCUCUCUUCCAGUGCUCUUUUGCCAUAGCCCCUUCUGGCACCUACAGAACACUCACAAUGGCACAGAGACAGGCAGAGGUCCUCCAAACAGGCACCUUCUCCUUUUGCAGUCAGGCACACAUGUGACCUUACAUGGCCUCUGGUGGUGGGUGGGUUGAAGAGGACAACAGGGUGGGUUCUAAGUCCUGGGAUGGGGGUAGUGGCCGUUUGUUUCUCUGCUCUUGACCUGUGUAGUGUCCAUAGCAAACCAGACCUGACAUACCCCACUGAGAAUGGUGGAGGCCAUUUUGAAACUGAGUCUACAAGUUUUCACAGCUGCGCCUUAGGGCAACCCAGGAGGGACAAACCUGGAUUUUGUAUGGGUAGGGAAUGAAGAGAAUGUACCAUUGGCGCAGAGUUGAAAGCAGACCUACCAAAUGAAGCAGACCUACCUAACCACCCCCACCUUGGCUGUGUGAAUCCAUGACCAUGGUUCCCCAUCUCAGUCUUUUCACCCCAUGCCCCAGUGUGUUUUGAUUGUGAAGAUGCUCGUUUCCCUGUGGCAUGGAGCAAGCAAAGCAAACCAGGACUGCUUCCAGAUGGGUGGCUUCCUAGCGCUAAUAAAUCAUUGCUCUUCCACUGUAAGGUACAAGAGGAAUUGCACACUAUCAGGGAUAUUGCACUUUUCUGUAUGUUCAUCCUGCUAUGUUCCAUCCACACCAGUGGGUGUGACAGAGCUCCUGGGUGGGGGAGGGGGAGGAAAGAUCUAAUUCACCUAAGUGGCCAUUUGAAGAAGAAACCUGAGUGAUUCUUAAAAAAAUAAAAUAAAAAUCAGUUAUUUAUUUAGCGCUAAGCACUUCUUCAUUAAAGUGUGAUCGCCCAUGAUUGCUAUG